Molecule: messenger RNA, 89745 nt
Organism: Pelobates cultripes (western spadefoot toad)
Lineage: Eukaryota; Metazoa; Chordata; Amphibia; Anura; Pelobatidae
Source: the annotation of a GenBank genome assembly
GGAAGUUCUGGGAUUGGUAGCCAGAAAAAAAGGGCUGUUUUUAGAGAGAGGAAACUAAAGACAUUAAAAAGCCACGACGCGAGUAUGCAUAGUUCUUGUAUAAUCAAAACCAUGUACAGGCUGAAAAAGAAACAUUCCAAAUGAAAGUGAGGACUUAUAAUCAGAUCACACUCCACAGUUUAGGAACAAAACCUGGAACGGAUGAAUAAGGCACUUUUUAAUGAACCGCUUCCCAGUGCUAUCUUCUGUCUCACCUGAAGCCCUGUUCAGGUAAAGUUAUACAGCUACUGUUCUUCCCUCCUGUCUGAGCUUUUUUUAUCCAGGAUAUUUACUGAUGUGUGAAUUGUCAGGAAUUUAAAGUGAAUUCAAAGCGAAUUUAACAUUUUAGACCAAAGUAGCCGAUUUGAAAACAUACAAUCAUUUGGCUAUUUUGGACAAAAAAAUUACAUUCACUUUGAGUUUGCCAAAAUUCAGACUUUAGUGAAUAAUCCAGUAUGUCUUAGAAUUGCGUGUUGCAAGAAGCUUAUCUAUGCACUUAAUGGGAUUCCAUACUAAGCAGUCAUUGGACUUACUAUACUAUCUAUACAGCAUCUAUCAUCCAUCUGCCUCAGAAUUAUCUAACUCUUCCAGUGCCAGAGGGGUUUGGGACUCACACUUUCCUAUUAGUAAAACCUGUAAAAAAAUUGUAUUUUAGUAACGCAGUGUAUUGUCUGUUUUUCUUUUUUUUUGGUACAUCCUGAUAAUGAGCAUGUCACUUAUCUGGUUUGUAGUGUUAAACUGAUUACAACCUAAUAAAGCUGAUAAAUAGGUUAAUCGGUAGUCAUUGUUGUUAUAUGGCAAUGUGCUAACAAUGUAUAAGCAAUGUCUUUUUAUAGAUCACUGAUAACAGUCAUAGCUAGGGCUAAAGAUGAAAAAAAAAUCAGUUGUGCUCAUUGAGUCUGGCCACUUUGAAGCCAUCUUGUUAUGUUAUACUUACAUUGUCUUUUUUCUGGAUUAGCUAAUAAUAUUGCAAACAUUUUCUGUAUCUUUAGUGUGUCUUUAUCAACUAUGUCUUCUGUAAGGCAAUCCCAUGUAUCUACUGCCCUUUCAGUAAAGAAUGUAUUUUCUACAUCCUUAUCCACUUACUGUGUUCCAUCUUACAUGGACCCAUAUUGUGUUAAGAGCCUCUUCUUAAUCACUUGGUUAGAAUACAAAAUGGGAUAUUAUUCCAUAUUAUCUGGUCCCCAUUAUUAGGAAGAGGUACAUAAUUUUUCCAGAGCACGGGAAACUGCCAACAAAAAGGUGUUUACUGUAAUUGUUCCUGCUAUGUUCAGAAAAGUAGAAUGACUCUUGUUUAGAUGUUUAUCAAAAUAUGAUGUUUAUGUCUAAAUUGUAAUUCUGGAGUUCUAACUUUAGAUUAUAAGAUUGUUUGGGCAGGGUCCUCUUCACCUACUGUUCUUGUAUGUCAUACAUGGUUUGUUAGAAUCAAAUGUUCGUCUAGUUUCCUCUUGUACAGCGCUGCUAAAUUUGUUGGAGCUAUAUAAAUAAUUGUAAAAGUGGAGCAGUCAGCAAGAAAUUGGAUUGGUUUCCACGGUGAUUGCUCAACUUUGCAGCAGAAUUACUCUUUAUACAUAACACAUAUAUUUCAUUGUUUAUUAUUUUACACUCCAACAAUGGGUCGCCAAGCUAUUGUCAGGGACAUCAUUUGGGUCCAAGACAAAAAGGUUAACAGCCACUGACCCUGUCUUUAUAUUUUGUUCAUUUAUUCUUCAGGGUAAAUUUACGCAUCACAAAAAUAUUGUUUAUUAGUAUAGUCCUUACUAAUACCACUGGAAGGAUAUGCAAGGUAUCUACUACUUAUACUGCAAAUAGUAUUUUCUCACGUUACCUUUUUUUCCAAAACCAACCCCCUUUGCUGUAGCACUACUCUUUUUAUUCCGCUCCCUUGAUUUUAAUAAUACAUACAGAGAUUGCGAAAAAUAUUUGCCCUGAUUUAUAAAUAGUAAUACUAAUAAUCAUAAUGUAUUUUACUUUUAAUUCACAAUUAUUUAUAACAUCUGAAAAAAUGUCCACAAUGACGUACAAUCAGUAUUGGAACACUGGAUACAGUACAUGAUUUAGUCUACCAUAAAAGUGUAGAAGUAUAUAUUGUAUAUCAUAUUGACAAUGUGCAGACUAGAUAGAGCGUCACAGAUGUGCAUUAUUUUGAGUUAUUGGGUCUGUAGUUAACCAGGACACCAUAAACACUGUCAAGAUAAUAUGGAUGAGAUAUUUUACUCUGCAGUAAAACAAAUUGACCUAGAAAACCUUACUGUGUUAUGUGAUCACAAUUCAAAGACAAAAGUGUAAUCUGCCAGUCGGGAUCCCUUUAGAUGAACUAUGCAUUUAAUGGUGAAUACAAUUUUAAAAAUGUGUUUAUUUUCUGCAUGAGUAAUGCUAUUAUAAGAAACAUACAAUGACUGUGGGCCUCAAUUUAAUAUUUUUUGGAUAAACAUUUAAAAUUUUAACUUUUUUCCAUAUAUUAAAUUAUCACAAAAUAUAUAAUUUAUAAAAAAAAUCACUGUCAAAAAAUAUUAAACAUUUUUAAAAUAUGUUUCAAGAUAUUAAAGAAUUUUAAACAUUUAUUCAAAAAUAUGAAAUAAUUUGAAAAAAUAUUAAAAAAUUAAUACAAGGCCAUAUUACAAAAGCAAAAAGACGCUGAAGGGUUUGAUAACCCUGCUCAGAAGAGCUUGCUAUCUAAUUAAAAGUAAAAUUUCCUUCUGCCAAGAAAUGCUAUAAAAUGACAUUGCCAUUCCAGUACAGCAUUGUGAAGGUUAAAUUAACUAAGAUAGCGUGCUCUGGCUGUUUCAAGAUAGUGAUACAUAAAACUAUUGAGAAUUUUAAUAAAACACACAGCCCAUUGCUAACGUACGUACACCUAGCUAUCAGUUUAUACAAAAAAAUUAUGUGACAGUAAUGCUUUGAAAAGAUUACUGUUUGUAAAAUACUUGGGGACAAAAAGGCAUUUACUAUUGCGUUUUCUUUUUUCCAUUAAAAUGAUUUUUACUGGCAAAAAUAGCAUUUUAUGAACGUAUUGCAAUGAUAACAGGAUAAACCUUAAACCAAAAGCAGGUCAAGGAAAUUUAUACUGUAAUAAAUAAACUUGAUGUUUCAAGGUGUGAAUCCUCAAUUCUUGAAAAGUCUCCUUGUCUGUAAAAUGUAAAGAGAGGAGUUAUAUUGGGAAAGAAAAGUCACUUCUCGCAAAAACAUUAUGUCCAGGACACCCACCGACAUCCGAUCUUUUAGGGUCUUGAUAAUAUUCUGAAAUAUUAAUUUCUAAAACAUUUUGGGCUGUAUUGUUUUAAACUCUAUUGUUUAGUUUUUGUACUUUCAAGGACUUACAGACUGUUAAGCAUAGUUUUGAUUGUCUGCUCUUGUGACAAGGGCCUUCAUCAGUCAUUUGUUUUGUAUUCCCUGUACUGUACUUAUAAUAUCACAGCAAUGUAUUUUGAUGUUUGCAAUUAAAAUGUAAUUUUAGCCAAAACACUGAUUACAAACAAAUAAGAGAAUCAGUUGAAAAGGAUUCUAUUAACUAACUUGAUGCUGUAAAAGGUUCAUCAAGUGUUUUUUUUUCAUAACUUGAGCAGAUUAAAUAGAGGCUUGCUUUGUUUGUACAUUAUUGGGCAAUUUAGUAAUGUCAAUAAACAAUUUAAAAGUGGAGAACCUUCCUUGUGAUUGCAUUUUAUGUUUUUGAAAUUAAAACAGCUGUUAUGACACUUCAAAGAUAAUGAGAAAAUUACUAUAAAUUUGCCACACUGUAAAUCAAUUGAUGGUAUUAUAGCUCUCAUUAUAAUGACAAAAGCCACUAGAGCCCAGGCUACACUGCUGUCACUGCUGUUAUAAUGACUCCAGGUACAGUAGUGUACUCCAUGUAGUUGGUUUAGGGGGAUUUGUGGUUAAAGGGAAACUCCAGUGCCAGGAAAACAAUCAGUUUUCCUGGCACUGCAGGUUCCCUCUCCCUCCCACCCCCCAAUUCCCCGUGAAAACCCCUUCAGUAACUUACCUGAGGCAGCGACGAUGUCCCACGUCGCUGCUUCUACCUCCACCGCCGCUCCUCCUUCUGACUGCGUCGGCCGGUGGGCGAGACUGAUCCCGCCCACCGGCCGGGGAGACCUUAUGCGCAUGCGCGGCAAUGCCGUGCAUGUGCAUUAGCGCUCCUCAUAGGAAAGCAUUGAAAAUGCAUUUCAAUGCUUUCCUAUGGGGAAAUGAGCGACGCUGGAUGUCCUCACACAGCGUGAGGAUGUCCAGCGAUGCUCUAGCACAGGUUUCCUCAGUACAGUGAUGACAGUAUCUUAGCUACGUGUAACUAACUAUCUGAUACUACAAACACAUGUACCUACAUAUGCCUUGUGGCAAUCUUGGCCUGCUAAACUUUUAUUUUACUGGAAUUCCAUCACAUGAGCACCAUAACAGAGCAUCGCUGAUCGGCUUAAAGAAGUCAGCUGAUCAUCUAUCCCAGUCAGAACCCCCCUUUUCACAAAACGGCUUAAGAGACGUAAGUAUGUGUCUCACGCGGUUUGGGAAUAGGGAGAUAAUAAUUGGCUUAGAGCUCUAAGCAAAUUAGCGACCCUAAAGCCCAUUGCAGCCCAAGGUGGUAUAAAGCGUAUGUUGGAGGGGGCAGAUCAAAACGUUGAGAUGGGUAAGACAGCGCCAAGUACCUCCUGGCACCAUAACAGCUUAAUUUCAAUGACGUUGUUAUGGUGCCUGUAAUGUUCCUCUAGUUUAAUCACUGCACAGUAGGGCAUCAUUUUCUGGGAGUUGCAGUUACUCUAUUAGGCUGACAGCAGAACUGCAAUUUCUCAAAAUCUGUGCUGUACCAUCUGUCAGGAUAAUACAUGUUUAUGUGUGUCUAGGAGAAAGUUUCUUCUGUGAUGUAUUGUAAGGGAAUGGGACUAUGACUACAGAUAACAUUAUAGACCAGGCACAUCAAACAGACUAAGGCUCAAAAUGUGUACUCUACAGUAGCCUUUGGUGAAUGAAAAUUCAAGCCUAGUGUGUAAAUAUUCACCCCUGGUGAUUGUGCCAUGGAUCCUCCAGGCUUGCAGUGGCAAGUAACCAUUGGGCCCGACUAGUAUAGUAAGGCUAUAAAUUAUGAGCCCUGGACAGGCGCACAAGGACAGGGAGUCUCCUUAAACCAUAACCUAUGCAGCAUCAUAAGUUGUUGUGCUGCUAGGUGUAUCCCUUUAUAGAACAUAUUUGGUCAGUAUUAGCAAAUUAUGCUAUUGAAAUACAUUUUAAUAUUCAUUCCUGUUUACCCUCUUUUUAUGUCGUUGUCUGCAAUCUUUCUAUCUAUUUUGACAAUGCUUAUUGAAAUAAGGCUAAAUUAUUUCUUAUCAGUACAGGUCCUGCAAAGGAACAUUAUAUAAGUGUAGUAAUAUAUAAACCUAUGGGUACCUUUCCCUAAAGUGUUGUUAAACCAAACUGAAACCUUUUGGCCACUGUUUCUUUUAAUUUAAAUGUGUUAUUAAGAGGUUUUCAAUGCAACAUGACAAUGUAACAAUAUUAUACAAAGCUGGUGUUUGCUCAGUGUAUUUCAGUAAUGCAUAAACAUUCCAUAUUCUGGAUAUAGUAAACAUAACGAUCUCAAUGGUAUAGUUUCAAUAUAAAUAUUACUUAACAUAUAAAAGUGAGAGUUUAUAUAAAACUUGCAUAGAAUCACCUACAUAUCACAAAUCAGACCUUGGGAGUCCAUCUCGCGAAAACGAUUUUCAAGAAAGCAUCUUUGCACAAUUCUCCCAAAAUUCAUUGCUUGAUAUGCAAAUGGUCAGACAGGCAACAUGUUUCCCCUUUGAUUUCAGCACUGUCUGCAAUGUAAAACUGUUUGAAACACAACCUUUUUUUUUUAACCAAUGCAUGAGUUGUAAGCCAUGAAGACCAACACCAACAACUGACUAUACACAAGAUUGACCUUUCCGGUCUCAUCAGCACAGUUUUUGGUCCAGGUCUUGAAGUUUUUCUGACAUCUUUUUUUUUAAAUUCUUUAUUUUUUCAUAGCCAAUAACGAAGUGCACUUUUGUGACAAUGCUAAGGCUUUCGCAGAAGCCGCUGCAUGAAUGCAUAUUCGUGCCAAGGUAUAGGCUUACGCAGAAGCCGCAAUAGAAGUACAUACUUUGAUAAGUGUAUAGGCUUACGCAGAAGCAGUUUUCAAGUGGUUUAGUUGUAUAAAGAUGAAGAGCGAUACUUUAAGACUAAUAUGCAUGUAGCGCUUCCAUUCUCGUCGGUGGUUAAUUCGUCAUUUUGUGUUUUAGCACAACAACUCUACGUGGUUUGUCAAUCGGGUCUUGUUUUGAGUACACAUGUCACUUUGAUUGGCAUGGUAUUAGACAGUUGCUAACUAAUAAUUAUUUAACAUUCCUUAACAUUCCUACAAGUAGAACAUACAUGUAACUAAACAUUGCGCUUAGUGAUACGGUAAGUCGGUGUAUCCGUGUCCGCAGCCCGGACGAGGGUCGUCGUGUGCCCCCCUGCCACCUUUCUCAUGUGAGUGCUUGAUUCUCUUGUCAACCCUCUGUGUUCUCCUGAUAUUGUUCCCACAGCUCCCAUAUUCUGCUAAAUUUUUUAGUGGUGUGUCUGACUAGGGAGGUUAAUCUAUCCAUAAGGUAAUUGUCUUUUAUCUUUGCUAGGACCAGAGCCACCGGGGGCAUUUCCAGGCAUCGCCACUUCUGUGCUAGCGCCCUACGGGCCGCUAAGUAAAUCAUGUUUAAUAAUUGUUGCUCUGGACGUGGGAGGCCGACUGUUGGUCUGGAGAGAAGGCAGGCCCAGGGGUCUAACUGUAACGGUCUUUGCAGUAUGUUUGUGCUAAGGCUGAUGAUUUGAAACCAGUAUGCCUGCACCGAGGGGCACUUCCACCACAUGUGCACAUAGGUGCCUCGUUCCCUGCAACCGUGCCAGCAUAGAUCUGUGGAGGUGAUCUGCAUGCGGAAUUGUUUUAAUGGUGUGGUGUACCACCUGAAAAGUGUUUUGAAUGAUUGUUCCUGGAGGGUGACGCAUAUUGAUGAUCUGGCUGUGGCCUCCUGCCAAUCGGAGCCCUCUAACGUCUCACCCAGGUCUGUCUCCCACUGAUCUGUGUAACGUAACUCCCCCCAUUCUUUGGCCUCCCCGCUAAGAUGAGAGUACAGUGAUGAUAUGAGUCCUUUGGGGUGUGUUUCUUGGUAGCAUAUAUUCUCGAACCAGGUGAGGGGGAGGGUGGCUAUCUCCUUGACUUCUUUUGAACUAGCAAAGUCUCGUAUUUGGAGGUAGCGAAAGAAGUCUUUGGUUGUUAGGGGGGAUUGUUCCUUGAGCUGGUCGUAGGUGACUAUUUGGUAGUUUUUGUAUAAAUGGCAGUAUCUCUGGAUACCUGCUCUCUCGAGGCCACUAAAGUCACCUGCUGUCAUUCCCGGUUGGAAGGAUCGGUUCCGAAGUACAGGGGACAUUGGGGAGGGGAACCUGCUUAAAGAGUACUUGGCUGCUAUUUGGUCCCAGAUUCUCAGGGAGUUUGUUAUUGCUGGGCAGGUUACUCUGGGGAGUGCUCUGUGUGCCUUGUGUAACCAGGGGUAGAAUUGUGGUAGACCUUGCCCCAUUAGAGAUGUCUCGAGUUCUACCCACCGUUGGGUGUCUGGUGUGGAGUGCCAGUAUGCGGUUUGCGCUGUCUGCGCCGCUAGGUAGUAUACGUACAAGUUCGGUAGUCCGAGUCCCACUCUGUCCUUGGGACGGUAUAGGAGUUUCCUUGCUAUUCUAGGUCGCUUCUUUUGCCAAAUGAACAUGUCUAUUGCUUUUUGGAGUGUAGCUAGGUCACUCCUUUUGAUCGGUGUGGGCAGGGCCUGGAACAGGAACAGUAUUCUAGGGAGAAUGUUCAUUUUAACUGAGUGGAGUCUACCUAGCCAUGAGAUGGGUUUGUCUGUCCACUGUUCCAGGUCUCUUAGGAGUGAACGAAUCAAUGGGGAGUAGUUUGUGUCGUGUAGGUGUUCGUGCUGCGCCGUGAGUUUAAUCCCUAGAUAGGGUAUGUUGUCGGCCGUGAUGGGCAGACCGUGUCUAUCAUGUAUUGUAACUCUGUCCUGAGUCGGGAGGUGAAAUGGUAGUGCCAUGGAUUUGGUGAGGUUCACUCUAUAGCCCGCCAGGGUUCCGUAGUUGUCUAGGAGUUCUGUCAAAUGUUCCAUGGAGGUCAAGGGGUCUGUGAGAGUCAGCAGCACGUCGUCUGCAUAUGCGGAUACUUUGAAGGUUUUUCCUGCUACCCUUAUUCCGUGUAUGUGUGGAUGUUGGCGUAUGGCUUGUAAGAGCGGUUCUAGGGAGAUAGCGAAUAAUAGUGGGGAAAGAGGACAGCCCUGGCGUGUGCCGUUGUGAAGGUGGAAGGGGGUCCUAGUGGCUCCUGCUAUUAGGGUUUGGGCUCUCAGGUUGGUAUAUAAGGCGUGUGUGGCCUGGAUGUAUGCCCCCGGGAAGCCCCACUCCUCAAGCAGGCCAAACAGGUAUGGCCAUUGCACCCUGUCAAAGGCCUUCUCCGCGUCCAGGGAUAUGGCCAGUGAAGGCUGUUCGGAUACUUGCAUGUACCAUGUGAGCACCGCCCCCCUGCGUGUGUUUUCGUACAGUUGCCUACUGGGUAUGAACCCCACCUGGUCAGGGUGAAUUAGGCGUGUGAGCAUCGGCGCUAACCUGGCCGCCAGGAUUUUUGCGUAGAUUUUGAGGCCCAAAUUGAUCAGGGAGAUGGGUCUAUAAUUUGUUGCCGAUUCAGCAUCUUUCCCGGGUUUUGGGAUAAGCGUGAUGUUGGCCAAUGCCAUGUUGGCAUCGGGUGCACCGCCUGUCAUGAAGUGGUUAUAUAAAGAGGUGAGGUGGGGGGCCAAUUCUUCCCUGAAUUUCUUGUAAUACCCUAUUUUGUAUCCAUCGGGGCCUGGGGCUUUGUUCCCUUUUAAGAUCGCUAUUGCCUUUUCUACUUCUAGUUGUGAGAUCGGUUCUUGUAGGUUUGUGAUAUCGGUAUUAGUCAUCUCAGGGAGUUUAAUGCCGGCGAGAAAUGUACGUAGUGAGGAACGUAUUUGUUCUGGCGUGUUUUGUGUAAGAUGUGUCUGCCCAUAUAGGUUCGAGUAAAACUCCGUGAACACCCUGUUUAUUUCUUGGGGAGUCGUUGCCAUUUCUUGGGUGAGUGUGCGUAUUUUCGUGAUGGGUUUGUGGUCACCGCGGGGGCGUAGUGCUCUGGCUAAUAGGGAGUCCAUUUUGUUGGACUUUUCGUAGAACAGUCGCCUAGACCUCUGGAUGGUGUGUGCCACCCCCUCAAGCAGGGUACCCCUGAUCGAGUGUCUCAGUGCGGUGAGUUCUGCUAAUUUUUCUGCUGUGGGAUUGUGUUUGUGCUGUUGUUCCGCUUUUCUCAGGGCAUUCUGACAUUCUAUCAGUGCUCGUGUGUUGCAAUUUUUUUUGUGCGUUGCUGCUCUUAUGAAGUGUCCUCUCAUGACCGCUUUAUGAGCCGCCCAUAAUGCUACUGGGUCAACUUCGGGCGUGGUGUUAUGUGUGAAGUAUUCUGUGAGGAGAGUGCGCGUGUCCUCGCAUAUGGUGGCACUAUUUAACAGACUUGUGUUAAGGCGCCAUGUCCAAGUGGCGGAGUAUUUGAGUUUGUCCAAUGUGACAGAUAUGUCUGCAUGGUCCGACCAUGUGAUACUGCCUAUGUCAGUUUCUGACAUCUUUUAAAUCAGAAUUAAAGAAAAAAUUGGUGAGAACAAACUUUGAUAAAACUCACCAAUGACUGAUGCAAAGAUUUUAAUUUACUGCUAAUCACCAUACCACAGUCAGAGGAAAACUCCAUCCUGGUCACAGCAUUUCUUUAAAAAGCAGUGUGUACAUUAAAGACUGCAGGAACAUACUAUACACUACAUUAAACUGUAGAUGUUCUGGUGACUACAGUGACCCUUUAAAAGUUAAAGGACCAUUAUAGUGCCAGGAAAACAUACUCGUUUUCCUGGCACUAUAGUGCCCUGAGGGUGCCCCCACCAUCAGGGUCCCCCUCCCGCCCGGCUCUGGGGAGAGGAAAGGCUUAAAACUUAACUUUUUUCCAGCGCCGGGCGAGGAGCUCUCCUUCUCCUCUCCUCCUCUUAGGCUGAAUGCGCAUGCACGGCAGAAGCUGCACGCGCAUUCAGCCGGUCUCAUAGGAAAGCAUAUACAAUGCUUUCCUAUGGACGCUGGCGUCUUCUCACUGUGAUUUUCACAGUGAGAAGCAAGCAAACGCCUCUAGUGGCUGUCAAUGAGACAGCCACUAGAGGCUUUGGAGGCUGGAUUAACCCAUUUAUAAACAUAGCAGUUUCUCUGAAAUUGCUAUGUUUAUAAAAAAAAAGGGUUAAUCCUAGAGGGAACUGGCACCCAGACCACUUCAUUAAGCUGAAGUGGUCUGGGUGCCUAGAGUGGUCCUUUAAUAUCAAUAAAUAUGUAAGGUCAAAAUAGCCAAGCUAGAACAUUUAGUUGAUUAUGUUUCAGUUUGCCUACUCUAACUUUCAAAUAUAAAAUCACUUUGAAUCCUCACUUUAGUAAGGAAACCGGCUGGUAUAACUUUAGACCAGAAAUGACCAAACAAUGGCUUUCGUCAUCAGCCUCAAUAUUGUUGCCAAAGAUAAUGUCAGUUAUAACCCACUAUCUAGAUGAGGAUACAAAUCACGGCAGUUCUGGAUCAAUGGGUUUUAGUGAAUUAACAGAAAUGUUAGAAUGUUUUUCCUUUUAGUAAAUGUUAAUGUUUGCAUAACAGUCCCUACACAAAAUACUGCUGACAUUUCUUAUAUAUAGUGACUUCACGCUUCUAAGAAUAUUUACAAAUAAAAUUUAAUGGAGGACAUGAUUUUAUAUUUUUCCAUGACCAAUAUUAAGAUCUUGCGAUGUAAUCACAUCAGCCAUUGAUUAUUUUGGUCUUUAUUCCUUAAUCAUGUCUGAUUAUAUAUCAGUGUAGUAUUGAUCUAUCCCACCGAUGGCAACGUUUUUCUACAAAUUAAUUAACUAUACUUUGUCACCUGCUUUCCUGAUGCAGUUUCUCUUUUUAAAUGGGAUUCCCCCUAUAUGUCUGCUGCAUGCUUCUGCACCGGUUAAGUGAUUUUGAUGUACACUUUGAUGUACACGGAUGUUCGCACUAGCAGUGACAAGGUGCACCAUGAUGGCAUGACCUAUUACUUCUAACGUUUACUCAAAUUUCCAGGAUUAAUGGUUAUACCAUAAACAGACACUGAUUCUCAAAGAGUGAUUGGUGUCUGUGGCAUAAAUUGUGUGCCACCUUAGAAGUUUGGUGGCACUGCGCCAUAGUUCUUCCAUUCCUGAUCUAUGCUAUCGCCAUAUUUGAACUCCAACAGGCAUAUUUACUAAAGUGUGAGUUGUUGUGAAUUCAAAGAGGAUUUCCAAUUUUGGGCUGAAGUAAUCAAACUGAAAACAAAACUAACCUGGCUAAUUUUACCAAAUCAAUUAUAUUGAUCUAAAAUGUGAUUUUCACUUUAAACACAGGGGCUGAGGGAGGGGGACAGGGGCUGAGGCGGGAACUGUGGUGGGGGCACCGAGGCUGAGAAAGGGGACAGGGGCUGAUAGAGGUGGCACAUGGGCAUUGGUGGGGGCACAUGGGCAUUGGUGGGGGGGCACAGGGGCUGAGAGAGUUGGCACAGGGGCUGAUAGAGGGGGCACAGGGGCUGAUAGUGGGGGCACAUGGGAAUUGGUGGGGGCACAUAGGCAUUGGUGGGGGGCACAGGGUAUGAGAGAGGGGGCACAGGGGCUGAGGGGGAGACAGGAACUGUGGUGGGGGCACAGGGGUGAAGGGGGCAUGAGCUGUUGAGGGGGGCAGGGGCUGUGGUGGGGCAGAGUAGGGAGACAGGAUUUUAAAAAUAAAAAAGUGUAUUCCUUAACAUGGGCCAGGGAGGAGUGGAAAAGGAGCUGGAGGCAGCACACAGCAGUCAGUGAAGUUGGCCAGCCUCUCCUGAUGAUGUCAGGAGGAGAGGGCAUGACUUCCUCUGCUCUUCUCCCAGACUUUCCAGCGGUCCUGGGAGAAGAGCAAUGGAAGUCACGCCUUCUCCUCCUGACAUCAUAAGGAGUGGCCAGCUGACUCCACUGACUGCAGGCUACAGGGAGAGCAAAGUGAGUUGAAAAAUCAGAGUCCCCAGCCAGAGGCAGGGGAUUCGGAUUUCUGCACCCCCCUGCUCUUGUGCCCUAAGGCGACCGCCUGUGCCGCCUUAUGGAUGCGCCAGCCCUGAUAGAGGGUUGCCACUUCUAAAGGAUCACUAAUGUCACCCAGACCACUCCUUCAAUUUUGUAGAAACUGCAAUGUUUGCAUUGUAGAGUAAAACAUACCUCUGGUGACUCUCUUCCUGAAAGCCACAACAAGCAUUUACCUGUGUCUCAAUGAAAUGCUACUCUUAAGGCAGCAUUUAAAUGGCACAGCUCAGUGAUUUGCCACGCAUGCACACUAGCCUCCCAAUGCUUUUCUUGAGGAUCUUGGCUAGGGAGGUGGAGUGACCCCAGCGAAUUCAGCACGGUGAGAGAAGAAAGGUAAGUAAUGACUUUCAAACCCUCAGGGGGAGGGAUGGUAAGACUACACCAAUAUAGAUAGAGCAACAGUAUAGCAUUAGGAAUACAUGUUUGUAUUCCAAACGCUGUAGUGCUCCUUUAAAAAUUUAUAUUAAAAUGUUAAUAAAUCAUGGAACUGCAACAACUGAAUAGAUAUCCCAGUGUUGUGGGUCAGUGAUUUUUUUUUUUUAGGGAUUUCAUUCCAGUUCACAUACAACAGUUUGACUAUUUUUUUAGUCAUAACUGUUCAUUCGUGUGUCUAGUAAUAUUUUAAUAGUGAUGGCUAGAAAACUGGGUCAGAGCAUCUCCAAAAGGGCAAGUCUUGUGGGGUGUUCCCGGUAUACUGUGGUUAGUACCUACCAAAAGUGGUGCAAAGAAGGACCAGUAUCAGGAUCAUGGGCUCCGAGGGCGCAUUGCUGCACAUAGGGAGUAAAGGCUGGUCCGAUCACAGUUUGAGCUACUGUAACUCAAAUUGCUGAAAUACUGAAUGCUGGCCUUAAUAGAAAGGUGUCAAAACACGCAUUAUAGUUUGCUGUAUAUGGGGCUGCAUAACUGCAGACUGGUCAGAGUGCCCAUGAUGUCCCCUGUCAACUGCUGAAAGCGCCUUCAAUGGGGAUGUGAGCAGCAGAACUGGACCAUGGACCAAAGGAAUAACAGUUUGACGAAUAAGGUGGAUGGCCAGACGCUUGAGCAUUGUUUACGAGAGGAAUAGAUGGCAGGAUGCUCGUUAGAGAAAAGGCAGGACGGCAGAGGCAAAGUUCUGCUGAGAAUCCUUGCAUCCUGGCAUUCAUGUGGAUGUUACUUUGCCAUGUACCAUCUAUAUGGAAAUUGUUGCAAACCAAGUAUACUCCUUCAUGGCAUUGACCUCUUCCAGCAGGUCAAUGCCAUGAAAUGGUUAAAGGGUGUGUGGAACAUGACGAAAGUUUGUCCAUUCGUGUUUGAACAAAAUUUGUGCAUUUUGUUUGGUUCGAAAUUUCAUUUGAAUUAAUGAAAUUCCGAUCCGAUUUGUGCCGCCGCAUGCUUACUAAACAGUGAGCAGCCUGUAGCUGCUCACUGUUGUAAAAACAAACAAAAAAGAGAUCCCCUACCCCCUACUCCAAUAAAGUGACCAAAGGUGGGAAACCUAUUAAAAUAAUUAACAUAAUGUCACCCCUGAACCCCCACCUGUGCCCCACGAGUGAAGGCUAUUAAACUAAAUGGAGGACCUAAGAUCCCCUUCCAGCCCCCACCCAUGAGAAGCAGAUGGGGGUCCUAAGUGAAAAGGGGGGGACCUAUUGUCCAAAAACAUGCUUACAUUUAAACGCACAAUGACUGCUCACAAAUACAAAUCUGCAAGGAUGAGCAGGAUUGGUAGGUCCCAGCUGGCAUAUGAUCUUUGGAGUUGUACAACAGAAGGGGAUCGAACUUUUGUCCAGUCUUGCACUAAAGGGGAUCCCAAAAUACUUUCUUGCAACAGGGCCCUCUCUACUUUAGUUCCGCCACUGCUUGCAGGGAUAAAACUACAGGGGCAUGGCACCCAGACCAAAUCAUUAACAGCAUGUCCAGUAAAUGAGAGACAGCUAAUUUCAUUACCCAUGUCACAACACAGAUAAUAUUUCCUUGCAUACCUUCCUCAAAUCUGAUGGGGCAGUCAUGAUUUGAGAAUCCUGGGGGCGGAGUUAAGCUACGGACAAGGAUAGUCGCAUGGACGAGGAGCUCCCGACUAAAAUUAUACAAAUCUGCUGAUAUUGAAGCCCAACACGGCCCCACGGACCCCAAGGUGCCCCUAACACACCCGACGACAAUGGGCAGAAAAACGAAGAAGCCCAAGCCCGACAAGCCCCGUCAGGGUAUGAACAUCGGGGACAUGUGGAGACAGGCCCAAGAGGCCGCGAGCACAACAAUGGAGUCCCUGCAUGGAGGAUGUACAGACUUCUCGGAUGAGACAUCCGAUGAGGGAGAAGGGAGCCUCAUACCAACUGGCUUACCACAGCUGCCUGAGAAAUCUCGACCACCCGCCUCAACCCACACGCCGGUCACCAUGGAGGCUAUCACGGCACUCAUGGCCUCCCACCAUGAAAAAAUUUCAACGGAGGUGGCAACAAUCCGGAAAGACCUGCAAGGCCUGUGCACCCGGCUGGGAACGGUGGAAAACACCUCCAGAGACCACACAAGCCAGAUUGCGGAACUGCAAGCAGCGGUAAGCGACCUGACAAAACAAGCGACACUCCAUACACAACAAUUGGCCACCCAAGAAGAUAGGAGACGCCAAAAUAACCUGAAGCUAAGGGGGGUCGCGGACUCCAUUCCUGAAGCAGAGCUCCCUCACCUUACCAGGCGACUGCUAACUGCGCUCCUGACUCCAAAGGUGGCAAGAACGAUCCUGCUGGAUGAGAUUUUUCGCAUCCCAAAGCCGAUUACAGCCCCACCAACGGCUACCGGUGAUAUAAUCCUCCGCUUUCAAACAGCAAGAGACAAAAGGGCAGUACUCGAGGCCAUCAAGGGCAGGCCAACAUACACCUUUGAAGAAAUGUCCCUCUCUUUCUAUGCGGAUUUAUCGAGUGGCACACUGUCUUGGAGAAGGUCCCUCCGGCAGGUCACCUCUCUCCUACGGCAGCAAAAGAUCCGAUACCGCUGGGGACCCGGCCGAACCCUGAGCAUAGAGAGCGCAAGUGGCCCUGUGCUGACACGGAACCUACAAGAGGCCGCAGAGGCAUUAGAGAAGCUAAACCUCCCACUGUCAACUCUAGAAGCUGCUUCAGCGCAGAGAGGCCCCACAAGCUGCAGCCUCGGGACACACUCGGCUAGAGCACCGGAAUUUGUGCCAAAGCAAAGACCAGCGGAACCCUAUGCGGCAGCCACCACUUGAACAGAGACUCUGAGCCAGGGACUGCUCACUGGGACGUUUUUCUUCUUUUUUCACCUACACAAAGGUGUGAACUCUCGCUCCGGCUACGGAUCACGGGGACUAUCAGUUGGAACAACACCCAGGGUCCUCCACCACAUUCAACUCAAUUGCAUACCUACUAUCCACACUAGCCCACGCAGUCUAGCCACUUAACUAUAACUAUAGCUACGCUAGGGGUAUGGGAGGCAUGCUUCCAAGAGCUCGCUACACUUACCCAGAUUAACCCUACCACUCACAGCCCUACCACUCAUGUCGCUGUGUCCUUGACCUCUGCGAGCUGAGGCACAUAGCCUUAGGAGACCACACUGGCUAGCAGGGCGAUACUACACCCUAACUCCUUACUUGCCCAGAUUAGGCGAAGUUUAUGUUCAGUUUAGCGACCAACACCUGUUUACUUCUAACGUUACCAUGUUAGUACUGUAUUCAAGCAUACCUAUAUCAAGCUCAUAUGUUAUUCAGUUACUUUAACAAAACAAAGAAUGUGCGGACCUUUUCUGCUUCAAUUUAUAAAACUGUGCAGUUCUCUCACUUGCCAUGUCAGAUACUGUAUGUUGAUGUUAUGCCUGUGACUGCUGUUGUGGCAACAUGGGCUUGCUGUUCUAAACUUGCACUACAAAAAUAAAGAAUUUAAAAUAUGAUUUGAGAAUCCUGCCUUAUUCUUCAGGUGUCCCCAAAAAGCAAGUAAUUUUCCACAGAGUGUACUUGUAGCUGUGUCAGUAGGCCAUCAGAGAUACAGAAAUUUUGGAUGAUUUUUCACGAGUUGAUUCAACACUAACUUUAAUGGGGAUUUAGCACAGAAGCUAAACGUUCUUGUAUCUCUUUUUUUAGCUACUUCGAGGAACAAUAAAUACAUUACCUCGGGUAAGCUUUAUAUGCCAACACCUCACACCCAGUUAGGUAUCUGCAUAUAUUUAAGUGUAUUUUCAGGGUUUCAACUGUGGCUUAACCUGUAACGAGUGCCAUUAAGAUCAGUAUGAUCACUGUAUACCAAAAAUAAUAUAUAACAAUCUCGCUAUGGUUCUACCACUGGUCUUUUUUAAGUACAGCAGUCUUCUGAUAAAUGGAAAUCAAAUUAGGAAGAGGUGAUGAGAGCAGUCUUGUUUAAAAUAAUACAGCUGAAGCAACUUGAGUUCUGUUAUCACAAGGCAGAGAUAAAAACUGUCAUUUUUUUAAUGAUAACAUCCCUCGAAAACCAAUGAACAGACCAGUUUUAACAUCUGCCUCUAAUAUGACUUCUGUGACAAAACCAAGAUGGCUGCCUGCAACUUUAUAAUUGAUUAUUCUGGAAACAUUUCAGAUCUGUAGAUAACUAUUCUGUCAAAAAUAAUGGUGUCAGGAAACAGUAUAUAUUUUAUAUUAAACAAAAUAUGUUCUUAUAUAGAUAUAAUUUCCCUUUUAAUGCUUAUAUUCUUGAGCAGCUUCUGAAAGUAGUUCAGAGUGCGUGACUGUAGUCUUCCAUCACUGCCAACAUCUAAACAAUCUUGAUUCCUGAACUGGCUUCCCUUGAGACAGCCGGGUGCCUCAAUUCAAUACCAGGAAGCUACGGACAUACACGUUCUUUUUUAGAUUUUAAACAACACUAAAGAAAUUAUUCGUUUAGGAAUUCUGAGGUUACACUAUUCUUUUAUUAACGUGAUUGUGCAUGGAUCCACACAGGGUGUGGCUGUCUAUUAAGGGUUUUCAUAGUGGAAUAUAUUGUUUGUAGACACAAAUAAUGUGCUUUUUCUCUGCUUCCUUGAGACAUUUCUGCCUGUCUGGAAUUUGUAUAUUUGUUUAUAGAUAGAGAUGAUAAGAAUUCCCUGCAGACUAAGCUAUGAAGUAACAGGCAGGGCAGUCUGAGCUUCUAACUGUUGACAGCACAUUUGAAACUUUUCUGUCUUUUGACUAAUGCACAUUUCCUCUGAUUUAACCCAUUCACUGCCAAGGAAUUAUUAUUUUUUUAUUUUUGGUAACUCUUUAUUUUCGAUGUGCAUGAAUACAUCAUGAAUAUUGCUCAUGUAAAAUAUAUUAAUAAAGAAAGUAAUAUCCAGCAAGAAAAAUGAUAGACUGCACUUUUUAGUUUUUUUUUAAUAAAGUCUGGUAAUAUAAUAAAACAAGAUUAGCACAAUGCACAUAAAUUAUAAUCAGAAAAAGAAGCAGUGCAGCAUAACAUUUGCACUAGGUGUCCGGUCAGCAAAAAUUAUUUUCAAUAAGCUAGACAAGCCUGUCUGGUGUAUGGCCAGUUGGAAAGCAAGUCCUGCGGCUUUGAUUUAGACCUGGGCACGGAUCUCCAGCAAGCCGUUUCCCAUCAGAGGCAGAGCAGAGCCCUGUUCAGUAGUUGGGAGCCAAAAAACCAUCAGGUGGUAUAUAGUGGAUUGUCCGGUCAGACAAGGGUAACUGGGUUGGUGUGCUUUGACAACUGUUGAAACCGCAAGGAUCUGUCUGCCCUCGGUAAACUUGAGUAAGUGUAUUGUGGUUCAGCUUGCAGUGUCACCUGUGGCAAUAAUUUUCACCGCCUCCUGGACCCCUUUGUGGAAGACUCUCCUGCUCCCCUAUGAGUAGGCCUCAUAGCAUGCUCAGAGUGAGCCACCACCUCUGCUGGCGCGGGAGGAGUAGGUUCUUGCUGUUGUGUGACAAGAGUAGGUUGUUGGCAACAGAAUUCUUUAAAUAUCCGGUCCAACCCAGUCAGGACUUGAGACUGCUGGCCUCCACUGUUGUGGAGACAGGGCUUGUCCACCAUAGUAAUAGAGAGGCCAAUCCUAUGGCUUAGUAGAGCAAGUGUGCCUCCCGGCGCAACAGUCACAGAGAUAGGUGCCAGGAUUACCCUCACAGGCGUAGCGGGAAGGUAUGCUCCGGUGGUCAAUGCAAAGAACAGAGAGUCCAAGGGCAGAGGGAUUGCCUGCCUCCCUCUUGCCCAUGUGUAGUAGGCCGUGACUCUGUCUGUGCCUGGAAUCACCGAACACAAGCAGAACUGCUUCAAACUUAGAUAAGCUGGAGCUCCCACAAGUGACAAGAGUGCUGCAAAUAGUUGAUUUUAGUCGGUUAAAUUAGUUCAAUUCGCCCUGAGCUCUCUCAAGAUGUGACCGACUGGUUCUGCAGUUAGGCUCUGCCCCUCACCAAGGAAUUUUUACGUUUAAUAGUCCCAAAAAAAACAGGCAUACUUGAAGCAUUCUAUUACAUAUUUUGUGUCACUUAAAUUAAGGGAGCUAACUGUUACGGCUCCCCCGGUAGGAGAGGAGUUACUGCCGUAUAGGACGUUCCCUUACCGAAUGCUGAGGUAACUACUGAGCGCUCCAAACUCCCGAACAGCAAUCACACGAACCCGUUGGUUUCCAAAAACAGCCGAACAACAAUCACAUGAAUCAGUCAGUCUCCCAAAUAGUCGAACAAGCAUAAUCCAUACGAAUAAUCCCCCCAAUGACGAGACAAAGCUCCGUAUUGAGGGUCAGCAGGAAUCUGAUUUAAUGUGGGCUACAUGCCCGGUAUUUUUGCUGGUCUCCCAUCUGGUGGACACUUCCCUAGGGGACCAAAUGGGAAACUGGGACAAGGACAUUGUAACAACCAAUCACAGCGUUACAUACAUAGCCAUUCCCCUUUUAUUACCCAGGACCCUCUGCUCUGCCCGGGAGAUAAUUGUGAAGUAAUUCAAUUAUCUCCCAGGACAAAGACCAACCGCCAUUUUAGAUGACAAGGACAAGAAGGCAUAACAAUUCAUAACUGUUCAAUAUUAAAACAUAACAUAUGCAUUCAACAGGUCCCCAGAUAGCUAGGAUCUGAGUGCACAAAAGUACAGAAUAGCGCUCAGAUCCGAUGUACACAGUCCAAUCGCCAUGGAGUCAAAGUGUUCACAAAGUCUGUUCUCUAUACGAAUGGGCUCCACGGCAUGGCUAUCUGGGGUAUGGUUUAUUCGUUCCCAAAGUACCGAAUAGAGGGACGUUCACGGAUUUCUACCGAAGGAGAAGGGAGGUCGGCGGCUUCAGCGGUGGUCGUGCCAAAAAGUGUCCGUUUUGAGUUCCAUGAGUUGGCCGACGAACACCGCUGAGCUUUCGUGGAUUUAAAAUGGCCGCGACCUUGUGUUCGGUAUACGAAUGGCGGCCACCCAGCUACAGUAUCAAUUAAGAGGUGUCUGCGGUUAACCUCAACGUUCUAAUGGGGCCAAGAGGUUAACAAGCAGCACAGUACUCUACUGGGUGGCCGGCCAUUCGGGAGUUUUAUUCGGUAGUUAAAAAGGGAACGGUAUAGAGUCCACAUGAACGGGAAAACACGAAUUAAACUAACGAAUGAAGAAUAAGUCUCUGUAAGUUCAAGACAGAGAGAUCUGUCACACUAACUAUGCCUUUUGCAUGUGCGCUGCACACACUGACCACAGAUGUAAUUUUAGCACAGAAUUCACAUUUGGUAGUUCGUAACAGAGUUGCAACAUGGAUGUGACUUUAAUUUUUGAGAUUGUGUCUGAACGAUCUGAAAGGUGAUCCUAAAGCUGGGGGCUUAUAGAAAGUAUGCUAUUCAAAAAUAUUAAUAUUGGAGAAAACAUACUAAUCAAGGCAGGGCUGGCAAGGAGGGCAUGAACGGAUCUCCCCUCUGGGACUAGUAUAGAGAGGACGGUGGGAUCAUGCCUCACAGUUCAGUAUUAAAUAUAUGAUAUAGUAUAUUCUUUUAUUUUUAUUAUAUUCCAGUAUUUGAGAUACUCAUAGUAAACAUUUAACGUAGAAUUAAGAAUGGAAGUGAAAUAUUGUGCGGCUUUCAAAUAAAAUUUGCUAUUUGUUUGUAGUUGCCCCCAGGCCAUAUGUAGCCAGCCCUCUCCUAGUACUAAUUGAUAGGAAAGCAUUCAUAUAAAAAUAAGGAUAGACGGAUUAUCAGUUCCACCAAUUAUUAGAGUUGGUAAUCUGCAUAUUUUUUAUAUUGUAACUUACCAAUAUUACCGACAACUUACAUCUUCCAGUUACCGCAUUGCCGUCUUCCACUGUGGCUUUUUUAUCUCCUCAUCCACUUUGUGGUCUACUAUGAAUUUGCUUGUUUUGCCCAUUGACUGCCAGGAGAUUAAUGGAAACGAGCAAAAAAUAUAUAUAUUUUUUUCCCAGUCAUCUAAUUUGAUAACAUUUGUAAAUCUAUUAUUGUUAAUAAAGCAUGUCUGAGAAAAAUGUGUAUGCUUUAUCUACGUAGUGAAAAUGUCUCCACUAUAACAUCAGAAGACAAAAAUGUACGAUGAUAAAUAAAAUGAAACCCUCAAGAAUUCACUCUUCACAUUCUCACAACGUGCAGAAUAAAAAAAGUUUUUUUUGUUUUUUUUUAAAAACCCUAAAGAAUCUUACUAAGUACUUACAGAUGGCUGUCGUUCAGCCAAAGCUCAUUAUUUAAAGAAAAACUAAUGUAUUUGGUUUUGUUUUGGUUUUUGUUCUUUUUUUCUCAAGCUAUUCUUCCAGAAAAUGUUUUACGAACAGGAAGUAGGUGCACAGAGCCAGGGCUACUUUAUCUGGUGAGAAAGCUGGGUAUUUUAAUCAGCGGUCACUAUUAACAAGUGCUUCUAUCGCAAGAUCAUGAGGUCAGGCAUAUUGGCACAGCAACUGCCAGAGAAAGGGAAGGAGGCCCUUUCCUGCAUGUGAAAAUCAGUGACCAGUAAUAAAAAUUGCUGCCCAAAUUAUCUCUCUUGUUGGAGAUAGUGAGAAUUGAUGCUUAGAUCUAAGCCCCUGGUGGCACUGCUUCCUCAUUUCUCUGUAGCCAACCAUAGAAUAAGGAUGGGAGGGGAACUAUAUAUAUAUAUAUAUAUAUAUUGUAAUUCAUACCUUAGCCGACCAUUAGAAUUAAACUUCUCAUGGUCACAUUUGUACUUCUUGUUUUGAGAGAAUUUAAUCUGAUGGUUCCUUCAUCUUCCAGAUGUUGCAUGAAAUGACAGCAGUUCUUGAGAUGUAGCCAGAAAGUCUGAAAUUUGUAGUAAGGGGACACAUUGAAGCAAUUUUCUUUGUGUAUUUGCCUUUUAUGUGUUUUCCGAUAAUUAAUGCUGUUCUACGUUUGCAUAAAUGCUUUCUUCUUUGCAUGAUCUUUUUUAAAACACUGAGAGAUCUAUGGAUUCUUCAUAGUUUAUGUCAACAGUUUAUUAACUUACAAGCCUGCUCUCUAGAACCCCUCAUGUGUCUGAAAUAACUAUUCUACAGACUAAUCUGCAAUAAAAUAAAAAUCACUAUAUUAACAUUGUCCUAUCACUUCGCAUUCCGGACUACAUUACCAGAAGCAUUAAAAGGAGAUACAGCGAUGUUCUAGAAAUAUUAAUAGAUUUUUUUUGUAUUUUAAGUUUAUGUUGUUUUUUAGACCUGUAUUUUAUUUGCCUGCUCUUUUCUUGUCUUUCACACAGGAGCACGCAACAACCAGUGAAAGAAUUUCCAUCAAAAUUGUCCACACUUUUUUCCUAUGAAAAUGCUGCAGAAACACAUCUGGGCCUUUUCACUGGCAAUUGUCACGUCUGCAUCUAGUAAAGUAAAUGUAAAUGAUUUCUCUCUCAAUAAUGGUAAGGCUCGGUUCUUACUGCACUUCUAUAGGCAAGCACUCACACUCACCUAGAAUUCAUUGUCCUGUCUCAGCUGACAUUAUAUAGACCUAUCUCUCUUCUCCUAACUUUUGGUGCCCUUUAGUCUCUCAAGUCACUAUCUGUCUCAUCGUUUUUAUUAUUAUUAUUAUUUUAUUAUAUAUAGAGCGCCAUCAGAUUCCGUAGCGCUGUACACUGUUGCAUUGACUUCUCUCUUUAGCCAUUGAUAAAACCAUUCUCAUGUUGAUCACUAUAAAUUUAGGUUCUUAACCGAAGCCCCGGGUCACAAAAUUCCCCCUUUUAGCAACUCCCUAAAUCCUUAUCCUGAUGAGAAUAAACAAUUUUAAACACUUUGCACGAUUUAUACGAUUUAGAAAUAUAACAUCAAUAAAAAUUAUAUAUGUAAUUAGUAUUAAUAUUUCUGGAUCUCCUUCUUCAGUAGAAGGCAGCCCAGAUUACAUUCAGAGUAGUUCAGGUAAUUUUUUAAUAAAAUUUUUUUUUUUUUCUAUGGUAAUAAUAAAAUAAUAAAGACAGGUUUUUUUUCACUAUACCAGGAUUUUUUAAGCAUUAACAAGAGAAUGUCAAAAUUCAGGAUGAAAUAGCGGGAAAAAUAACUGAAUUGGUGAAACUGUUUAUUUUGGUCUUAAAUCUGUAAUUCCUUUGUUUAUUCUUGAAAGAUUCCAGAAUAACUCUUACAGCCCUCUUUUCUGUUCUUGAUAUUGCAUAUUUUCCUAUAUGCAAUAUUUACUGCUUUUAUGAUAUAGCAAAAAUCACAAUUCAUGAAAUAAUAUUCAACUGAUUUUCUAGUAAAAAUAAAUUAGAUUGUUUUUCCCUAUAAAUUGUGAUGCAAUUACAAGUAAAUUACAGAAACUGGGAAUAGAAAAGAGCCAUGCAAAUUCCCCUACACCAGGCAUAGACCACCUUCGGUAUUCCAGAUGUUUUGGACUACACCUCCCACAAUGCUUUGCCAGCAUUAUGUGUGUAAGAACAUUAUGGGGGAUGUAGUCCACAACAUCUGGAGUGCCAACGGUUGCCUACCCCUGCCCUACACACACAGCACUACAUGUCAUGGUUCUUAUUUAUCAUGUGUGUCCAUAGAAUUAAGAGUAAAGGGAUAGAAAACUCAUAGAGACACUUUCACAGUUAUUUACUAAAGUGAGGAUAUAAUUAAGAAUUUAAAGUAAAUUUCAUAUUUUAAACUAAAAUAGCCCAUCUGGAAGCAUAGUUGGCUUAGAUAAUUUUUCCAGUUCAGCUAUUUUGGCUUACAUUUGAAAUUCACUUGGACAAUUCUCAUAAAUCACAUUUUAGUAAAUAGCCCUGUUUGGAUCCCUGAUAAAUGGCAUUUUAGUAAAUAGCCCUGUUUGAAUCCCCUAUAAAUCAAAUUUUAGUAAAUAGCCAAGUUUGAAUCCCCGAUAAAUCGAAUUUUAGUAAAUAGUCCAGUUUGAAUCCACAAUAAAUCGAAUUUUAGUAAAUAGUCCUGUUUGGAUCCCUGAUAAAUCGCGCUUUAGUAAAAAGCCCAGUUUGAAUCCCUGAUAAAUCUCAUUUUAGUAAAUAGCCCAGUUUGAAUCUCUGAUAAAUCACAUUUUAGUAAAUAGCCCAGUCUGAAUCCCUGAUAAAUCACAUUUUAGCAAAAAGCCCAGUUUGAAUCCCUAAUAAAUCGCAUUUUAGUAAAUAGCCCAGUUUGAAUCUCUGAUAAAUCUCGCUUUAGUAAAAACCCAGUUUGAAUCCCUGAUAAAUCACAUUUUAGUAAAUAGCCCAGUUUGAAUCCCUGAUAAAUUGCAUUUUAGUAAAUAGUCCUGUUUUGAUCCCUGAUAAAUCGCAUUUUAGUAAAUGGCCUUGUUUUAAUCCCUAAUAAAUUGCAUUUUAGUAAAUAGCCUUGUUUUAAUCCCUAAUAAAUCGCAUUUUAGUAAAUAGCCUUGUUUUAAUCCCUAAUAAAUCGCAUUUUAGUAUGUAUCCCAGUUUAUGAUAAACAAAUUGAGCUCUUCCUAAAUCAAGGUAAUAUGUAGACUUUCAGGAUAUUUACUAAAAUCACAAUUCCAAAUGAAUUCAUUGUGAAUUCUAAAUCUAAAAUAGCCAAAUUUUAAAAAUUCUCUAAGUCAACUAUGCUUCCAGUUUGGCUACUUUAGCCUUCAAGUUGACUUGCAAUGAUUGAAUUGUCAUUUUAGUGAAUAACCGUGUGAGAAUUAGGGCAAAUCAGGACCAAGGCAGAGUUUGGUGGCCAAAACAGGACCUGUACUGAGUGCAGAAAAUUGCUAACUGGGAUAUAAGACCACUGGCCCAUACACACCCAAAUGUCCUGAACAUGAUGAGUAGACAUGUGCAAUUCAUUUCAUGCAAUUCGGACAUUCGGAUACAUCCGAAUGUCCGAAGUUUGAAUUGCCGAAUUUCCGAAAUGCCGAACCGAAUUUCCGAAAUGCUUCGGAUUUCUGAAAAGUGGCAAAACAAGAGAGGGAGGGAAAAUUACUUGAAUGAUGACAGGAAUCUUGACCAAUAAGCUAAUGCCUGGCACUGGGAGCCCUAUAGAUGUGUAAGUGGUUGUGGUGGUAGUUCCGGCACUGGGAGCCCUAUAGAUGUGUAAGUGGUUGUGGUGGCAGUCCGGGCACUGUGAGCCCUAUAGAUGUGUAAGUGGUUGUGGUGGUUAUGGUUAGGGGUUAGGGAGCCUUACAGCUGUGUAAGUGGUUGUGGUGGCAGUCUGGGCACUGGGAGGCCUAUAGAUGUGUAAGUCAUUGUGGUGGUUAGGGUUAGGGGUUAGGGUUAGGGAGCCCUACAGAUGUGUAAGUGGUUGUGGUGGCAAAGUGCUUCGGAUUUCUGAAAAGUGGCAAAACAAGAGAGGGAUGCUUCCGAAUUGCCGAAGUUCCGAAUUGCCGAAGUCCCAAAUUUUGGAAGUGCCGAACUGAACCGAAUGCCAUUGGUCUGAAUUGCCGAAGCAGACUAAUAUUUUUACUUACCUGAAUUUCCGAACCGAACCAGAUUUCUUGCCCAUGUACAUCUCUAAUGAUGAGCUAUUGAAAGCCAUGUAUCGUGGGACAAAUUGCCAAGAAUGGUAGAUACUGCAGCUGACUAAUAAGAACCACCAUUGGCUGUUGUGAUCAAUUAUAAACCUUGAGAUUUCUAGUGAGAAACCAUACAUUUUAACAGUGGAGAAGAAAAAUUAAAUCUCAAACAUCUAUAGCAGUGGUUCCCAACCCAGUCCUCAAGAACCCCCUAACAGUCCAGGAUUUAGGGAUUACCCAGUUGUAUUAGACAUUUUUAGAAGAAGAAAAAAAACAACACUUUAGACACAGGGUAAUCCUGAAAUUCUGGACUGGUGGGGUGUACUUGAGGACUUGGUUGGGAACCCCUGAUCUAUAGGGAACUUUGUAUCUACAAGUAGUUCCCCAAAAUACUGUAUUUACUGGACUCUAAUGUGCAUCUUUUUUGGCUAAAGUUUCCAAAAUUUGAAUGAGCAUUAGAUUAGGUGGCGUAUUAGAUUCGGAGCGAAAUUUGCAGUGGUGAAAUUUGCAUUCGCUUCGCUGCAGCAGGGAUGUGAGACUUCGUUUCUGUGUACAGUAAAGAUGUACCUUGCAUGUUCGUUGCGAUGCAAAUUCAAAUUUUGUCAACGCGAAUUUUGCACCGGCGAAUCUAACAACGGAGUGACAAAAAAAAAACAACAGCAUCAUAGGUGAGAUUAAUUCUGCUUGAGAUAGUUUUUCUAAGCAGGGACGGAUGCGUGGUGUGGGCUUAAACAGCAAUUACAUGUAUCAAUAUGCCAUGCCAGGUUGAGUUUAUGAGCAAAAUUGAAGUGUGCAUUAGAUUCAAGUAAAUACGGUAAAUGAUCAUAUACUGCUCAUAGAAAUAUAAAUGUGAAAUGGAAUGUUAUACUAUAUAUGACAUUGCUCCGUUCUCCGAUCUGUUUAUGCAAAAUGUUAAUGCCAAAUUCCCAUAAACUCUUAAACCUUUUAUGCGACUGAUGUUUCAGUGAAAAAUCUGUACUUUCUAUGACCUCCUGCAAGUCUCCUAAGACAAAUAUUCCGACAUGAUGUUAAGAGUCAUAUGACAAAUUUACUUGUAGAGGAUCUAGCUGUGAUGUUUUGCAGGCAUAUAGUAAGCGAUUGUGCAACAAUAAAGCAAUCCUCUGAGAACAGAAUAUUUAUUUAUUUAUCUAUUUCCUUUCAGAGUCCACUUAUUGGGUCUGUGUUUGCAAUGGUCAUGGCUGCGACGGAGAGACGUGUACUGGGAAAGCAUGUUUCAAGGCAGACUCAAUUAAUUAUGACACGGAGGAAGUUUAUACAGUACGGGGCUGUUUCAAUAAAAGCAUAAAGGAGCAGUGUUUGGGAAAUACUGGAAAUUCAGCGGCAAAUUGCUGUUAUUCUAACUAUUGCAACAGGAAUAUCACAACCACCCUUACAGGUAUUGUAUAUCUGGUGGUAUUUAAAAUAUUGAUGUCUCUGGUAAAGAACUAGUUUUCAAUUUUAUUGAGAGUAAAAUUGUGAAACUAACAGGAUUAUUCACUAAAGUGAUAAUUCAAAGUGAAAUUGAAGUGCAUUUCAAACUUUAGGCCAAAAUAGUCGAAUUGGGAAAAUUUUCUAGGUCAUCUAUGCUUUCAGUUUGGCUUCUUUGGCCUACAAUUUGAAAUUAUCCUUGAAUCCACUUUGUAUUAUCACUUUAGUCAAUAACCCCUGAUAAUCUUUGAAGCUUUAAAAUGCGAUUUUACUAAAAAUCAAAAAAGUAAAAAAAGAAGGGAUGAUAUUUAUUUGAAGAAAACCACCUACAGAAUAGAAAGUACCUAAAUACUGGAUAAAUGCAGCAUAAACAAUACUAAAAAUAACGGGGGUGUGGCCAAGCGAUUGAACUGCAUGGCAGCACGGUCUCAGAGCUCCAAGACACAUCAAGAGAUUUACACACUUUACCCACAGUAUUGCCGAACCGAGACGACAGUAGAGGCAGGCGGUAGACCCACACUACAACAUGGGUCGGAAAAAAAAUAUAUAUAAAGCCCGACAAACCCUGAUUAAGCCACAACAUUGGUGUGCUCCUAAGGCAGGCACAACAUGCCGGCGGGCCCAAAAUGGCCGACUACCCGGAGGCCUACUCAGACCUGUCUGAAGAACUGUCCCUGGAGGACGACGAAUACGAAAUGCCGACUAGACCGGCACCAGCCGCAAAACCGGUCAGCACAGACAAAAACCGGUAACAACAGCGGUGCUGAAAAGCCUGCUGGCGGACCUACAAAAUAAUAUCCUGGCAGACAUGGCGAACCUGCGUGCAGACCUCCAGGGCCGGAUCGGAGCCGUGGAAGCCACCACAGGGGAGCAUACACAACAAAUUGCCUCCAUGCAGCAAACAAUCCUGGGGCUCCAGAAACAGAACGCAGCGUACGAUACCAGGCCGAUGCUGGAAAACAUGCGGCGCAAAAACAAUUUAAAAAUCAGAGGCGUCCUGGAGGCUAUACUCACCGAGGAGCUACCACACAUGCUGAGGCAGCUGUCACGAACCCUAUUAAUCCUACACGGAGAAUCCCAGCACGCAGUCCGCGACAUCACUGAAGCACAGACCCUAUUGCACACAUUGGGACUCACACUGGACUCACUGCUGCCAGAUGGACUUCAGAGGCCCGAACCUGCACCUCAACGCUGGGACCCGGCUAAAGUGACUGCAUUCGUCCCGCGGAAGCCUCCACCGGCCGGAGCCGCAACCAGCCGGUGCCGAACUCUUGAUUAUGUCAUGGUGUACCCAACACCCACAGUUACCCUAAGCCACCACUAGUUUUAUAUUUUUGUUCUUCCUUGUUCUUACACACACUUAGGCUUCACCCUAGACACAGCAACGUAUGCACACUUCCAUAGAGCGGCCACCCGACCACGCACUAACACCCCCCCAUACCCGACUGAACCGCAUCAAUGACCGACACAAGCAGCCCCUUAGCCGGGCGUCAAACUUCUGGCCACAGCAACAGUCCUAGCGAUACUAGUAAACACUUGCAGUGCAGACCUGCUAGACUAGCAACGAGAACUUACCAUAUCCUACACGUGAACCCACAUCUGUGGCUAUGUAGCAAGAGUUUAGUUAACUUAGCAUCACCCCCACCCACAGUGUUUACAGCUGUUGUCAUAAUUUUCUAAUACUGUCACAUAAGACUAGCGGCAUACCCGACCCAUCAGUCACACAAUGUGAUCUUUGCUAUGUCACAUAUGCCCUCUUUGACCAAAUGACAUCUAACUUACCCUUCUAAAAAUUUGCAGAAUUAGUGUUAGCAACGCUGAAAAUGUAUAUCAAUGAAUUGCCCUGGACUGCUGUCGUGACACCAAGGGCCCGUUUGUUAUUAAUCGCACAGCAAAAAUAAAGAAUAAAUAAAAUAAUUUUUGUAUUUUUUUAUUCAACUAUAAAGAGGUAGAUGAGCAAAUGCAAUGCCCAUUAAAAAGGAAACCAGGUGUUUGGCAAGGAAUACUUUACGAUAUGUCCAGACUCACUGGGUUAUUCACUAUUUCCAGGUGUAAGUGCUGUGCUUGUGUGAUACAUAUUUUUUUUAAAAUCCAGAAAUUAGAUUUUAUAACUACAAACAACAAAUCAUGUUGCAACCAUGUAAAGCUAAUACAAGCCGGGCUUUGUAAGAGUCCAACAUGUAACAAGACAGAGCUGAUCGUCUCUCUCACCCGGGCAUACAUUUUCUUUCUCUCAUAUGUUAGUAUUAUAAAAUAAAAAAGACUCCACUGGUAUCCAAUUGAUAUCCAGCUAAUGGUCUCCCCUCUUCCACCAUGUGGUGGUCUGAAUGGGAGUUUAACCAGGUCGAGGUACCUCUGGUCCUUCUAAUAAAGGGCUAGGGAAAGAGGUGUCCAGUCCCACUGGCCCUAAUAACUAUAGGACCAGGGACUCCUAGUCCUCUUGUCUUAUUGAGUAGAUGACUGCCAAAAAAUGCCCAAUAGUUUCCUCAAGCUCUUAUGAACCCUUCAGAGUAGAUUGUCUAACCCCAUCCUAUGCCCUAUGUAUUAAGGACAGAGGAGAAUAUAAUCCUAAAAAUAGAAAAAAAAAACCUAUAAAGACAAAUGUUUAAAUAUUAUAACGCACUGAAGAAUUAGUUUCUUCAGCUGUAAAAGGCAAGUAUUGUCAAAAUAAAAGCCAUCACAUGUUAACUGUACUAAAAUAAAAACCACAAAAAAAAACCAAAACAAAAAAAACAUAAAAAUGAUCUAUGACUCAUUAAUGAAGUCAUCUUUAUUCCCUGCUGGUUUGAGAAGCAUUUAACAGCAUGUGAUUGGUUUUACAAAACCAACCAAUCACACUGUACUCAUUAUUCAAUCUAAUGCCUACAAGGCUUGCCAACUUUCGCAGCGAGUCUUAUGGUAGGAAUACUUAAAUAGAAAAUGAAGAAGAACUAUGUCACCUAAUCCAAACUUAUUGGGUUUGGGAAAUAGUGGUCAGUGUGGUGGUACCAGAUCCACCAAUGGGCCUGGACCAUAGAAACGAUAAAUACAAAAAAAAGGGUGAAUGCGCCCUAAAUAAGGGCGGUUUCUAUACUGGUAUAUUGAAAAAUAAAAAUAAAGACUGUACAGCUUCAAUCACUUUCCUUCAAAGGCUUGGUAGGGCAACAAACCGAACUCCCACAGCUAUACUUAUUCAAAAUGUAUCCAUUGAAAUUAAAAACUUUAUUAAACAAGAAACAAAUGGAUACAAGUGAAUGAUACUGGGGAGCAGAAGUAGUUACUAUGUAUAAAAAACACAAAGUCCUAUCCUAUGUCUAUUGAUUUUAAGGCACAGCUGUGUGAAUUGGCUAAACCUAGCCUUGUAAUUGCCGCUGAAAUAAAAUGAGAGGAUAGGCUGGUGGACGGAAGGGUCACUAAACAGUGAACUGUUAGUGAAAUCAUAGAAAAUUAUAGUAAAGGACAGUGGCGUACACAUAACCCAUAUGGCCCCGGUGCGAAACUGAUACAUGGCCCCCCCUCCCUCCCUCUGCCGCCCUCUAGUUCUCCCCCGCGACAGACACACAAACACACAGAUACAUACAGACACAUACAUACACACUCAACACAUACAUACAAAGACACAUACAAACAGACAGACAGGCACACAUACAUACAGACAAGACACACGUACAUACAUACAUACACACACAGACAGACACACACACACAACACACACAUACAUACAAAGAAAGACACAUACAUACAUAAAAACAGACAGGCACAUACACAUACAUACAGACAGACACACACACGACAAACAUACAUACAAAGACACAUGCAGACAGGCACACAUACAUACAGGCAAGACACACAUACAUACAGACAGACACACAUACAUGCAUACAGACACACACAGAAAGACACACACACACACAAGACACAUAUAAAGGUACAUACAUAAAAACAGGCAGGCACAGAUACAUACAGACAGAUAGACACAGACACAUAUGACAAACAUACAUACAAAUACACAUACAAACAGACAGGCCCACAUACAUACAGACAAGACACACAUACAUACAUACAAACAGACAGACAGGCACACAUACAUACAGACAGACACAUACACACAGACAGACACACACACACACACAAGACACACAUACAUACAUAAAAACAGACAGACAGACAGACACACAUACAUACAUAUAUACAUACAGACACACACAAGACACACAUACAUACAAAGACACAUACAUACAGACAGAAAGAUAGACAGACACACACACACGACAUGAAUACAAAGACACAUACAUACAAAUAGACAGGCACACAUACAUACAGACAGACACAGACACUUACAUACAAACAAACACACACAUAAUAUUUAAGUCACCUGUUUCCUACCUUUUAGGUGCAGGUGGGUGACUUUCCCUGGGGUCUAGUGGUGGCUCAGGCUGGUGGGAGUCAGAGUUCCCACUCUGACUCCCUGUUCUUCCUUCCGCGCAGACUCUGUGUGUUAGUUGGGAGGAGUGACGUGCAGUCACUUCCUCCCAGCGUGUGAUGUCAUCACAUGGGGCCCGUUCAGCGCUGGGCUGUUAAAGCGCCCAGAGCUGACCGGGUCCCAUGACAAUCCAUCUCCAUCGGGUGGCCCUGACAGCAUAGGCCUCCCGAUGGACCCCUUGGAUGGGGGCCGCAAAUGAUGAUGCCGGGCACCCGGUCGCAGGGGUGUGCAGGGCCGCAGGGCCCCCUGGAGUGACAGGCCUGGUCGCAGCUGCGACCCCUGCAACCGUGGUAUGUAUGCCAGAGGUAAAGGAGUUGGAGGGCAAAACGAGCACUGCAUAUAUCUAGGAGAUAUUAUAAAGUCAAAUGGAGUAAAUAGUGCCUCAGGGUAAGGCUAAGUGCUAGCGGUUCCCCCUAAUAUCAAUACAAAGAAACUAGUCCUGCGCUCCAACUCCCAUUACUCCUGGGCGGCAGCAAUGACCAUAGUACACAUCAGCCAAAAUACAUAUAGUAAAAACCAAAGAAAAAAAAUGUUACCUGCGCUCUUUCCACAUCCCUAUGUAAGCCCACCUGCCACAUCAAGGCAGACCUCUUAGGUGGGUCCUAAUUCUAACCAUUUGCCUUGCUUCCUUGACCUUCUGGUAAAAAUAUCUCUAAUGAGCCAGAAAGGGGUAUUUUUUUAUAUACAUGCCUACAUGCUUAUUAACCCUUAAUAUAGAACACAUGGGAUGGGUAGCAGCAUUGCAACCUAGCUAACCUCCAUUUGUUUAAAAAUACAUAGGGAUGUGGAAAGAACGCAGGUAACUUUUUUUUCUUAGAGAUAUUUUUGCCAGAAGCUCAAGGAAGCAAGGCAAAUGGUUAGAGUUAGGACCCACCUAAGAGGUCUGCCUUGAUGUGGCAGGUGGGCUUACCCUCUCAUGGCUAUUGGAGGUAACUAACCCCCCCCAAUAUCAGACAGUGUAGCAAAAAUCAUGUAAUAGUCCUACACCCCCUUACACCAAGUGAUGAGUGCCUUAUGUAGCAGGAGGGGGGGGAGGGGUAACCAACCAUACACAGUAUUCAAAUCUCGUAGAUACUCUGUACACUUGUCACUAAUCCCUAACUCUCCUAUAAAACACCUUCAUGGCUGUUCUAAGUUAGUACCUCAUCUCGGCUAAAUCAGUUCCCUCCACUCCCAUCAACCCAAACAUACAGAUGAAAAGGAAAUGGAUACUAAACGCCAGGUGAGUGCAUAGUGCUCAAAUGAAGUGAGGAUAAAAAUAACCUGACGCGUGUUUCGGUGCACAAGGCUGCACCUUUGUCAGAUCGUUAAUAAAAAGAAGAGUAGGAGAAUCCUUCAUCUAAUCCAUGGAGAAGGGGUAAAGUUUUUAAACGAUAGAUCCAGAAACAUUCCCUUCUCCUCAGAUGUUUGUCUAGAUUUCCUCUUCUUUGAUCCACUUUAACCAGUUCUAUGCCCAGUAACUUUUGGAUACUGUGGGAUCACCAUGAUCACAUGCCUUGAGAUGGGGGUCUCUAUAUUUCUAGUGAUCUUGACCGAGUUGAUAUGCUUGAAAAUUCUUAUGAAGGGACGAAAGGUUUUUCCCACAUAUAACAUGUUGCACUGGCAUACGAUUAAGUAUACAACCCCUUUAGUAUUGCAGUUAAAAAGGAGUAUGGCUGGAAUGUUUUAGUGUGGGAGCUGUUUUCAGAGCAAUUGGAAUUUCUACAGAUGAAAUUCAAUGCUUUGCAGCAGCCAUAUUUCUAGGUACCUACGAGUUUAUUUGACAGCCAGUGUGUGGAAGUUGCUGUUUGUUGGAAAUGGCUGUGUACCAAAAUAUCUUUAAGUUUUUUCCCCUUCUUGCUACAAUACAUGCGCUUGAUGGCAUUACAUCCUUUAAAUGUUUGUCCUGUUUAAGGAGUGGCCAGAUCCUAUUCAUAAUUUAUUUCACUUGGUCCCAGCCUGCAUCAAAAGUGACCACACAUCUAAGUUGUUUCUGAUCUGAGUUAGUAUGGGUAGAUAAAGGCAUGUUGUCUUCCCAUGUAAGGCGUUCUCUUUGAGUUAGUAAAGUCCUGUGGAACGCUCUCUUAAGGCAUUUGUUUGGAUAUCUUUCAGAUCCAAACAUAGAGCAUAGCUCCUUAGCUCUCUUCUUGAAAUCUUCGACAUCCGAACAAUUUCGCCUAAGUCGCAGGCAGGGCAGGAAUGGGAAGAAAAUUCUCACUGAAAAGAGGGCGGGGCCAGAUAGGGUGUGUUUUGUCAUCAGCAAUGACAAGCACGCCCCAUCACAAAGUGAGCAUGUUGGUUCAAUGCUCUUCCAGGGCAGACCAUGUGCAGAGCUCUGCUGAAGAGCUCUAGCAUGAGAAAAAGGCCCUGUAUUUGUUCUGCACAGCGCAAGCAAAUUUAAUAACAUGGAGAGCAAAAAAUGGGUCGCAAGAGUAUUCUGAGAACGGACAGCAGCUAAAAUAGCCUGCCCUUCGGUGGGUCCCCGCUCAGAACUCAUGCUGGUUUUAGCUCAUCUUCUCUAUGUAAUGGCACAAAAUGAGUAAAAACCAGCUUGAAAUCUGAGCGGGGACCCACCGAAGGGCAGGCUAUUUCAGCUGCUGCCCGUUCUCAGUAUACUCUUGAAACCAUUUUUUUGCUCUCCACAAGUUUAAAGGGAUAAUCCAGACGUGCCUAGGGAGAUAUCAGCUAUGCCUCACUGAUGAUGCCUAACAAGGCUGAAACGAUCGUCUGGGGUUGCUGUGUCUCUUGUGCAGAGAGAACUUGCUGGCAUUUCGGAUCUGAACUGCCCGUAUGGGUGGGACCAGUCUGAUAUGUUUUCAGAGAUGUUCUCUCUGUAAUGGCACAAGAUGAGCAAAAACCAGCUUGAGAUCUGAGCGGGGACCCACCGAAGGGCAGGCUAUUUCAGCUGCUGCCUGUUCUCAGUCUACUCCUGCAACCCCUUUUUUUUGCUCUCCACAAAUUUAAUAACAUGCUUGCACUAUGUUUGCUUGAAAUAAGUCUCAGGUGUCUCCAUAGAUGGGAUACCAGGAGACAAAAAUGCCUGGAAAGUGUAUUGUGCAGUAUGUGUGUGAGGGUGCUGUGUGUGUGUGUGUGUGGUGUAGUGUGUGUGCAAGAGGGGUGCAGUGUGCGUGCGAGGGUGCUGUGUGAGUAAGAGUGCUGUGUGUGUGAGGGGUGCAUUGUGUGUGUGAGGUUGCUGUGUUUGAAUAAGGGUGCUAUGUGCGUGUGCGGAAGCUGUGUGUGAGGGUACAGUGUGUGUGAGGGUGCAUUGUGUGUGUGUGUGAGUAAGGGUGCUGUAAGUGUCAGGGGUUGAGUGUGUGUGGCUGCUGUAUGUGAGGGGUGUAGUAUGUGUGCAAGAGGGGUGAACUGUGUGGGUAAGGGUGCCGUGUGUGUGAGGGGUGCAGUGUGUGUGUGUGCUGUGUGUGAAUGAUGGGUGCAGUGUGUGUGAGGGUGCUGUGUUUGAGUGAGGGUGUUAUGUGCGUGUGAGGGUACAGUGGGUGUGUGAGAGUGAGGGUGCUGUGAGCGUCAGGGGUGCAGUGUGUGUGUGUGUGAGGGUGCUGGUGUGUGAAUAUGUUUGGAGUGUGUUGGGAAGCAGAUUAUUAUCUAUUAAAAAAAAUUUUAAAAAUAAAGAAGCAUUGAUUAUAUCCCCCCUCCCUUCUUACCUUUAUCCUGGGAGUGAAGACCGUGCUGCCAUUUUUUAAUGCCAAAUACAUGCAGUAGCUUUAAAUACAUGUGUGUGUGUGUAUAUAUUUUAUUUUUUCACAUUUAUUAAUGACAAAAUGGUUAUGGCAAAGUUUUAAAGUGUUUCCAACAUGCUAUUCACUAUUAUACUGUGUGCAUCACCGAGCUGCAAAAUUAUGGUUAGAUUAUUUAACUGCUCAGUUAAUUUGUACAGAUUAUUUGUAUUUGCAGAUAAUAGCAAAUUAUUAAUGCUUGCAGAUGGAUGCAGAUUAUUGUUGUUCGUAGUUUGAUGCCAAUUACUUUUGCUUACAGAUCAGAGUUUUUGAAAUCCUUACCAACAUGUUUACAUGUGCAGCAAUUUACAAACAUAUGAUAAUUGGUAUUCCAUAUAAAAGUAUGUGUGUGUUAUUUCAGAUGUACCCACGUCUCCAGGGCACAACAUCAUCUUGAUUGUUGUCCUUCCUUCAAUCUUAUUCCUGUCACUUCUGUUCCUGUUUACAUUUUUAAUCUGGAAAAUGAGCCAAAGAAGCAGGAAAAAGUCUUUGGCCAGACUCUAUGAUUUUGAUAUUGAUUUUCCAAAGGCAUCAAUUGUUGGCGACAGUACCCUAGGGGUAAGCAUUGUUUUGUUUUAAAUUCUGAUUUCACUUGGACAUGUGGAAGCAUGCUCACAUUUUUUUUAACAGCUGUAUUCACCGGGCUUCGUAAUAUAAUCAAGUAAAUUAAUGUCAAUGAAUGUAAAACCUUGUUUACCAGCAUUUGGCUUUACUUCAGUGUGAUUUGACCAGGGCUUAAUAAAAUCUCAGGAGCAAGCAAAUUACCAUAUAUUCUACAUGUGAUCUUAUAAUAUACGUUGAUUUAAUGAUCAAGAAUAUGCACAUGUACAGGUAUACUGUCCCUUAUAACUAGACAUUCUAUUGUAUUAGGAAAUAUAAAUAUUUAAGAAAUAAAAAGCAAAUGCUUAUCUGACCUAUAGUGUCUUUUUGGUAGAUUUCUAAUUAUAUCAUGGAUUUUCCAUAAAGAUAUAUGUUUUGGAGAGUUCUGUUUGUAAUAACUAAUUUUCACUCUCAUAGCCUUUUGAGAAUGCUUGCAAACUCUUUCAUAAUAUACUCACUCAAAACAAAUGCUAAUAUACACUUAAUCUGUUUGUCUAUCUAUUUGUUAUUUUAUUUGAAUAAUAUGUUUGUGUUUUCAUUUUUUGGUCAGGAAUUCUUAGAUGACAACUGCACCACUGGUAGUGGAUCUGGACUUCCAUUCCUUGUUCAGAGAACCGUGGCUCGACAAAUUACUCUUGCGGAAUGCGUAGGUAUGAAACACAAGUAUAUUUAAAACUAACAUUUACAAAAAAUUAAAAGAAAUAAGCAAAACAACAAUCUGCAGAUCUUUGAAUGUUUUUGUAACUUGUAUGGUAUUCAAAGUGAACCGAAAGAGACCUUCAAAUGUAUGCCAAAAUAGGUGAAUAAAACCAUAGAUGGUUUGGAGAAAUUUUUCAGUUUUGCUAUCUUGGCUUAAAAUGUGAUAACAAUCCACUUUGGAUUCCCAACAGUUCACACUGUAGUAAAUUAUCCAGUGAGUCUGGAUGUAACAUAAAUUAUUCCUUGCCUGAUUUCCUUUUUAUUGGAGCAUUUAAUUUGCUUAUUUAUUUCUUUGGGGUUGACUAAAAUUAAAGAAUGAUGUUCCUUAGAGGAACUAUGUAUAGCUUUGUGGACAGGGUGCAUACAGCCAGUGGGGUACACUCGAUUAUUAUCUUAGCUUUUAAAUUAUUCUGCCCUUUGUUAAACUGAGAUCCAAUGCUCCUGUAACCUAUUAACCUCUCUAUCUUCCCCCAUCUUUCCUCUUUUAAGUGAUAUGAUUUUACUUUUAUCAUAUAAACUGGGUUUAUUGCUUUUAUUUUAAUUUUGCAUGCAACCUAAAAAAAAAUAAUCUUGUAAUUUUAUGUGGCGAGUUUCAAUAAACACAACAUUCACAAAAUAACUUCCUUGGCAGGUAAGGGGCGAUAUGGAGAGGUUUGGAGAGGCUUGUGGCAAGGGGAACAUGUAGCUGUGAAGAUCUUUUCAUCUCGAGAUGAACAGUCAUGGUUUAGAGAAACUGAAAUCUACAAUACAGUAUUAUUACGACAUGAAAAUAUUUUGGGUAAGUAGCAUUUAGUGCAUUUCCUAUGGCAAAGGAUGGGGUCAUUAGUGGUUGAGCAACUUCUUCUGAGACCAUAGUAAAUGCUUUUGCUACUAGCAAACAGGUGGUUGAAUAAUCAAAUGCUGGUUAAACAAUCCUUGAUAGCCUCACAAAAUUAUUUAAACGUUAACAGAUUAUGACAUUGUGAAAAAGUUCCUACUGGGCUUCAACAUUCAUAGUUGGCACUGCAUGCCACAACACCACAUUCCACAUUUUCUGCUAAAAUUCUAGAUAAAAGAAAACUAGACUAACAACACAUUACAUACAAUGUUUAAUAUCAAUAGCCUUCUUUACUAACAACAGGAAUUCUAUACCAUCAACCCUUUAAAGCAGUACUACACCAUAUACUUUAUAUGAAGGCAAAGUGAUCAAUCUGAGGCCUUCACUUUUUAAUCAUCGCUAGAUUAAUACUAGAUAAGUGAUCCAAUGUAAAUGCAACAAAUAAAACAGGUUGUGUCUCAUAGGAAAAAUACUGUAUUUUUAAAUAGGAUUAUAAAAAAAGUCCAAAGAAUGUGGUCCAGUAUAUUAGAUGUUUAGUAAAUAUACCCACAGAGAUAAGAUCAUGUGCUAAAACAAGCAAGGCCAUUUGGCGAACAUCGGAAAUCCAGACCAUAUUCUUUGGGCCUUCUUAUAAUCCUAGCAUUCUUCCUAUUAGGCGCUGUAGCGGAGCUCCCUGUACCCCGGCUGGGAACCUCCGCCAAGGACCACUUCCUAGCUGGAACAGGGAAAAACCUUAGCACUUCAGGAGUCCGUGGAGAACGUGUGUGGGAAGGAACUUCUGUCACAGGGGCAAACUGUUUUGUUUGUUAUAUUUUGUUCUCUGCUUUCGGGGUGUUUAGGGAGUUCCCCUGUUCUGUGCUUGCUGCCUUAGUAAUCUAAUGCUUGAUUAUUUAGUGCUUGUCCAUUCUCUAUAUGUAGUUUAAUAUAAUAACAAUAAAAUAACUUAUAUAAUUUAUAUAGCCGUAUUGCAGGUGUUUCCACCUACUUAAUCCAUGUCAUCCAGAUUAUUUUGUUUUCAUGCUUUUAUAACAGUAAACAAAACUCAUCACUUUUUAUACUGUAUAUCAUCAUAAACUGGAAGGAAAAUCACCCACUCUUCCAAUGAAACCAAGAGGUCCUGUGAAAAAAUAGGGAGUGUGGAAAGAGAUUAGUUCAGUCCAAAUUAGCCCUUUUAUUGCAUGUUUUGCUUCAUUAACAUAUGCUUGUACUCCGUUAUUUUUCAUUUAUUUCCUUAUAAAUUUAUUUUCUGUUUUCUUUACUUUUUCCUUUCUUUCUUGCCUGUUACUUUCCUUCUCACCUCUUUUAGCUCCCUUUUCACUGCAAUGUUUCCCUGAUGGGUACAGCAGCAAUGUUUUAAACAGAGCUUUAUUUUCUUGCUAGUGAUAUCCAUUGUACUUGUAAUUUUUUCAACAUGCAAAGGUCAGCUUGAUCUGUUAAAAUAUUGCUGUCGUGAUUUGAGUAAUUUAUGUAACUUUGUCUUUUAUUGGUUUUCAAGUAUUUUUAUAUUGCAAAACUCCAGUUAAUGUGAACUGGAAAAAAAAUUAUUUACAAGCAAUUUCACACCACUUUACAUGCAAUGGUAUACCAACAAUGCCUUAAAUACAAUGCAAUUCUGAUAACGCUUUAUAUAUAAUACAUUAUAGUCCCAUUGAUUCCCCAACAAUGAUUUCUGGCUCUUGGAGCACUGCAACGUGCCAACGUCCUUGUGUCUCUAAGAUGGCGGCAUCCACAAAUUCCAUGUUCUGCCCUUCCUUGGGCGUAAGCGACAAAUGACGCACACACCCAAGGUUUCAAUUGGACCUGUGUUGACUCUUGCGAGUACUGCUCCCAAAAGUGACACAGUUCUGUAAGGAGGUGAGUAAAUGUUGACCAUUCAAUGGCAAAGUUGACAAAGGACCUGGAGCUUAACUAAAGCUCCACUCAACAGUCAACUUGUAUUAACCUGCAAGUUAUACGAAAGGUACUUCCUCAUUUGAAAAUAUGCAUCAUUUAUAAAUAGGGCAGCAGAGGGGUUUUUGGACAUACACAUGAGAGCCCUAUGGGAAAAAGUUACAGAACCACUUCAAUAGCAACAUUAAAGGAACACUACAGUGUUAGGAAUACAAAGCUAUAUUCCUAACACUACAGUGUCGGUUUACCUUUGUGGCCCCCCGUUCUCCCCUGGCAGUAAAAAGAUUAAAUAAUAAUUUAAACACUAAUGAUUCCAUUGUCACAAUCCCUUGGAGCUGGGGUGGACUCCUUCUUCUAUGACAUCAGCUGACCCGGGGAACCUAAUGAGCAUGUGCAGCAAGUGCCGCACACAUUAAGCAUUCCCCAUAGGAAAGCAUUGAUACAAUAUUUUCCUAAGGGGGAUUUAAUGACGGUAGAUGUCCUCAUGCAAAGCGUUAUACUUUGUGUUAAUGCAUGAAGUAGACAGCCACUAGAGGUAGUGUUAACACUGCAAUGCAGACAUGGUAAAAUGUUUUACAUUGCAGGGGUAAGGGAACAGGGGCGCUGCAACCAGACCACUUCAAUGAGAUAAAGUUGUCUGGGUGCCUAUAGUGUCCACUUUAGUGUAAGCAACAACACUAUAUUAGCACCUUACAAAACAAGUUGAACCAACUCUUUACGAGCCAAUCUAAAUGAACAAACAAUACUACACAAAAACAUUGGUAGAACAACUCUUUAUAAGCAAUGCUAAACUCAAUUUGCAAGCAGUGCUAGUAGAAUACUUUCUAAGCAGUGUUGGACGAACACUUUGUAAGUCAUGGUAAAAUGAUAUACCAACACUUUACCAGCAAUGCUACAGGAAUUAUUUACAGCAAUGGUGGACCAACAGUUAACUACUAAAGUUAGUGAUACUCUUUAAAAAAAUCAAUAAUAUAUCAACACUUAAGAAAUCAUAGAAAGCCACUUUAGGGUAUUUAUCUCCAAUAAUUCCAUUCCAAGAAUACUCAUUCCUCUGCAUCCUGAUCGGCAUUUGUCAAUCUUUACAGCUCAACAUGAGUUUCAAAACGGAAGGAUAACCUUUUACAGAUGUUUUACUCAUUGGUUUUCAUUCUUCACCACUCUCAAUUUAUUGGUAUAUCGAUCCCAAUUUACUGUCCACUUUAUCUCCUGUUUUUACUUUUAAUGUCCAUGAAUGCCAUAGUUAUAAACUGAGGCUGCCAUUAGCUUGUCAUAUUUUGUGGAUUUGUUUGUGUUCUGGUCACAACUGUAAUGUAUAUUCAUGCCAGGCUGCACAUUUACUAGUAUUCUAAAAUCCUUUUGUUUGUUUUGUAAUGUAUAUUUUAUUGUAACUUUGCAGGAUUUAUUGCUUCGGAUAUGACAUCUAGAAAUUCCAGCACCCAGCUAUGGCUCAUCACACAUUAUCAUGACAAUGGAUCACUUUAUGACUAUCUUCAGAGGAAUACAAUACAUUCAGAGGGCUGCUUGCAACUGGCACUUUCUAUCAUUUGUGGUUUGGUGCAUCUCCAUGUGGAGAUAUUUGGUACCCAUGGAAAGCCUGCAAUAGCACACAGAGACCUCAAGAGUAGAAACAUUCUGGUAAAGGAAAACAACCAGUGCUGUAUAGCGGAUCUUGGUUAGUAUCACAUCCUACUUCAGCGUUCAAAAUAUAGGUGGAUUAUGUUUUGUUAUUGGUAAAUAUGCAUUCUUAGUUAAAUACUAAACUAUGCAUUGCUUACAAUUCACUGUUAAUUUUCCAUUUUAUGUUAAAAUUGGAAAAGUCAGUUUGCCAUGUUUUCGGUUGGGCUAUUUUGCAGAAUGUUGAAUUCACAAUUCCCAUUUUAGCGAAUUUCUUGAUCAGAAUUUGAAGAUAUGAUUCUUGAGUUGGUAAUCGUCCAUCCCAGUAUGGGUGACACAGUCCUGUUAGACAUCAGGUACUAUUUAAUCUGUGUUGUUGCUGGGAUGUUUAUCUUUUAAUUGUUUUAAUUUGGACAAGUGGGAAAGAUUAUAUUCUAUACACCUUCAUUAGACUAGUAUUUAAUAGUGAUUAAACAAAUAUUGUGGUUAUUGGCUGCCAAACUUUUCUUUUGUUGGCAUGCUGUUUCUCUCAGAAAGUAGACAAUUACAGGAUUAAAAUGAUUUCCAAACACUAUGGCAAUCUAUUGUGGGGAUCAGUAAAAAUAUAUAUUUUUACUAUUACCAUGAACAUGAAUUCCACAAAUUAAAUGAGGCAGAACAAUGUUUAUACAGACCCAUAGCAACCAUAUCUUAUAUUACUCAUAUGCCCAGUCCUGUUGCAAAAGCAGACUGUGUUGAUAAUUAGGGAAUAACCCAGGUAAGAUACAAUGUAUAGACUAAUAAGGAUAACGCUCCAAUACUGGAGUUAGACCUCAAAAAAUUACCACCAGUAUAUUAUCAUUCCGCUUGGUAAUUGUUACUUGCCUCGUUAAUGGGAAACUAACUAGUAAUCAAAUAAAAAAUUUCAAAUAAUAUUAUUUUAAGUCUUAUUUGUGGAAAAAUAACACCACAAAACACACAAGACAAUACAUACAAUUGAUGUGAAAAAUAAAUAGAUUUAAAAAAAAAUCAAAAAGUGACAGAAAGUGUGAAAUUUAAAAAUGGGGAACCAAAAAGACAAAAAAAUAUGAGCUAAAGUUUUGAAACCUAGUUAAGGCAAACUCUCAAUGCUUAUAGUGUUCUUGUACAGUACUGUCUGUCUGGUAUAUAUCUAUUUUGGUAACCAGUUCUCAGAAUUGCAAGAACAUAUCCUUGUGACUGAGCUAACUUUUACUUAACUUAAUUUGAAACAAAGUGGCUGCUGGUUGUAUCAAAUUGAAAGUAUAUAUAUAGCUCUCUCACACUAGGGGUCUCCUAACAAUAUGGCUAUAAUAUAGUUCACUUGCUAUAAAUCUAAUAUAGUGGAUUUUGACUCAGUUUCAACAGUAUAUAAGAUAUUUAGAAAUCCACAAAAUAAAUAGGUAACACCUGUGGUCACUGGCUGCAGUAUAUUCCAAAGAACUGCAAUAUUUAGACAUAGGUUCAUAAUAAUUAGAGAACUAGCAGCCAGAUAAGUUAUAUUGUCAAGAGUUAUCUGCCACAAUUAAGGUACAAAUCUGAUUUUUGUUCCUAAAUGAUUUACAAGUGAGUUUAGAUUUAGAUUCAACAAUUAUUAGAUAUUUAGAAAUGCAGAAACCACAUACCACCUGUGGCAACUGAUUGCAUUAUAUUCCAAAGAAUUCUAACAAUUAAACAUAACUUCACAAUAGUUGGAAAGCUAACAGCCAGAUAGGAUCAAAAGUAAAAAUAGUAAAAUCUUACUUUUGUUCAAGUCUACAGCUGCUGGCUCUGCCCCUGAUCUGCUUGCUUGGCUGACAUCAUUAGAAGUGUUGCUCUGAGCCAAUCAUAAUGCUUCACCAUAGGAGGCAGAUUGGGGCAGAGCCAAACACAACCCUGGCAAAUUAGCAACUCCUCAUAGUAUUGAACCAAUUAUCAUUAUUAUUAUUAUGAUAUUUAUAGAGCGCCGUCAAAUUCCGCAGCGCUUUACAAUAGGUGGAUGAACAGACAUGUAGUUGUAACCAGACAAGUUGGACACACAGGAACAGAGGGGUUGAGGGCCCUGCUCAAUGAGCUUACAUGCUAGAGGGAGUGGGGUAAAAUGACACAAAAAGGUAAGGAUAGUAUUAGACUAGUGACAGUUGCAGAAGAGGAAUCAGUCAGGAGCUAUUAACAGUUUAAUUGAUACGCUUUUAUGUAGAAGUGGGUUUUUAAAGAUUUUUUGAAGGAGUGGAGACUGGGUGAGCAUCUAACGGAGGAGAGAAGCGAGUUCCACAGGAACGGUGCAGCCCUGGAAAAUUCUUGAAGGCGAGCAUCAGAGGUGGGAGUACGGACAGAAGAUAGACGUAAAUCUUCAGUAGAUCGUAAGGGCCUAGACGGGACAUACUUGUGUAUAAGGGAGGAUAGAUAGGUGGGAGCAGCAUUAUGUAGAGAUUUGAAAGCAAGAACCAGAAUUUUAAAUUGAGCUCUAUAUUUUAUAGGAAGCCAAUGUAGGGACUGACAGAACGGUGAGGCAUGGGAGGUGCGGGCGGACAGGAAGAUGAGCCUCGCCGCCGCAUUCAUUAUGGACUGUAACGGCGCAAGUUGGGAGCACGUAAGACCACUGAGAAGCGGAUUACAGUAGUCAAGGCGAGAGAGGACAGUGGAAUGGACCAACACCUUAGUCGCAUCUGGCGUUAAUUAGGGGCGGAUACGCGCAAUGUUUUUGAGAUGGAAAUUACAGGAUUUGGCGAUAGAUUGAACAAGAGGCUUGAAGGAGAGGUCGGAGUCAAAGAGAACACCUAGGCAGUGAGCCUGCAUGGUGGAGCUGAUGGUAGCACCGUUGACUUGGAGGGAGACAGACACAGGAGUAACAACACUUGAGGGAGGAAAGACCAGAAUUUCAGUUUUGGUCAAGUUUAAUUUAAGGAAGCGGGCAGCCAUCCAGUUAGAAACAGCAGAGAGGCAGUCAGAGACACUAGUCAAGAGGGACGGGGAGAGAUCAGGAGAGGACAGGUAGAUUUGCGUGUCAUCUGCAUAGAAAUGAUAUUGGAAGCCAAAGUAGCUAAUGAGUUUACCAAGGGAGGCAGUAUAGAUGGAGAACAGUAGGGGACCAAGGACUGAACCUUGGGGACACCAACAGAGAGGAGUUGGGGAGAAGAAGCAGAGCCAGAGAAAGAAACACUGAAAGAGCGCUGGGAGAGGUAGGAGGAGCACCAGGAGAGAGCAAUAUCUUGUAGACCGAUAUUGCGGAGGAUGAGAAGAAGCUGUUGAUGAUCAACAGUGUCAAAAGCCGCAGACAGGUCAAGGAGAAUUAGGAUAGAGUAGUGACCAUGAGAUUUUGCAGCGAGUAGAUCAUUGGAUACUUUGGUCAGUGCUGUUUCCACAGAGUGCUUAGCGCGGAAACCAGACUGAAGCGGGUCUAGCAGAGAGUUGGACUCGAGGAAGUCUGUCAAUCUCGCAUACACAAUUUUUUCAAGGAUCUUGGAUGCAAAAGGCAGUAGUGAGAUAGGACGACAGUUGGAUGGGGAGUUAGGGUCAAGAUUGGGCUUCUUUAGAAUUGGGGUUACAGUUGCGUGUUUGAAGGGCAAAGGAAAUAUACCAGAGGAGAGAGAGAGAUUGAGAAUUUUAGUGAGAGGUGGAGAAAGAGAAGAAGACAGAGUACGGAUGAGAUGCGAGGGAAUUGGAUCUAGGGAGCAGGUGGUGGGGCGGGAGGACUGGAGCAGAGCAGAAACCUCUUCCAAUGUAGCGGGUGCGAAUGAACAUAGAAAAGCAGAGGGAGUGAAGUUAGGGGAAGUAUUGUAAGGGAAGAAGAAAGAUGAGAGAUCUCUUCUCUGAUUGUAGAGAUCUUAUCAGUGAAGUGAGUUGCAAAGUCUGACGCGGUCAAGUUAGUAGGUGGAGGAGGAAAGCAGGGCGAAGAAGAGAGUGAAAUGUGUGAAAUAGUCGUAUGGGUUCGCGGGAGAGUGUGCAUCUCUAUAAGGAGAGUUCAAUGUCUCCAUGCAGAGGAAUGAGACAAUGAAUGACUGUACUGCACAAUGUUCAGCACUGACCCAGGAAGCACUUCUACCAGCCAUCUGAGGGUUGGCCAGUGGAGGCUGUAAUGUAAACACUGCAUUUUCUCUGAUAAUAACAGUGUUUACUGCUAAAAGCCUGUAGGGAAUGAUUAUACUCACCAGAACAAAUACAAUAAGCUGUAGUUGUUCUGGUGACUGUAGUGUCCCUUUAGGUCCUAAAAGCCAUUUAAUCUUAAAAAGGAGACACCCUAUUCUUAGAGAUAUGUGCUGUAUGCAGCCCUCCCCUGGUGGUGCAGCACACCUCCCCUGGCUGUGACUGACACAGCCUGCAUGAAAACAAAAUAGUUUCAUUUUCAAUUACAUGUCACUUACUUUAAAAAUUUUUAUCUCCUGCUCUGCAAAUUGAACUUUAAUCACAAACAGGAGGCCCCUGCAGCAAGCUUUGAACAGAGCAGGAGAUAAGACAUUUUAAAUUAAACAGAAUUUGUAAUAAAAGAAGUGUAAACAUUAGAUGAUUCUUCACAUGAAGUGUUUAAUAAGGCUGUGUAAGUCACAUGCAGGGAGGUGUGACUAGGGCUGCAUAAACAAAGUGAUUAACCCCUAAAUGGAAGAAAAUUGAGCAGUGAGACUGCAGGGGCAUGAUCUAUACACCAAAACUGCUUCAUUAAGCUAAAGUUGUUUUGUUGACUAUAGAGUCCCUUUAAACAAACGGAAAGGUGAAACCGACAAUCAACUAACAAUGUAGGAUAAUAUACUGGUUAUAAAAGGAGAUUUAGAGUAGAAAUGUUUUCAAGUGAUCAUCAAAUCGCUAAUGGCCAAUCUGACAUAAAGGAAAUCUAACUUGAUGGGAGUUGUAUUCCAUUUCAACAGUGCUAAAUGUUGCAGGACACAUAGGUUCACAUGACUGACAAUAACCAUUAUGAUUUUCCAAACUGAAAACAUGAGGCUUCUAUGUACAUACGGUAUGUCACUCGCAGAGAGGUCGUGACUCUGCACAAAGCUAUAUUUCAUUUAUCUUUUCUGUGACCCACUGAGACUUCUGUAUUGUAAUUUUUGCUGCUGUGAUUAAAGAAUAGUGCUCUCUGGGAAACAGCAUUCUUAUGUAUCUCAAAUCGACAUCAUCCAGCUGCAAGCAAUUACUUUUCCUGAGCCUAGGUUUCCAUCACAUUUAACUUUGAAGGCACUUUUGGCCUUAUCCACAAUCAAAUGUAAAAAUAAAAAGUUUCUAAAUGUCAUUAAUAAGCUCUGUGACCCAAACAGUUCUGUCUGGAAAAGCUUCAAAGUUAAUGCUUUCUAUCUAUUUUUAGACCACAAAUACAACACGGACAUAUAUGAAUUACUUUGCUUAGUUCUGAAAAAUAGGAUUUACCAUUACCUUGAAAUAGUGUUUUCAGUUUCACUUUAAUUUCUUACUUUAGUUAUUAACUCUGUAUGCAUUUUAUACUGUUUAAUAUAGUACUUUAUCAAGAGUUACUGAUAACGUACAACAUUGAACCUUAUGAAAUACAUAACUUCAGCAUUCUGUUCUGUCUGUUGCACUGAUAGUUUGUUAAUUUCAUUAAUAAUAUAUAGUCAAACAUAGCCUCGAUAAUCCUUUUAACUUUAACCCCUUCAGGACGGAGUCAAUAGUACACGUUCGGAUCAAAACAAAACGUAAACAAAAACUGGAAUUUGCGCUAUAUCUCUGUUCAACCGUAAUUCACAUCUUUCAUAUAAACCCACACUUAUUAUAUAUCAUUUUGUUUAGGAGAAACAGGGCUUUAAUUUAUCAUUAACUAUUAAUAUAUGGAACAUAAUUUAUUAUGAAUAAACUUUUAAAAAAAAUUGAGAAAAUAAGAUUUUUUUAUUAAAUUUGUAAUUCCGUCUGACAUCUUAGCUGUUAAUGUCAUAAUACUGUUAGGUAUUACUGCAAACAAAUGCCCAUAUUUGUAAUCAGCGAUGUCUCACGAGUACAACAGUACCCCCCAUUAACAGGUUUUAUGGUGUUUUGGAAAGUUAAAGGGUCAAAUAUAGAACGUUCCAUUUUCACAUUGAAAUUUGCCAGAUUAGUAAUGUUACCUUUGAAGACAGUGUGGUAGCCCAGGAAUGAGAAUUACCCCCAUAAUGGCAUACCAUUUGAAAAAGUAGACAACCCAAGGUAUUGAGUGUGGGGUAUGUUUAGUCUUUAGUCACAAAUACUGGCCAAAUUUAGCGUUCAUAUUUGUUUUUGUGUUAAAAAAAGCAAAAAACGAAUAUUUGGCCAGUGUUUGUGACUAAGUGGCUACUAAGAAAGACUGGACAUACCCCACUUGCAAUACCUUUGGUUGUCUACUUUUGCAAAUGGUAUGCCAUCAUGGGGGUAAUUCUCAUUCCUGGGCUACCAUACGCUCUCAAAGGCAACAUAACCAAUCUGGCAAAUUUCAAUGUCAAAAAUAUGAAAUACAAGCCUUGUAUGUGACUCUCUAACUUUCCAAAACACAAUAAAACCUGUCCAUGGGGGGUACUGUUAUUCUCGUGAGACUUCACUAAACACAAAUAUUAGUGUUUUAAAACAGUAAAACAUAUUACAACAAUAAUAUCGUCCAUAAAAGUGCAGUUUGUUUGUAAAAAAUGCAAAAAACUUCACUUUUACUUAAAAUAUCAUCGUUGUAGUACAAUUUACCAGUUUGAAACACUAAUAUUUGAGUUCAGCGAAGUUUCCGGAGUAAAACAGUACCCACUAUGUACAGGUUUUAUGGUGUCUUGGAGAGUCACAGGGUCAAAUAUAGUGCGUGCGAAUUAAAUUCUCUGCACUUUCUCCCUGUGUUGUCAGGCAUGUCAAUCAAAUUUUAAUUAAUCAAAUCACAUAAUUAUGUUAAAAGAUUACUUAAAUAUACACGUAGAAUUUUAAUAUAUAUGCAUUCAUAGGUAUUUAAAUUCUACGUGUAUACUAAUGUAAUCUUUUAUGUAAUUAUAUGUAUUUAUAUAUAUAUAAAUAUAUAUUUGCAGUUAUUUGUAUUUUAUAUAUAGAUAUAUAUAGAAUGUCUUUCUAGGUGUAUUUUGUUAUCGAUAUAUAUAUUAAUAACAAAAUACAGUUAGAAUGAAAUUACAUAUGAAUAUAUAAUUUAUAUGAAAUUUUGUUUCAAUAUUUUAUUUAUUUAUUUUAUUAUUUUAUUUAUUUAUUAUUGUAAUUAUACGUAUAUAUAUAUAAUAUAUGUGUAUAUAUCUAUUAUAUAUAUAAUAUAUAUACAUAUUAUAUAUAUGUAACGUCAUUCUAAUUGUAUUUUAAUACUAAUAUAUAUACUAAUAUUAGUAUUAAAACACACAAUGUAUGACGUUAUAUAUAUAUAAAUGUAUUUAAUUUAUUUUUACACAUGUUUAAUUAAUUUAUUUUACAUUUCCCAUCAGCAGGGGGACUGUCUGACAUUUCAUACAGUCCCCCUGCUGGCAGAUCCACAGCCAGCUAUAGGGGGCCAUGUGAUCGCUCUUUGAGAGCGAUCACAUGGCCCCCGGGGGCCUCAUUCGCCGGAGGAGGGCUGCCUGGGCGGUCUGGCAGCCCUCCAGAAGAGGAUCGCAGCGGAGGUAAGUACCUCCGAUCCCCUGGGGCAGAAAGCCGUUACGGCGUUCUAUGCCGCCGCAACGGCUUUAAAGCCGUAACGGCGUUAAGGGGUUAAUAUCAUGAAACCAUUAUGUUGUUACAUAUCUCCAAGGCAGGUAUGAAAUCAGACAGGUGGUUGCACCUUCAAGGGGGCAAAAAUGGGGAGGCCCACUGAAAUAGCGGCCCCCAACCUACAGGGCCAUGCAAAAGGUGCUGCUGAAACGCAAUCUGAAUGGUCAUAGUGCCCGUUGCACAGUGCAAAUGCAUCUAAUGAUGCCUUGCACUAUGCUACCAAUUCCUUGGUGUUUAAAAAUGCAGAAUACUAGAGAACUAUAGUGGGACGGUUUUAAUCUCACAUCAUACGGCUUUUCCAUUUAAUGGAUAAGGUAAUACAAACACUUGUUUGGGUGAAGAUUAAAGUUAUUAAUGAUUAAGUUUUCUUUAAUUAAGGUGCUGUUCUACAAAGGAUGGUUCACAGAUUAAUAUUGUUGCAGUGCCCCACUUAGACAAUGGUCCAUUUUUUAACUGAAAGAUAAUAUACAACACUAUUGUUUCUUCAAAACAUUUUAGAAAGCUUCUUUCCAAUGUCAUAUAGGCUUUCAGCGUACCGAGGAAGGUAGUUCUGCUACACAAAACCAUUGCCUAAUGCAGUGGCAUAUCUAUAGCGGUUGCAGUGGUCGCAGCUGCCACCGGGCAUGUAAUUCUAUUUGGUCCGGCUACAGCUGUGGACCCCUGUGACCGGCAUAAAUUCAGGGCUGGUGCACAGCGCAAUUGCCGGGAGCACACAGAACAGAGCGGACUGCAGUCUGUAAAAUACAGUUUUAAUAGAAUUGCACUUACAAAGUAUAAAACAUUUAAAACAUAUCAAAAACACCAAUCUGGAAUGUAGUCUCAAAACUUCCAACCUCCAGAAUAUCUGGAGAAUCUUCAAAGGACAAGUGAGCAAAACAGCUGAAACUAUAAAAUAAAAAGUAAAAGGCAAAAUGACCCUACGCAUUUAAUCCAAGUGCUCUGACGUCUUCAGGGGAAAUCGUUCAGUAAAACUACUGGAAAGAGAAGCUGGUACGAAUCCCACCCACCCAAUCCAUCUUUUAAAGUCCCCAAGCCACACCACUACAUUGGCCUUUAACCCCUAGCUACGCCUCUACUUUUGCCGAUCCCCCAAGCCAUGCCUCUACUUCGGCUGUUACCCCAAACCAAUCAUCACCUCUAAAUAUCCUCUUCCUCUACUUGUACAGCACCAUGGACUAUGUUAGUGCUAUAUAAAUGCCAAUAAUAAUAAAUAAAUUACAAGUGUAGUGCAUGCAGAGAUGAAAGGUUUUGAAGGGUUUUAAAUUGAGUCAACUGUGUUAGCUUAUUGUUUAAGACAAUGGAUUGAAUUUAUCCAAAGUAAAUCUGUCUAUGCCUAAUAUUGAAGAAUUUUAUUGUAGGUUUGCUGAUUGUAAUAUUAUAUGAAUGGUGCAUAGUGUUCAGAUCAAAUAUCUGUUUGUGUUUUUUAGGUCUGGCUGUGAUGCAUUCACAAAACUCUAAUUAUUUGGAUAUUGGUAAUAAUCCGCGAGUUGGCACCAAACGCUAUAUGGCUCCUGAAGUCCUUGAUGAAACUAUACGCACAGAUUCAUUUGAAUCUUAUAAGCAGACCGAUUUGUGGGCUUAUGGAUUAUGUCUUUGGGAAAUUUGCAGGAGAACGGUUAUAAAUGGUGAGUCGACAUAAUACUCUUCUUAUGAAAAUUAAGUAGUGCAAUUUAGGACUGGAUUAAUGAAGAGGAAAUGAAAAGGAAAGCAUUCCUCCUUUUGAUGCAUGUUUAGAUUUUACACAUGGAAACUCCCAGUGCUACUUUCCACUCCCUCUCCUGACAUCAUGACAGCCGUGCAAGGUCCAAUCAAAGGCUCCAUAGAGAAGCUUUUUAUUGGAUUGUUUAGCCAGCUCAGGGCGCAUGCACUUGCUUUGAGCCGGCAAGGGGAAAGGGAGUGGUGAGACAGACAGGUAAGGAAGAGGCAACUUAUAAAAUAAAUACACUUUACUGCAUGUAUAGGAAGGCAGUGAGGGCUAAAGUGAGGGACGGAGGCAGGGCUGAAGUGAGGUAGACAGGGAGGGAGGCGAGAAACAGGAGGAGACAAAGAAACCAUCUGUCGCCAGAGUGUAGUGUGUGCAUACAACAGAGUUCCAGGCUGCCAAAGUCGUGUGUGCCGGAUAAGGGAGAAGCAGAAACUCUGCACACCCAGAGUCCUUCUUCCAUGACCACGUCAAAAGGAGAAGUUGUCAUGGGUGUUGAAGUAACCCUUUAAUAUAUAAAAUAAAGGGGAGACAAAGUAACAGAGAGACAGAAAACAAACAGGACAGUCCUCAGAUACCUCUGUAUUAAAUAAUGUGAAUCUUUACUAAUAUUUAUAGUGGUGGGCCGUACAAAAUAUGGCAUAAACCAGAACAUUAUAUGCUUAACUAAUUUCACAAGUAGGCUUUAGGGCUAAAUACUUUUAGGUGUGAAACUAUUUAAGUGGACUGCACACCUCCAAACACUGGGAGGUAUAGGAUCAGGAUAGGGGUUAGACAGGCCUAUAAGGGGAGUGUCAGUAAUGUCAAUCUUAAAUUAUUAUUUACAAGUUUCAUCGAAAUCUAGAGCUGCACUGCUUCAAUAAGGUAUAUUUCAUUUGCUGCCGGUGCUAAUUCAGUACUUAUUUUUCUAAAUUCCAUUCAAUAAUGCAGGCUCCAUGUUGCAUUUGAGUGCCCUUGCAUUUUAAAGUGGUUCUCUUGACAUCUAAUGUGUAAAAAAGCAAGGGCUUCAUGCCAAAUUAUAUAUUUUUUGAUCUUAUUGCAUGAUGACAGACACAAAGGGUUUGCCACAAAAGGACACAUCUUUUAGGUUUCCAAUAAUUAGCAGAAAACCUGUUUUUGUUUAUUUACAGUCUUUGCACCAUUUUCUUGUUUGUAGUGAAUAAGGGAUAGCAAUACCCUUGCAUUAUUUCAGUUGCUUUAUAAAAAAAUUAUGUUAACUGAGUAGAGAAUCUGCUGCUUCCUAAUAUCUUUGAUCAAAUGAAUCCAGUUACAAAAUAGUAAUAUUAAUUUGUAAAUGUUCUUUUUAAAUAAUCUUAAAAAAUAACCAAAUAGAUUUACAUCACACUUGGUCUGAAACGUUAGUAUAAAAGGAAAAAUUAGAUGUGUAGAUGUGACAAAAAUAUAUAAAUAAAAAUGGUCAAAUACCUUGUUUACAGAUAUUUGUAAGAACCUUGAAAACAUUACUAGCAGUACAACUUAAUAAAAAUGGUAAAAGAAUGUAAAAGAAUGCCUGCACUUGAGCAUAUUGCCAACAUGCUGUAAAUACAAAUAAGUUAUUUAAUUCUAAAAUAAAAGGUAUUGAAAACUGAUAUAGCAAUCAUUAUCAAUCUCUAAACAGCUGUUGUAAUGCUAACAGUGGAAUGGAAGAUUCGAUUCACUCCUCCCCACUCCAUGACUGCAGGAUUGUUAUCACCCAUUGAAACUACCUGUACUGUUUGACAGCAGGCGCCAAGCUUACAUUUUAGCAAAUUUGAAGGCAUUAUGUCAGUGACUAGUAGCUUCUGACAGAGAAAUGUAUUCCUCUACAGGCUGGUAAUCGUUAUGAGGCUGACUGAGGCUUUAAGGACUAAAUUUCAAUAUGAAAAAUAUUUUAAAAAUAAAAAUGUUUAUCUAUUAUCGUCACUACGGCCUGCUAAAUAUUUAGCAAAAUCACAAAAUAUGUUUUUCAUUAACCUAGCAAUAUCAAUAUAUCAAUUUGCCGGUUCAUGUGAUUAACAACGACAACAAAAGUUAAGCCCUAAUUUACGCUUUUAAAGGGACUAUUGGAACCAAAACAACUUUAGCGUAAUUAGGCAGUUUUAGUGUAUAGCUCAUGCCCCUGCAGUCAUAGUGCUAAAUUAUCUGCCAUUUAAGAGUUAAAGGAACACUUACUAUAGGGUCAGGAACACAAAUGUGUAUUCCUGACUCUAUAGUUUCAAACCUUGCUAGCCCCCCAGAUCCCCCUUUGCCUCUCUUAAAAAUAGUAGAAAACUUAUCUUUCCCAUAGGAAAGCAUUGGAGUGACAGUUCUGAUGAUCUCAGCCAAGGAGGUGGGGCAGAACCUAAAACACCACUGGCCAAUCAUCAUCUUCUCAUAGAGAUGCAUUAAAUCAAUGGUCUUUCUUGUCUUAUUGCAUGAUGACAGACACACAGUUUUUGCCACAAAAGUGCACCUAUUUUAGUUUCCCAAUAAUUAACAGACAACUUUUUUUUAAAUAAAACUCUUUGCAUCAUUGUCUUGUUUGUAGUAAAUAAGGGCCAGCAAUACCCUUUGCAUUAUUCCAGUUGCUUUACAAACAAAUAAUGUGAACUGCUUGCUCAAGAGUAGAGAAGCUGCUGGUUCCUAAUAUCUUGGAUCAACAGUUGCAAAAUAGUGAUAUUCAUUUGCAAAUUUUCUUUUUAAAUAUUCUUUAAAAAAUAACCAAAUAGACAGUGUCCUUUAUUUUAAAUUAUUUCACACUUGGUCUGAAACGUUAGUAUAAAAGCAAAAAUGCACAAAUAUCCCCCACUGUGUCUGCUAAUGCAUAUGGUCUCUUGCAGUGUCCCCCCCCCCCAAAUGCACUGUUACUUGGACUGUGAGUUUCAAGCCUUAAACAGUUUUACUGUUACCCUGCCAUCCAGUGGUGAAAGUGCAUGAGUGUACUAUGCAAUAACUCAUUAAUUUAGGAAUUAUAGGGCAGUAUGCAGAAUGCAACGCUAAAUUAGCAGCACCUUCUAUACUGCCAUAAGUUCAUCUCAGACCAUAUCGUGAUGACAGCAUGAAAUGUCAUUGUUCGAUAGGGGUUAAAUACCUCACUCUUUAUUAAUUUAAGCAUCACCCACUUAAAAGUUGUUGUUUUUUUCUAAAAACCUUUUAUUUUUAUUUCAAAAGUUCAGCUUUUGCAACAACCCACCACCCCCUCAAAACCCCAGCCCCAAAAAAAAAUAUUACAUUUCAGGGAACAGGCAAUCCUACCCUAGGUGCCAAAUAUUUGGUUUGUAUGAAAAUGUAAUGAGUGGGCAUUUUGUUAAUGGAUCCUGUAAAUGGUAUGGGUGGUCCUGCAUUUAGAAAAAAACUUUUGUAGAAACUUCAAAUGUCACAAAAAGAAUCAAUAUUUUGCAACACAUUCUUAACCAAUCUUAUCUUAUUAUGAAAACUGUCUUUAAAAAGCCAUUAGUCUCAUAAGCAAACUUUUGCCAGAUAAAUGCAGUCAGUUUUUGAGCACAGAGCAGAUAACAUGUUUUUUUUUUUUUUUUUUUUUACAAAACCCUAAAGGAAUAUAAACAAUGAUUAAUAAAACUUUCAAAGAAACAUCAAAUUUUUCUGUUCUCAAUCCCCCCCAAAAAAGAUAAUUAUUUUACAUCUAAUGUAACCCCUAAUGAGCCUUAUUCCAAUUUCUGUAAUUUUGUGACAAAAUGCCUUUUUGCUAUGUGUUUUUUUCACCAUAAUUUAACACUUACUCUUUAAUAGUACCCAUACAUAAUCUAUUCUAGUUUAUAAAGAAUAAAUAUUAGGGUGAGAGGGGUAGAUGGGUAUUUAUUUAUUGAAUGGGUGACUAGGAGCUUGGUGGCGUGGUUAUUUUUACAAUUGGCUCUGCUGCCAAUGGGUGGGGGCUGGUGGGGCCUGGUGGGGCAAUAAGUCAUCCCAUUAUUACUUAGGCCCCACCCACAGGGAAUGGGUGGGGGAUAAGAGGUACAAUAGGUUCCUCCCAUUUUUACUUAGGGCCCCCCAACAGCCACUAAUGGGUGGGAGUUGGGGGUGACACUAAGUUCCUUGUUUUAUUUUAAUAGCCCCCACUAUGUCCCUCCCCCAUUAAUUAUUAUAAUAGGUGCCCCACCAUGGAGGCAUGGGCGACCUGUGUAAGGUCUCCUUUUAUUGGGGGUCUUUUUUUUAUAAUAGAUGCUAGCCGCUCCCUGUUUAGUAGAUGUGCCUCUACUCGUGGCACUCAUAAGUGCGAGUAGGGGCAGGAGGGAAAUUUUAACCUCCAGUACAUUUCAUCCAGGGAACACAAAGAUGGCGGCGCCUAGGACAUAGAUCCAGACAAGAAAUAAAGAGGUAAAAAAGGUGAAAUGGGGGACCUAGGGCUAUUUGGGGUGACUAAGGAGACAAUCAAAUCUUCAGGGGUUGGGAGGGACUUUAAAAAAAAAAAAAAAUGACAGUGCCACUUUAAAUAUAAACCUUAGCCAAAUUAGGCAUGCUGAGACCAAGUUAAUAGCAGUUGCAGAAUCUAAAAUCACUAUACAAAUGUAAAUAUUUGUAAAAAGUAGACCCAUCAGGAUAUUUAACCUUCUGUGUUUAGGCAGUUUUUAUUUAACCAUUUCGUCACCAACAGAGCUAAAACUGCUGAGUAUAUUUAAUAAUUUUGUAAUUUUUACAAAUGUGUAACUUUCAGUGUUACCAUGUAUGUCCCACGGAAUACAGGAUUACUCCAUAUGUAUAUCUUUGCUUCAAGGAUACACUAUUUCUUGGUGACACUAUUGGUGACCAGCAUCAUGCUUUGAUGCACAUUCGUACCAUCACUUAACCCUAACACAAACCCUAACUAGUUCAGAUUGAUUGAUCACCAUUGGAGCCAGCCACAGUGAUAAAAAAUUUGUUUUGAAUAUGUUUAUUAGAGUCGCAAAAAAGGGUUGGCAGACAUUUUACGAAUUGGUAGAAAUAACAUUUGGUUGCCUGAGCAGAGGCAUACAAGUCAUAAUAAACAAGCAAUAAAGUAAAUUGGAUGUACUUAGACUUUGCGAGAUUUGAUAUAUCAAGCGCAUUCGACAGGGAUAUUAACGCAUUAAGCAGGCUUUUUAGUCAUCUGAGCAAUACCUAUGUCUAACUACGCGUGCGAUGGCGCUUUCAGCAUGGGUAGCCUUUUAUGUAGUUAAAUAAACAUGCAAUUAAGUAAAUUAAGUGUACAUAAACUUUGCAAGAUUUGUUUUUGCUUUAGAUAAAACCUAAAAAUCUACGAAACUGCAGGUACGAAUUAUGCCCGCAGGGCUUUCCGUGGCUCCGUGGGCACUCAGGGCCAGAGAACGUCCACAGGACCCCACACCUAGGGUCUGAGCGCCCCCUGUCCCCUGCACCUCCCCAGCACCUGUAAGCCCCCCGUCUCUCCUGGUGCCGGCCACAGACUUGGGGACGAUGCGCAUCCCUCAUGGCCAGCGGUCCGCCGGAAGGCCCGCAUCCUCUUGAUCCACAGGACUCGCAGCACCAGGGACUCGACUCCCCAAGGACCCCCACAGACUCGGUAAGUCCGGGCCGUAACUCCUUCGGUGGGCAGGUAGUCAGGGAAUUAAUUUAGUUGCCGGCGACAUCUGUGGCCACAUGUGCCGUAUCUGCCAGCCCUUCCGAAGCAGCUAAUAGUCCUCUUCACGUCGUCUUUCGCCGUAAUGAGCUUGUAUGUAAAAUGGUCCUCAUGACUCUUUUACUGGCGGGCUCCUUUUCGGCAGCCUUUGCCAGUUCAGGAGGGCAGUCUGGGCCCAGCACGGGAAACUCCUGUGUCGGCGCGUGUCGCCUCCAUGAGGCCAGAUUACCCCACCGGCCGGGGGGGGGAGCGGGGCCGCGCACCAAGCCAGCAGCAUCCGUUGCCUGGGUAAGUUGCUUUUGUUUUUCUUUAAGUCGUUCGUGUCCAGGCACGGAGGAUUGGCAUGUAUUCUGACAACUCAUGGUCACUCGAGUCUGGUCUUGCGACUGAGGGUAGGCCUUGAAAGUCCUUUACGGUGCUCACAGCCUUCUUGUAGGGUCUAAUUGGCAUCUUUGUAAAGCUGGUGUUAUCCUUCCCUUUAUUUCAGCAGGUAACCUGGUCUUUGUGCCUUCUGUGGGCGUUUCAGAGCCAGUUUAGUUUGUUUGGGCCGGGAGCCAUGUUAGUCUGCUGCCAUGCGGCUCGGCGGCCCGGCCCCGUCCCCUGAUAAAAAAAUUUAACUGACAGUUAAAGGACAACUGUCACCUAAACACUAGUUUUUAAUAUAAUACUAUAAUAACCAAAACACUCCAAUGACUUCAACAGUCACCAUAUCUCAAUAUAUUAACCUUUAAGGAGGGAGCCAAUCUAGUAUUAGAAAGGUGUACCUAAUAAAGUGGCCAUUUUUACAUGCUUUAGUUAAGUUUCACAAAGGGUUUCAUAAAACAAAACUAAAUCAGAAUCAAACUAAUUUUUAGUCAAACAAUCCGCAUUCUAUAAGUUCUAGAUACUUCGGGGAAGAACUAAGUGUAGAUUACUUGAUGCUUACAUCCAAUCAUAGUAUAUUUUCACAGACAAAAGACCCCCAUGAGCUGUACUUAUUUACAAUAUAAUUAAGAAUAGCAUGAAUUGCAAAUGUACACCUUUGUUUUUAAAGCCUUAGGUUAAUUUUCUGCUUUAGCUGAAUUGUUGUAAUUGGACUUUUGAACACUGAACAUUUUAUGUAUUUUUUUCCUUAACAAGUGAUGUGUCGUUUCAGGCACAUGCCAUUUUGCACUGACUGUGACCAGACAGCUGAUCAGGCUGGAAUCGGGCACUAUCAGUAUUAACAUGCUUCCUAGCUAAUCAGCAGCAGCAGUCAACAGGAUGACUAGAUGAUGCUCUCUUAAAGGACCACUAUAGUGCCAGGAAAACAUACUCGUUUUCCUGGCACUAUAGUGCCCUGAGGGUGCCCCCACCCUCAGGGUCCCCCUCCCGCCCGGCUCUGGAGAGAGGAAAGGGGUUAAAACUUACCUUUCUCCAGCGCUGGGCGGGGAGCUCUCCGCCUCCGAUCCUCCUCCUCUCCUCCCUUUCAGCUGAAUGCGCAGGCGCGGCAAGAGCUGCGCGCGCAUUCAGCCGGUCUCAUAGGAAAGCAUUUACAAUGCUUUCCUAUGGACGCUUGCGUGUUCUCACUGUGAUUUUCACAGUGAGAAUCACGCAAGCGCCUCUAGCGGCUGUUAAUGAGACAGCCACUAGAGGAUUUGAGGGCUGGAUUAACCCAUUUAUAAACAUAGCAGUUUCUCUGAAACUGCUAUGUUUAUAAAAAAAUGGGUUAACCCUAGCUGGACCUGGCACCCAGACCACUUCAUUAAGCUGAAGUGGUCUGUGUGCCUAGAGUGGUCCUUUAAUGCUACCAAUAUUUAUAACAUACACAUAUAUGGUCCACUUUAUCCAUCCUACAGCAUAUAAAUUACAGCUGUACAUCAUCUGCAUAACUUAAAGGUCUAGGCAAGAAUUCAUUUUGCCACCCCCUCAUGAAUGCAGCUACAUUCCCUCAGAGGCUUAUUACUAAACUCUGAAUUUCAAUGAAGAGACAUUUAUGGAAACAGGACACACUGAGUAGACAUUAAAGGGAAAAUAUAGUGCCAGAAAAACUUGUUUUCCUGGCACUAUAGAUUUUCCCUCUGUUAAGCGCCCCUACCUCGUGGUGCAAAAGGGGUUAAAAAAAAAAAAAACCUUCCGUCACUUACCCGGGCCAGUGCUGAUGUCCCUCAGCGCUGGCUUGGUUCCACCUUCACUCCUCAAUGGCCGCAUCAGGAUUUCCCCAUAGGAAAGUAAUAUACAAUGCUUUACUAUGGGUUUCUACGUGACGCUGGAUGUCCCCAUGCAUAGCCACUAGAGGUGGAGUUAACCCUGAACGGUAAUUAUUGCAGUUUGUUAAAAACUACAAUAAUUACUUUUGAAGGGUUAAGGGCCCUGUGACAGUGCAUCCAGACCCCUUCAAUGAACUGAAGUGGUCUGGGUGCCUAUAGUGUCCCUUUAAGUGAAAGUAGAUGCACAGUAGAAAUUUAGAAACAGCCUGGGGAGACAUUUAGGUAAAAAGUAGAAAGACUGUUGAGAUAUUUAGGAAACAGAGACUGGGAGACAUUUAGGAGAGAGACAUGGUAAGCACACAUUUAGAGAAAAAAAGAGACACACUCUUACUAACACACACACUCACGGACAUACACAGUGUCACUUACACACUCUCACUAACACACACACACACACUAUCACUGACAUACACACACAGUGUCACUUGCAUAUGCUUACUGACAUACACAGUGUAACUAACACACUCUCACUAACACACACGCACUAACACACACACACUGUCACUUACACGCUCUCACUAACACAGUGUCGCUUGCACACACUGACAUACACAGUGUAACUUGCACACUCUCACAAACACACACACACACUCUCACUAACACAAAGUGUCCCUUGCACACUCUCACUAACACACACACUGUCACUUAAACACAAGCUCACACCACUACAUAAAGUCACACUUUAUUUAUACACAGAAAUACAGCAAUUUAACACACACACACACACACAUACACUAAUUUACAACCAUGCACACAAUAAACAAUCCCCCUUAGUCUACCUGGGUGCUGUGAAGAGGAGAAGAGGUCCAGGCUGCAGGAAGUUGUUCUUCUUUCUCCUAGGGGAGCAGGAGAGCCGUGCACUGUGAGCACAUGCUGCUUCCUAUUCCCCUCAGAGUGCUUCCAGUGUCCACAGGCAGGGGGCAGCUGGGAUACAGGUCAGAUCCCGGCUACCCCUACCUGCAGGAAGCAUUCUGCUUGGUUGUUGUGGUUACAGUAAACCCCACUCCCUGAGCAGGCAAGCGGCAGAGAAAGUCUAGCUCUCAGCGUUCCAGCUCCAGACAGCAGCAGGGCAACCCACCAGGAAACCUGCCGGUGUGCGCCCCCUGCAGGUCAGCGCCACAGGCGAAUGCCUUAUUUGCCUUAUGGUAGCACCGACCCUGGUCCUGCUUCUAUAAUCCUGCCCCCGUAGCUUCAUUCAUGUUUUUGUAUGAAUAAUGCCAAUUGCAGCAUGUACAGCUUUCAUUGGAAAGCUAAUUGCUAAAAUAUGGCUUUCUUGAACUCCAUAGUGGAAAACGAAGAAACCUCAGGCCUAGAACGCAAAGGGUUCAAAGUUUAAAGGGACACUCCACUGCCCAAAUACAAAAUAAAUAGGAGUCUGGAGUGCCCUUUUAAUUCCUGCAAGAAAGUACACCACAGCUACCCCAAAAUGAUUACCAAUAAAAAAUAAAAAAAUCAUAUUACAUGAGUAACAAGUAGUCAAGGUUGAGAAUAUGAUUUGGCACAGUUGCAUGUGAAUGAUUCCUCAUUACAAGAAAAAUCAUGAUUAAGUUAAAAUGAUCUGACAAAUCAGAAGCUGCCUCUCCUGUUAGAAUAAAAUGGACACUCCAGGCCUGCUAAUCAGUUCUUUGAUUUCAACUAGCUUUGUUUUCCAGAAAGGAUUAGCUGUAAAUUAUAAACACCAUAAUCUGGUGUCAGCACCCAGGUCCAUGAUUAAAGCAGCCAUUACAUUCAAUCAGCACUCUGUUUAUUCAACACUGAUUAGAAAACUAUCAGCAUCAGAGAAGAGCUUGGACAGCAGCCAUACUUUCUGCAGCCUGUUGCCAUGAAUCUAAAAUACCGGAUAAUUUCCACCAUAAAAGAGUUCAGACCAAGCAGAGAAUGUAUGUUGUGGAGUGGAAAAAUAGGACGUUCCGGGGGCUCAAACUUGACAAUGAUGCUAUUCCACUUCUGCAAUGUAGUCACAAUGGUAUUAUGAAGUCUGUCCUUCUCACCCACUGAAUUCCACUACUUGUAAUAAACAGUUUGAAAUGUUUAGUGGGUGUUUAUAACAAGAGAAGCAGAGGAGGAAAAUCCAGUCAAAUGGCCAAAAGAAAAAGGGUAAAAUAGCUAAUCAUCUUCAGAGAUGUAUUCAGUUAUCCUUCUUUAAAAAUCCAUUUAAAUUGUAGGAAAUGUCCCGUAAUCCAUGCAUUGUGAUUUAAUUUAAAGAGCGUGUCGUCUGAAUUAACUUUGAAUUAUAAUGUUGUACAAAUAUGACUGAUAUAUGUAGAUUAAAGUACAUUUUUACCUUAAACACUAAACGGUGAAAUCCAGACACUGUAUCUUAAUUGCCCAUAGCAGCUGAGCACUGCCAACAAGCAGUCAUAAAAUAUCUCAGUCAUCCUGCAUUAUAUUUACACCCAGUUUUGCACAUAGGACCUCUCUUACUGCCCUGCAUCCGCUCCGAGGUUAGAAGGGUUCUCUGCUUUACAUAUAAUUGAAUAUUCAAUUAUUACAAUUAAAUGAGUACUGUAGGCACCAUAACCAAUUUAAUGGAUUGUUUAUUCCUGGCCGCCAGUCGCCUAAACUACAAUAACAAUAUGGUGGAAGCGAUGCUUCGGCUUUGUGCCAUACCAAUUCAUAAUAGGAAACUUGCAAUGAUUGGCUGAUAGCACAAAGCUGACACAAUGAGCCUCUCCCAACCUGCUACUCCUGUUAUAGCAUGAAGUGGAGCAUACUUCUACCUUAACUAUAUCCUCAUUGGAUGCCGGGCUGCCGAGGGACUGGGAAAAUCUGCUAAUCUCUGAGUAAACCAUUUAGCAUCAGCAGGGGCGUACCUAGAGCGUACCUUUGGCACCCGCCUCCAAAAAAAAACAGCUACUAAAUUUUUAAAAUGUGCUCUUUUUUUUAAAAUGUAUUGCACAAAUUUGUAAACUUUUUAAAACCCCUGCCCCUUUCUACAAAGUCCCUGCACCUCCUCAUCCACAGUCACAUGCAGACAGUCACACAUAUAGUCACAGGCAGUCAUGUACACAGUUACAGGUAGAGAGUUACACACACACAGUCAGUUACAAGCAGUAACACACAGUCAUGCACACUGUUACAGGCGGACAGUCACAUAUACAGUCACACACACGAUCACAGGCAGACAGUCAUACACAUAGUUACAGCCACACACACACAGUUACAGACAGUCACACACAGUCACAGGCAGACAGUCACACACACACACAGUUACAGGCAGCAUCACACAGUUACAGGCAGUCACAGGCAUGCAGUCACACACACACAUAGUUACAGGCAGACAGUCACACACACACACAGUUACAGGCAGAUAGUUACACACAUACACACAGUUACAGAAGACAGUUACACACACACACACAGUUACAGGCAGACAGUUACACACACAUACACACACACACUCUCUUACUUACAGACAGUGUGGACUGGAGGAGUGGUUUCAUUGAAGUCCUUCCCUGGCUGGAGCCUGUUAGGUGGAGGAGCAGGGAUUUCUUCUUGCUGCACCUCCAUGUGCAGCAGUAACAUCAGCGGGUAAGGACCGUGUUAAGCCCUGCCUCCGCUCGUGGGUUGGCUCCGCCCCCAAAUGUAUGUAGCUCCGCCCCUUCUUCCUUCUGUGCGGCCAGUUCAGCUUGCUGGUCUUUCCGUGUGACCUGUGCGACACCCCAGCUGCCAUGGGGUGCAGCUCACACAUCCCCCAUUAGCCUUCCGACCAGGGUCAUGGCACCCCCCUACCAGGUGGCACCCGGGGCGGACCGCCCCCUCCGCCCCCCCCCCUUAGUCCGCCACUGUUAUCAGCACUUUAAUCUGAUGAAGUGAUUAUGGUGCCAUGGUACGAGGCAGAGCUGCCCUUUGGCUCCAUUACUAUAUGUCUUAUCUAUUGAGCCAUUGGCUAUUCUUAUUAGGGAAAAUAAAAAUAUAUAUGGGAUCAAAACAAUCGAGCGAGACCAUAAAACCUUUUGCCGAUGAUGUGCUUCUGUCUGAAAUUACGAGGGAUAAAUAAAUUUGCAGAUCUCUUUGAUAAUAAAAAAUUGAUUAGCUUUCCGGGUCUACAAGAUAAAUACAAUACACCCUAUAGGUGAAACUUUUCGCUACCUAAAGAUUAAACAUUUUCUAAACUCAAAAUAUUUUAUAUUCGAACACCCUAUUUUUUAUUAUUUAGAUCAUAGGCGUGCACAGCCUAUUGCAUUAGGGUGUGCACCCUAAAGUACAAACACACGCCGCAUGUAUAUGUGUGUGUGUAUAUAUAUAUAUAUAUAUAUAUACAUACACUGCUGUUGUUAGUGUGCUGUUAGUGUGCUGUGUGAGAGUGCUGUGUGUGUGUGCUGUUAGUGUGAUGUGUGUGUGAAGGUGCUGUUAGUGUGAUGUGUGGGUGAGGUUGUUUGUGUGUGUGUUUGUGAGGGUGCUGAUAGUGUGUGAGGGUGCUGGUAGUGUGCUGUGUGUGUGAGGGUGUUUGUGUGUGUGUGUUUGUCCUGUGAGGGUGCUGUGUGUGUGAGGGUGCUGUUUGUGUGAGUGUCAUGUAUUUGUGAGGGUGCUGUUUGUGUGCUGUAUGUGAGGGUGUUGUGUGUUUGUGAAGGUGCUGUGUGUGUUUGUGAGGGUGCGGUUAGUGUACUGUGUGUGUUAGAGUGCUGUGUGUGUGAGGGUUCUGUAUGUGUACUGUAUGUGUGAGGGUGCUGUAUGUGUACUGUAUGUGUGUGGGUGCUGUGUGUGUGAGGGUGCUGUGUGUGUGCUGUAUUUGUGUAGGUGCUGUGUGUGUGUGCUGUAUGUGUGUGUGUGCUGUAUGUUUGGAGGGAUUGUGGAGGUGGUGGCAGAUUAGUAAAUAUCCCCCCUCCCUUCUGACCUUAUGUAGGGAGGGGGGAUCCUUGCUGCCAUGUGCCAUCCCUGGUGGUCCAGUGGAGAGUGAACUCUAGCCUGCUGGGCUAGAGUUAACUCUCGCGAGAUCUGAGCGUUGCCGCGGCCCUGAGCGUUGCCUGGGUCCUCUCCUGCCUCCCUCCAUGCUGCUGUGGGCUGGUGAGGUAGAUCUUUGAUCUCCCCGCCGGCCCCUGGAGGCUUAGAGCAGAGCCGGCACUCAGAUAGUGCCGGCUCUGCGUGAGCUGACAGGGGAGAUCCGGAGAUUCCAACCCCCACCCAAAAAAUAAUAUACACUCGUGUGUGUAUGUGUAUAUAUAUAUAUAUGUAUAUAUAUAUAUAUAUAUGCGUGCACACACACACUCACAGACACAUUCACAGACACACAUACACUCACAGACAUACAGACAUACAUUCACAGGCACCCACACACUGACACACAUACACACACAUACACACACAUUCACAGACACACACACACAUACAGACACAUACAGACACACACACAUACAGACACACACACACACACAUACACACACACACACAUACACACACACACACAUACUCAGACACAUACACACUCACAAAUUAUUCUUUUUUUAUAAAAAAAUGUCCACCCAGCCUCCCUACCUGGAGAGCUGGUGUGGACCUGUCCCUGGGGUCCAGUGGGGCGGGUGCCUGUCUCCAUAUCACGCGCGGCGAGGGAGCUGUGUUCUCUCUGCUCCUUCUCAACGCGCGGGCUGUCUACAGUAGCUGGGAGCCAGAAUAUGACAUCAUAUUCCGGCUCCCGGCAUUAGCAAACGGCGCGCGGCGAGAGGGAGCAGAGAGCACAAAGCUCCCUCGUCGCGUCUGAUAUGGAGAGGGGGGGGUCCAUCACCUUAGCGCAACAUCGCACAUUUUAGAGUGGCCUUUUAUUGUGGCCAGCCUAAGGCACACCUUUGCAAUAAUCAUGAUGUCUAAUCAGCAUCUUGAUAUGCCACACCUGUGAGAUGGAUGGAUUAUAUCGGCAAAGGAGAAGUGUUAGCAUAGAUUUAGAUAGAUUUGUGAACAAUAUUUGAGAGAAAUAGGCCUUUUGUGUACAUAGAAAAAGUCUUAGAUCUUUGAGUUCAGCUCAUGAAAAAUGGGGACAAAAACAAAAGUGUUGAGUUUAUAAUUUUGUUCAGUGUAUGUGCACCUGCCUUGCGCUGUAAACCAUCUCAUCAGGAAGUCUGUGAUUGAACAUCCACAGAAAGAGGUUAGAUGUAGGUCUUCGGCAUACUGCAUGUUGCGAGGUAAUUGCCACAAAGGGGUGUGAUCUGGAGGUGGUACAUGUCAAAAUAAUAUCCAUUUGAAUGUCAGGACCCAAUGUUUCCCAGCAGAAAAUUGCCCAGAGCAUAACCCUGCCUCCACCAGCUUGCCUUCUUUCCUGAAAUCUCUUCCAGAGGUAAACAGUGCACACGCACCUAGCCAUCCAUCUGAUCUCAAAGAAAUCAUCAGACCAGGCAAUCUUCUUCCAUUGCUCCAUGGUCCAAUUCUGACGCUCACAUACCCAUUUGGCGGUGGAAGGGGGUCAUUGUGGACACUUCACCGGUCGGCAACUACACAGCCUUAUGCGAAACAAAUGCAAUGCACUGUGAUUUUUGGCACCUUUCUAUCAUGGGCAGCAUUAAGUUUUUCAACAGUUUGAGUUACAAUUGCUCUUUUGUGUGAUUGGACCUGAUGGGCUAGCCUUCGCUCCCUACGUCCAUCUAUGAGCCUUCGGCGUCCAUGACCCUGAUACCAGUGUAGCGGUUGUCCUCUUUAGGUAUGUGCGAACCACUGCAUACCAGGGACACCACACAAGACUUUCCAUUUUGCAGAGUCUCUGACCCACUCGUCUAGCCAUCACUAUUUGGCCAUCAAAGUCACUCGGAUAUUUUCCCUUGCUGAUUUCAAAAGAGGGAUUCCCUUGAUGGCCCUAAACCUAAUCAAAACUCUAAUCUGAACCCUAAUUCCAAUCCAAAAAUUAAUUCUAAACCAUCUUAAUUAUAAACUAAUAAUAAACUGAAUACUAAAUACUAAUCUCAAUCCAUAAUCUUAAUCCCUAAUUUAAUCCUAAUCCCAAUGAUUUCCUUCUGCUAAUAUCAAUACUGUUCAGAAACUGGUGGUCUCCCAAUUACGGUAUAUUUCAAAAGAGCCUGCAAAAGCUGCAGUUCUCUAGUCUGCUGUAUUAGUUAUGUCUUGUCAAACAAAUUAUAUUUUCAAACUUAAAGAAUGAGCCAAAAAUCUAGAAGAUGCUAGCAGUGUUAUAUGAUGGGAAGAGUUUGAACAAUAACAUACGUAUAUCGAAUGUGAAACGUUAGUAAAUCUGUAGAACUACUAGAUCAAACGAUAGCAUCCUAGACUAUGCUUAGAGUUUCAGAGUUUAUCACAAAUAAGCCAGUUAUGUAAAGAAUUGUAAUUAAGCCGCAUACAUGUUUCAAAUCAAUCUACCUAAAGUAUGUGUUAUGUAUUACACAUAUUAUAUGGAUAGCAUGUAUUAUCACCUGUCACUUUCCCUUUCAGAUUGUACGUGUGCUGGUUCUCAAACUCUACUUAUCGGGUUAUUUCUGUUUAUUUCCUCUUUACUUGACAUAUGCAUUGAUGCAGGAUUUCUAUUAUAUGUGAAUGGUUAUAAUAGCAAUAAGAUGGUAUUCAGUACUAAUACACUUGCAGACAGUUGGCACCCACCAUAAAAUAAGUGAGCUGAGAUAAAUUUUCAGCUUAGUUUAGCAACCAACUUGUGCGGGUUAGAAAUAACACAAUAAGUUACUAUGAAAUUAAUUUCCAUUUCGGUAUUUACCUCUGACCCUUGAGUCGUAGUUGAGUAAGUCCAAAUAAAUUAGUUUCAGGUUUUCAAUUCAAUGAUAUUGUAAGAAAUUCAGAACUAGAUCAUUGAAUAUCCAGCCGGCAGCGUUGUUUUCAAGUUUAAAAUGAGUCUUUGUAAAGUGUAAUGGUUCUGAAAGGUGGUGGUGGGGGGGAAUGAAGCUGAGGGCUACUUUAUCAUUUUAACUAUUUACUGGGGGGAAAUAAAGUGAUGUCCACCGUCCUCUCUUACCCCAUGUGGAGAGUUAAAGAAACACAUCGACCUUCCAAACACCUCAGCUAAAUAGAAUGUUGAUAUUGUAUAUAUAUAUAUAAGGUAAUUUUAUCUGGGGGCAAUCUUACCAUCAGGGGUUAAAAUGUUUCCCAAUGCUUUAAUACAGAAGUUGGUACUCUGGUGCCCAACACAGGCUUCCUUCCUCUCUGCACUGCAGUAAAAGUAAUGGGUCUGCAGAGUGGUUGGUGGCUCUCAACCUGUCCCUGCCUGCCCAUUAAGAGAAAUAGUAUGUGUUAUUUACCCCCUGCUCCCAAAACAAAUUCAAUGAGCUGAAGUUGUUAUAGGGCUGGGAGUGUUCAUUUAGCAUUACUGCAUCUCUAACCUUUUUCUCUACCUUUAACAUAGGUCAGUCCUUUGCCCCACUAGUUUACAUGAACAUAACACAAGUGUAUAAUGAAACAUGUAUAUUUAUAAAUUAUAUAUAGGUUAGGGUGUUUAAGAUAGGUAAACUAAUACUGCCACCUAUCCACUAUAUAGCGAACUGUCAAGAAUCUAAUCUUAAUAUAAGGUGAAUUUCAAAUUUAUGGCCAUAAUAGCUGAAGUAGAAAUUGUUUGCUAAGUUCUUGUGAAGUGACAAUUCGUUUUUAAAUACAGGAUUAUUACUGACAUCUGGCUCUAGAAAUUUCAGAGACAAUUAUAAUAACAAUUUAAGGGACUCGGUAACAGAUCAAAAGAAAAAAAAGUAUAUCCAGAAUCUGAAGAGAUUGUUGAGAUUAUCAAGGCUAUUCACUGAAGUGAGAAUUCAAAAUGAAUCUCAAAUUUGAAGUCAAAAUUGUCAAACUGGAAAAAUUCGCAAAAUAAGCCAUGUUUUCAGGUUGACUAGUUUGGCCUUGUAUUUGAAAUUCACUUUGAAUUUAUUUUGCAAUCUCACUUUAGUGUAUAGCCCUCUGAGUAUAUUUUAGGAUGACAAUCUAGGAGGAAGAACUGACUAGGAGAGGCAGAAAUGUUUAUGGUAGAAGUUAGCAAUAUAGCUGGCUAUUGGGAAACUUGAAUAAGGGUGGGAUAGGUUUAGCUGGGAAGAGCAGAGAUCACAGUUUUUCAUAGAAGUGGAUUAGGGCAUCCCUAAAUUAUUCUGCUAUUUAUGCUGACCCUCAUGCACACACUGUUUGCUUCUGUUUUUUGAGCGGUUUAGGUGAAGAGCUGUUCCGAGAACCCAGGUUUUUUUAGAAGUGUAUUACAUUUUUCCUCUGUUGUUUGCUUGCCUCUGUCUCCUGUUUUCUUGUAAAAGCUAUUUUAUUAAAAUUAGCUUGCAAAAAAAGUACAGUAUGCCCAUAAUCACAUUUUCCAUUAUUGAAAAUCAUACAUAUUGAACUGAAGACAUUUUUUUGGCAUGGAAAUAGGAAAUUUAUCAUAGGGAAGAGGAUUGUUCCUUGUGUUGCUCCAAUAAAAGUUAACAACCUACAAUAAAUAUUCCAAGACACACAAAACACAGUAGUACAAUCAAAUCUAAGUGGCAGAGCUUGGAUCCUAAACAGCAAACACAAACAAGAAGAAUGCAAUUAUAUCCUGCUGCUGACUACAGUCAUUUAUCAAGAGAGCAGGGUCACUCUGCAAGUUUGCAUAAUGUAGCUGGUCCAGGGAGAGCAGGUGGCUUAGCAAAGGAAACUCAUGUCAAGUGAAUAUAGAUAUAGCUUCUCCAUGCUGCAUACAGAUUUCAUAUUAUUCAUACAAUCUCUGUACGCAUUCUUUUAUUCAAUAGUUUUGAAAUCCGCAAUGUUCUACAUUCAGGAGAUAGACCUAUAGAAAUCCUGAAAUGUUUUAAUUGGGACACCAGUAUGAUGUAGAGCAGCUACUUCUGGGAAAUGGGGAAUUGUUCUCCCAAAAUACACUUGAUGGCUGCACCGUACUUAUGCCAAAUAAACCUGGACAUUAUUUUUUUAUCUGCAUGAUUUCAUCUGGAACUGUGUCUACUGAGAUUUUAGCUCGGGGCAAUAGUUAAAGAAAAGUUAUGGAAUGUACUUGUAUUUUCUCACUAUUCUCAAUAGUUUUAUUUUUAUUUAAGUUAUAUUUAAUUAACAGGGCUUGUAAAAGCAUGUUAUUUAAAUCCCAUGUUCCAAGCCAUCAAAACAAUGGAAGACAAGAGUCUAUCAAAAUUAAAAGGACCGUCCAUUAAAUUAAAAGGACUGAUCCAUUUCUUUCUAAUAUAUUUAGACACAAUGCACUUAAAGAGCAAAAACAACCAAAACAAUAUGGUAAAAACAAAGCAGAGAAAGAACACUGCACUUUCUGUUUGCCACAAUCUCUGCAAUACAAAAUGCAUGAUUAAGGCACUUUUGAAUUGAAACUUUGCAUAUUUUGUGUGGGAUUUGCCAUAAUAAAUUAGGAUUUUUUUUAAAUACACACUGCAUGCUGAAGCCUUUACCAUUACUACUGUGAAAAUUCAAAAUGUAAAAACCUGUAAAGCGCUUUAACUUGCUUUAAAGCGUUACGUGUGAAGAGUGUGCAAAAAGUGCAUAUUUCAAUAGAAAUAGUAAAUGUUGUGAAUUUACCUGGUAACAUCCCCCUGGCUUUCAAGCAGACAACUGGUCAAGUUACUUCCUGAUUUGGUUAGCUCAGUGGAGCUAAACCCAAGAGGCAGCAAUUACCCAGAGCACCUGCCUUGCAAAGACUUCUCAUGAAGCUGUAUUGGAAAGUCUGUGAUUGGACAGUCACAGAAUGUCAGUGUGGUGUUAGAAGGGAAGGGCUGGCAAAUGUUUCAGACAAGAGAUCUGCAGCUUUUGUAAGCUGCUUUAGAUAUACAUGCAAUGAAAAAAAUGCACACAUAAAUGUAUGCAUGGUUUCAUUGGGAGUUAACCUACUAAACAGUGAUUUUGUUUAUUUAUUUUGAAUUUGGCUUUGAGUGUCCCUCUAAGGUCAAAAUAGCCGAGCUGGAAAAAUUCUCUAAAUCAGUUCUGCUUUAGUUUGGACUUCAUUUUGAUAUUUAGAAAAUAACCCUGAUAAUGUGGUGGGUUCUGGUUAAAGGUAAAAAAAAAUUACACUUUGCAGUGGUUGUGUGUGUUUCUAUGGAGAAGUGUUCUUGGGUAACUUUUUAUUCUUGUAUUAGCAUAACUGCUGAGAUAGGUCAGGAAUUUAAAUGCACUUUGCUUCCAGGUGCAUAUAGCUGUUUAUGUGCAGACACAUUUGCAUUACGUUUCUCACAUAUAACACUUUCUUUUUAACAUCUUCUUCAUAAACAUUCCGUACAGGAGGAAGACAGACAUAUAGAAAGUAUGAAUGACAUUUCACACUGUCACGGUUAUUAACAAAAAAAAUUUUUGUGCACUAAAUCCGAAUUGCAAAACUAGACAUACAUAGUCAGGUUGUGACUAUGACUAGAUUAGAAUAUAUUUCCAAAUCAGCAAUUUUUGCCUCAAUUAUCCGUUCAGAUUUCAGAGUUUAGUUAAUAACACCGUGUGCAUCUAUAGCUUCGUGCACAGCAGUUACGAUGAUUAUGAUCAGUGUGACAAUUUUUCUCACUAACGUUUUUGUUAUAUCACCAAAAUGUGCUGUUGUCAUAUUAAAAUCAUUAUUUAAAAAAAAUCACAAAUUGUAUGUACUAAGAUUUUCUACAAGAUGUGUAUAUUAGUUGAAACAUAUUUUUAAAGUAAGUAACAUGAGUAGAAGCAGUUCUAACGUGUUCAGAUAUCAUCUACAUAAUCAACGGGAACAGAUUUAUUCAAAGACCAUAAAAGAUGGGUCUCAGGCGAUACCAAUUUCCAUUCCAAUUAUUGGCCCUAUUUUAGUGAACCUUGCUGAGUAGAUUAUAAUAAUUCUUAUUAAGGUUUUUCAUCUGCAUGAUUCUAACAAGUUCAUUAAACAACUUUAAAAAAAAAAUGUUUAUUAUUCACGAAAUCCGUGUUUGCGCCUCAUUACACCCAUUGGAAACGGAAGGAAAUGUGAUCACCUAAUGCAAAAAAAAAAGGAAUUACUUUGUGUUAAAUCUAUUGUGGUGAGGGUCCUCUUCUACAGCAAUGAUGUUAGCCUCGUGUACUGGGAACAGUGCAUCUGGACAGAGUACACCAUACACGUUAUUAUGGAGCACACACAGUGACAGAUCAAGAACUAUUAAUACCGACUUCAGCAGCCUGCAAUCACUUUCUGGGGGCCCCGGGAUUUAAUUUAAGUGAGGACAGCCAUGCACAGUUAGCAUUCAGUGUUUCGGUGGAUACUAUCAGUGAAGUUCUUUCCCAGGCCUUCUACAUCUGCCGCCUGGGACAACCCUAUUCUUUGGGGGUAGAAAAAAAAGACAGUUCAUUUGUCUGAGUCAACUAUUGUCACUAUAAAGGAAAAUUAGCAGGCUGUUUGAAGCUACCAUCUGCUCAUAAAGUGCUUAGAAAGUACUUUGAAAGCAAGCACUUUGGAAACAUUGCUUCCCCUGGUCCGCUGGAAAUUUGUCAAGGAGUAGAGACUUUGUGAAUGUUCUAAAAUGAUCUAGGGUGGCUUUGAGUUUAACUGUGAGCUUGCUUUACGUAAAUUAAAAUAUUCUCUAUUUAGCUUAUAUUUAAACAGGAGGAAAGGACUAGGUUUCCCAGUAUUUCUAGAAUAAAUAAGUUGCAGCGAUAAAUGAAAUAUCCUAGCAAUGCUAAAAUUCUUUAAAAAAUGCCUUUGUAAUACUAAAACUAGUAAUAUUCUACCCUAAUCUACAUGAGAAGUUUAAACAUAUAUUUUGACAGCAGAUAAAACACAAAUAGCCCAUCUACUCUGCCAGUUCUCUGUUCAUUGAAACAUUUAAUCUUUAUCGUUAGGAUACUGAUAUACUAUUCCGAUAGCCCAUCAAACCGCAGAGAUUAUUUACCACGAGAAUUUUUAUUUUACAAUAGACCGUGGAAUAAAAUACGAUUAAUUUUGUUAUGAAAUCACUCAGAAAUAAUAUUCUUUUUCAUAAUUGAACAGGAAAUGAAUGCUGCUCUGGCAGAUCCGGCAAAUCUUGAACUUUGCCUUAAAAAUAACAAAAAUAAAACAAUUAAGAUAAAUUGAAAAUAAUAAUGCAGACUUUUUUAAUACUAUAAAAAAAUUUUGGAAACACGCAUACACCUCAUAGAACUAUGAGUUACAAAAGAGCAGAUAGCAGAAUAUACACUCACUCCUUCAAUGAUUUGCUGGCGAACCCUCCAGGUGUUUCCUCAUCCCCUCUGUUGCUGAACGUAGAACAUGUCAUUGUGGUCCUACAAUAACAGGAUAAUGGUCCAUACAGGUAAUUGUGUGCUCAGAGGGUUCUCAGUUACUAGAUGGGGCAUCCCACGCAUUGCUAUAUGGAUGAAAUAGAUAGGGGUCAGAGACAGUGUUUUGCAACAUUGGACUUUUUCCACAUAUAUAGUCACUUCCUAUGACCUAACUUCUCUGAUAACACUCCCUUCAAUAAAUUUGUCAUGGAGCAAGGGGUCAGGCCUUUUCUGGCCUAUUGUUUCCUUAAAUAAAAGCCCCAGACUGAUUGCACAGCCUCUGUCCAUCAAUAUGUAAUGAAAACCUAUGGAUACAUGCCCAAAUGCAGCAAUAUAGUAAAUAACUCCAGUCUCGAAGAAAGAAAUCCAAGUGAGUGUAGAUCAUCUAAAGAUUUCAUUUUCCAAUACGCCACAUCUCGGACAUAUAUACUCAUGUAGUCAUGGACUGCUAUAGUAAAUACUUUGGCUUUGUGUAGGUGUUUUCAAAACAAUCAAAAUCCAAAUUCUCACAACCUUUUCCUGCCAGAUUGCUUCAGAAGUUAGAAAAUGUUAUUGACGUAAAACUAAGCUUGACUUUAGUCUUUAUUGCUUUUCUAAAAGCAAAGAUUUAAAAAACAUGCACACCAAACAACUGCCAGGGUAUAUUGCUUCAGAAAAACAGGAUUUUAACUGUCACAUGCGGAAAACAAGUAAUUUGUACAACGUGUAACAGUGAGAAAAAUGACUAAUAUUAGUGAUUUAGGUGUGAUUUAGCACACUAGACACACUAGUGAAAUAAAAUUGAAAUGACGUUGAAACGCAUUCCCUGUUGAGUUCAGCUUUUGAAACAAAAUAUAUCUAUAGAUGUAAUAAAGGUAAAUGGGUGAGGAGGCAAACUUCUAACUAGUGGUCAAUUGGAAAUAAUUUAGAGUCCCACAUCAAAAUUACACAAAUCAGAGUAAUAUGAAUAACAACCGUCAAGAAUGUAAUGUAUCCUUAGCAAGUGUCCAUCUGAAAUAUAGGCAAAAUAUAGGUAAAUAGUCAAUCCAAGAUGCAUAAAAUACAUUUUAUUUAGUUACAUAGUUGAAAAGAGACAUGUGCCCAUUAAGUUCAGCCUCACAUUUGUUUUUACUGUUAAUCCAAAAGAAGGGGGGAAAAACAGCCGGAAGCGCUUGCCAAUCUUGCAACAAACUAGGAAAAAAUUCUUUCUUGACCGCAGAAUGGCAAUUAGAGCUCUCUACUGCCUUUGACACCGUUGAUCAUGCUCUCCUUCUUCAAACUCUUCAAUCGCUCGGUCUCUGUGACUCUGUCCUCUUGUUGUUUUCCUCUUAUCUUUCCCAACGCUCAUUCAGUGUCUCCUUUUCUAAUGAUACCUCCUCCCCUCGUCCUGUCUCGGUUGGAGUCCCCCAAGGCUCUGUACUUGGUCCCCUUCUAUUUUCUCUUUAUACUGCCUCUCUUGGCAAACUUAUUACCUCUUUUGGAUUCCACUACCACCUGUACGCUGAUGACACCCAGAUAUACCUCUCCUCCCUGGACCUCUCCCCUGCCGUCCUGCAAUGUGUCACUGCUUUCUUCCAUCUCUGACUGGAUGUCCUCCCGCUUUCUGAAAAUCAAUCUCUCUAAAAUUGAGCCCCUUGUCUUUCCUCCUCCUUAUACUGAUCCUCCUCUUUUGCUCUCCCUUCAAGUUUGUGGUACCCACAUCAGUCCAUCCUUGCAAGCGCGCUGUCUUGGCGUCAUACUUGAUUCUGGCCUCACCUUUUAGCCUCACAUCCAAUAUGUUGCCAAAUCCUGUAGAUUCCAUCUUAAAAACAUAGCCCGCAUCCACCCCUUUCUUAAGCAAGAUGCUACCAAGGAGCUUGUCCAUGCUCUAGUAAUUUCCCGCAUGGAUUAUUGUAACCCCUUCCUGAUUGGUCUUCCCAAAAGCCAUACUACACCGCUACAGUCCAUAAUGAACGCUGCUGCCAGACUGAUUUUCCUCUCUAGUUUGUUCUCUCACACCUCACCCCUCACCCCUCUGUCAGGCCUUACAUUGACUUCCUGUAUGCUAUAGGAGUCAAUUCAUGGUACUAAUUCACACCUAUAAAGCACUGAACAACUCUAGCACCUCUUAUAUCUCUUCACAGAUCCGUAGGAAUGUCCCUUCUCGGUCUCUCCGCUCUGCCCGUGACCACCUCCUGUCCGUUGUCCGCACCCGUACGGCCAACUCACGCUUGCAGGACUUCUCAUGGGCGGCUGCCUUCCUAUGGAAUAGCCUGCCUACCGCCAUCAGACUCUCCCCUAGUCUUGCAUCUUUUAAGAAGUGCCUUAAAACCCAUCUCUUUAGGAAAACUUAUGGCCUCCAAGACUAACCUCUACCUCACAUACCUGUCUCUUGCUCUCUCCUAAAGAGCAGCCCACCUUAUUUGACUGCAAAUUCCUGUCCUAUUGUGUUUUACACCCCACCUCCUAUAUAAUGUAAGCUCAUUUGAGCAGGGUCCUCUCCAAACUAUCGUUCCUGUAUGUUUUUUUUUUGUAAUUGUCCUAUUUAUAGUUAAUCCCCCUCUCAUAACAUUGUAAAGCGCUACGGAAUCUGUUGGCGCUAUAUAAAUGGCAAUAAUAAUAAAAUAAUAAUAAUAGAGAUCUCCUUGGAUCAAUAAGCUAUUACACCACUAAUUUAGAGUAUAAAGUAUAUUCCUGUAUACUAUGUUUUUGCAUGUAUUCAUCCAAUUGGUGUUGAAACAUCUGUACAGACCACCUCUUCAGGCAGAGAAAAAAAAUAAAAAAAAAAUAAACAACAACAUUAAUAGACAAACUACUAAUACCAGUAUUUUCAAAAAAUCCACCCAGCAAAAUAACUUUUCAGACCAAACUUCCAUUUAUGUUGGUAUAGUUAGAGCAGCACUCUUCAGAGAAAAGGCAGUGUUUACAUUGCCCCUAGGGACACUCCUCAGAUGGCCACUGGAGGUGCUUCCUGGCUCAGUGCUGCAUAGUAGACAGCACUGCCGUUAAACGUCUCCUCGCUCUGCAUGGGGACGCUGAAUUUUCCUCCGAGAGCAUUGAUUCAAUGCACCUCUAUGAGGAGGUGCUGAUUGGCCAAAAUGGCAUUUGGCCCCACCCCUUGCCAAUUUUAGCCAAGCCAAUACUUUCCCCAUGGCAAAGCAUUGGAUUGGCUAAAAAUCAGCAAUUCUAAUGAUGUCACCAAGGGGGCAGGAAAUGGAAAUAAGGUGAGUUUUAAUUCCUUUUAAGGGGGCUAACGGGGGCAAGACACCUAAAUGGUGGGUUUAGCACUAUAGGGUCAGGAAUACAUGUUUGUGUUCCUGACCCUAUAGUGUUCCUUAAACAAAAGGCCAUAAGACUACCAGUAGGUGAAAGUAAAGUAUCACCAUUUCAACUCACAAGUUUACCAGUGUUAUGUCUUCAAAACCUGAAGUAUAACCUGGUAAGGAAAUUCAAGAACAAUGAAAGGCGCAUGUAUUCCUGACCCUAUAGUGUUCCUUAAACAAAAGGCCAUAAGAUUACCAGUAGGUGGAAGUAAAGUAUCCCCAUUUCAACUCACAAGUUUUCCAGUGUUAUGUCUUCAAAACCUGAAGUAUGACCUGGUAAGGAAAUUCAAGAACGAUGAAAGGUGCAAAAGGCAGAAAAUCUCACACCUUUGCUUUCAACAUUAUGUAGUAUUAUGAAAUGGAUACUAUAGGCAUCAAAACAACUUUAGCUUACCUGAACAAUUUUAGUGUAUAGAUCAGAACUCUGCAGUCUCACUACUCAAUUAUCUGAAACUUUGAAGUUAAAGUUGCACUGUCUCCCCCUCACAAAAUGAGUAUUUCAUGAAGAUAAAAUCUUCAUGAAAUACUCAUACCGACUGUUGGAAUUUUAGUAAAUAUAUAAAGAUAUGCUGCCCCCUAGAGAAACCACUACGCAGUACAAAACCAAAACAAUAAAUUCUAGAGUAGAACCAAAAAACGAACUAACUUUUCACAAACAUCUUACAAUGUGAUUGUUAAUGACACUCAAGCAGACCCAUUAGGAGGGAGUGCAGUAUGUGAUCAGUAUGGUAAGUUAAAUACAUUUGGUUUACUGAUUUUAUACUUGAUUAAAAAAUGCAUAGUUCUGACACUAUUACAAGGAAAUUAACAUAUGUUUAAGCCACAUGUGUAUCAAAUAAUAAAAGAAUAUAAAUUAUUUAUAGACCAUCAACAUAUUUAACAACACAUACUUAACAAGGGUUAUACAUAGGACACGAGGUCACACAUUUAGGCUGGAAGAAGGGAGAUUUAAUCUAAGGCAAAGAAAAGGUUUUUUUACAGUAAGAGCAAUAAGGAUAUGGAAUUCUCUGCCUGAAGAGGUGGUUUUGUCAGAGUCCAUACAGAUGUUUAAACUGCAAUUGGAUAAAUACAUGCAAAAACAUAACAUACAGGGAUAUAAUUUCUAAUUAGUGGGGUAAUAACUGCUUGAUCCAGGAGACAUCUGGCUGCUAUUUUGGGGUAAAGAAGGAUUUUUUUUACUAGUUUUGCAAAAUUAGAAGCACUUCAGACUAGGUUUUUUUGCCUUCUUUUGGAUCAACAGCAAAAACAUGUGUGAGGAAGGCUGAACUUGAUGGAUGCAAGUCUCUUUUCAGCUAUGUAACUAUGUAACUUUGUAACACUAUACAAUGGGUAAACAAAACAUAAAAAGUAAUUGUGACAAAUCCAGUUGAAAAUUGAGGUACAAUAGAUGUCUUGCUCAUCAUCAUUGAUAUUCAUUCUUAUUCUUAUUCUUGCUUCUCCUAGGUAUGGUUGAAGAAUACAAACCUCCAUUUUUUGAUGUUGUACCCCAUGACCCAAGUUUUGAGGACAUGAAGAAAGUUGUCUGUGUUGACCAGCAGAGACCAAAUAGUCCUAAUAAUUGGAGUUCAGAUAUUGUAAGUAAUUUCUUUAUAUCAAUUUGUCAUGACAUGAUCAUAAGUAUGUGCAAGGGUUGGGGGCUGUAUUUUACCUCCCCUACUGAAAUUAUUGUUUUUUCAUUAAUUUUAUUUUUUAUUGAGCAUUAAUUUAUUGAGCCUCUGUUCACUUGAUGUUUAGUGUGAGACAGGAGUACAAUUCAAAUGUGCACAUAAUGUUUCUGGUGUAAACAAAACAAUCUGAGGCAACCCAAAUGUUAAAUACAAACAAACAAACAAACACAAAUAAAAUGCAUGAAUUUGGUAUUCUAGAGACCAGUAUGUAGCCAGAGGGGUUAACAGAAUAAUCACAUAAUAACAUUUCUAAAAAACACGCAAGAUCUACAAUAUCUACAUGACCCACUUGAUGGCUUACCUUUUUGUCUAUCAAUUGUAAUCUGAGAGGUAGGAAUCGGUUGUGGAACAAUUUUUUUGGGGGUAAGAUGGUAAGAAGUAUAUGUACUGAACUAACAAAGUUGGGAACUUGGGGAGUGCAAAAAGAGAGAAAUGUGGUAUGAGGUCUAAAACACAAUAUGAAUUUGCAUAUCCAAUAAUGCAUUCUGGGAGCUGGACUAUGUAGGCGAUGUGCAGUUAAUUCUAAAUUUUGCUUAAAGUUAAAAAGGCAGUGUGAAAAUACAAGCAGAAUGUUUGGCUGCAGAGGGAUAAUUAUUAGCAGUGUGACAGAGUAAGUAGCUUUUCUGGUUAUAUAUUGUCUACAACAGUGUGUGUCAUACAUGGAAUCACACGUGGCUCCUGGGUGAUGAUUGUGCAACAGUAGAAACCAUUAUGUGUUUAUGUGAGAACUGAUCUCUCUUUGUUCAGUGGUAGUCACGCCAAGAGUUGGUUGGAUAGUUUUGCAACACGACUAGCAGAAAGAGUUAACCCUUUGCAAUUUGUGGUUCUAUUAAUGUAAUAGGACUACAAACUAACAGAGCUCAGUGCAUUGUUCGUUAACCUUUAGAAGAAUCCAGUUCAGCUACUCUUAUUAAAAUUAUAUAUCCAAAUUUGCGUGUCCUAUGUGUCAAUUUGUUGUGUUAUGACGUGGAACACUGUGUGUAGGAACACUCUAGCGUUAAUAUAACAAACAGUGUUUAUCUAACUGUAUAGUGUUCCCCCUGCCAUGUAAGGGCUCGAAAUAUUGUACUUACCUGUUACCCCUGGCCUAUUUCCAUCUAGUGGUCACACCUCCUUGGCUGAAAUCCCUGAGAUUUCGAUGAUCUCAGCCAAUCCAAUGUUUCCCAUAGGGGAGCAUUGGGAGACUAGUGCGCGUGUGCAGCAAAAUGGUUUCACUCGGCUAUUUCAUUGGAGGCACCUCUAACUUCUGUCACUGUGACAGCCACUAGAAGCAUUUAUACCCAGCAAUGUAAACAUUGCCUUUUUGCAGAACAGCAAUGUUUUAAGCUGCAGCUUUCAAAUUAGAGAGGCAUGGCACCCACACCACUUCUGAAUAGAAGAAGGCACUGAUAAGACAGGCAAGAUAAAUCAGCAACAUAUUUAGUAAAGAUCUCUUGGUAAAUAAUUACAUGUACUUUUUAUAUCUGUAACUGAACCCAACAUGAAGAAAAACAAUAAAUAAAAAAUCCACUUAAAGGAGAACAAAAGUAAAAAUCUAUUUAUCCAUUCAUUAGUUUUCAGCUGUUCAUGGUUACUCAGAAACUUUGUAGUGUUUGUUAUUCUAUGUUAGUUUCUCAAAGAGCUUUGUGUAUGUGUGUUUUAGAAAUUGCUCUAUGGUUACAGCCCUGAUAAAUCACAGAUUGUUAGCUCGCAAACAGGGCUCUCAAACCCUACUGUAUCUGUUUAUUUCUGUCUGUCACACAAACGUACUGCUUUUCUUUAAUGUGUCUAGCGCUGCACAAUUUGUUGGCGAUAUAUAACUAAAUGAAAAUAAUAAUGUCUGCAAUAGUGACUCAUAUGUGUUCUGGUACUUCUCAUGAUUCUGUGACAAGCAGACAGACCGAGUGAACAGUGAUCUGCCUGCCAAUUGUUAGACGCUUUCACAUUAGUUAAGCAGAGAGAGAAGCUGUCUUGUGUUAUUCAAGGUACCUUUUCAAAAUUCUGGGCACAACAUGAAAUAAAAAGGCAAAAAACUCCAAAUUAGUUCAACUAAUGCAAUUGCUUUUAAUAGUGAGAAUUCCUAUUUGAAUACAUUUACCAAGAAAUUCUGCCUAUUUAACGGUACUUGUAAAAUGCAAAAAGUAAUUGUGACAAACUCUCCUUUUCAAGUGAGCUUGCCACGAGUUCCUGGAAGAGCCUGCUUGCCAGCCUCCUGCCCACAGACUAUGGACCUUGUAAAAUGUGAUAUAAAGGCUCAGUUCGUGUAUUUAGACUAUAUAGUUCACGAACCGAAUGGCCGCACGAACCGGAGACAACCCUGGAGCUUGUUAAGCCUAAUUGCUACUUUGUAACAAUUUCCACCGCAGGGUUCUAAGUGUUCGUCUGGUGGCCGCAAUUCCAAUGGACGACCACAAGAUGGCGGACAUCUUGUUCACAUGAACGCAGGCAGCGGUAUUUGGUUGUUGAGUUCAUGGAACUGUUUUCGGAUACUGAAACUCCCGAGCACCGCUGGACUUCCAUGAUCGCCUGCAUUCGGUUCGACAACACUUAGAAAGACACUGUUCGGUAGAAACGUUCCCACGAACAAGGGGAAUCCAGGGUAAGACUAUUGACAAUGUUUGGUAGUUUGUUCGUUUUUAAACUACCGAACUAGACCGACGCAAGCCUUGAUUCUCUGGGCAUGAGACCAUGCGUGCGGUCGGUCAAUCAAAUUACUUCCAGGAAAUUCCUGAACCCCUGAACUGAUCUGGGUGAUUUUUGGAUAUGUUGGUCACCCAGAUCAGGGCUAUCGGGUGAUGUAACUUUUGUGGGGGGAGGGGGGGUUUACUGUAUUGUUAGGGUACUUUGGGGGUGUUUGGGAAAAAGUAUGUUUUUUCUAUGCUUGGAAAUAAUUGGAUUAGAUUAGUACAGUUCCUGAUUCAAUUAUCUCCCAGGCACAGAGGAGGGAUUAUCUGAUUAUGUAUGGGAGUGUUCUGGAUCUGAGAGCCAAUGUAAUUGUGUAUUUGUUUCUACUGUGGUUUACUCUCAGGUGCCCCUUGCAUGGGGACAUGCAUAUUAGACCAGUUGUGGCUGCCAUUAAAGUUUCCAGCUUGUACUCCCAGAGCUAUGUGUCGUCUAGUUACUGGGAGAGGAAAGGCCUAUUCUUUAAUCACUGUUCCAGUGGGGAGGAUUCAACAUGGAAAGUCUUUGUAAGGACUAGAGCUCCCAGGACUGAGUGUCGUCCAGUGCCUGUGGGUGUCUAGAGCGAAUUCCCCAUUCGGCUCCAGGAGAGAGCGGUUCCAGGGCCCCAGUCAAGCCACGGCGACUGUGGGCAAAAGUUCUGCGGUUUGUCCCCUGUUCCAGCUAGGAAGCGGUCCUUGGCGGAGGUACCCAGCCGGGGUACAGGUAGCUCUGUUACAGUAAUAUAAUUAUUUUUUUACAUCUACAAGUUUACAAAUGAUUAUGUGAUUUUUUCCUAAUUCUAAUUGUUCCUGUGGAUUGCUAAUUUCAUAUAAACAUUUUAAUCAGAGAAGCAGAGCUAAGCAGAGAAAGCUACAAUCUUUAAUUGUAGAUUAUGCUAAAGCAGUGUACCUAUAACCUUAAUUUUAUUAAGGACAGGAGGCAAAUAUUUUGCAUUAAACACUCUUUAAUAAACUCCAGCAGCACAGAUUUAACAAUAAAAUUUAGUGAAAAAAACAUAUUGCAACAGGAAAGGCCCCUCCCCUUUAUCUCUUUCUUUGAUGCGAUACAACAAGAAACGCAUCCUUUCGUCAGACCAAACGAUACGAAUCCCAAAUGGAGGGUUUUCGUAAAGUGCGAAGACGAUCCCAUGUAUUGAUCCAUGAAGGUGAAUCAAACUGUAAAGAAACAAAAAGAUGUGAAAGGGACUAUGAAAUGAACUCUUUGUUAUAUAUACAUUAAUAUAAACUGAAAUUUUAUGUGAAGUUAAUCUAAAUGAGUAAAAUAAUCACAAAUCUCAAUAUGUGUAACAAUAGUUAAAAACACAAAAUAACCUAAUACACACCUCAAAUGUAUUCAAAUCUUCAGACCAGAGGAUUCUGGCUGAUAGAAGUGCCCUGUAGGGGAACCUGAGCCGCCGAGAUAGCUGAACGCGUCACGUUGAUAGAGUGAUACGACUUGCCCGAAGAAAAAGAUGGGAUAAAAAAUUCAGUACGGUGGUAACAGGUGCAGUAAAGGGAUCGAGAUCCCUCUCCAGACACCAAUUAAUUCAGCCGGUCCAUGCAGCGCUGUAGCUCAUUCUAGUGCUGGGGACCCAUGAGUCCCAUAGUAUUUCCUUAGUCGAUUGCAAUAAGCCAUUGACUGACCAGGAUCCCCUGAAACCAGCCAGACCACUAGGUCCAAGUUUCUUUGGAGGACUAGUGGGUGUAAUUCCUCUUAGGGGUUCGUCAACAGAUGCGGUAAGGGUGGCAGUAGGAGAGGGUGAUUCUGGAAUAGUUCCAGAAGAUCUGGAAACCACCCUUAACUUGGCCAUCGGGGAGUGAUGAGUGACAAAGUGAUCUUGUGGAUUCAUAUGUGGUGAAGGACUCUCACCAACAUCGAGAAAGGAGUGAAUGUGUAAGCUCCUUGAAUCAGCCAACUGGCUGUUGGUCCAGGAUGCAAAUAAGUCCAACUGGAGCUGUCCCCGUAUAGACCUCAGUGUGUGGAAUAUCGAGACAUUCAGUCUCCAGAUGCUGACGUCCCUCCAGUGUCAAGAGAACCAGUCCACCGUGAAAUUGUUGAUUCCUGGUAAGUACUCUGCUGGUAUAUUUCCUUUGUUGCCUCCGUAAGGUCCCGGGAACGGGCUCCACCCAAGCGGUUUGUGUAUUGAACCGCCGAUAUGUUGUCCAUGUGGUGGGAUAUGCAACAAUUCGAGACAUCUUUGGCCAGACUGCGAAUCGCGAAUGAACCUGCGAUCAUUUCCAGACUGUUUAUUUAGAGAUUUGUCUCCUCUUCGGCUCCCACAGUCCACCUGUGGAAGCGUGUGCAUAGUGGGUACCCCAUCCCCAUAGACUUGCGUCUGAAUCCACGAUGAAAUCUGUCAUGAGUCCGAAAAUCGCUCUGCCAUUCCAGGCCUGCAUGGGAAGUAACCACCAGUGGAGUUCGGUCCUUACUUUGGGUGUUACUGGUAUCCAAUAAUCGUAAGAGUGACCUGUCCAUAAAUAAUGGGCUUUCAGCCGUUGCAUAGCUCUGUAGUUUAGUGGACCUGGAAAAAUGCCUGGAUGGAUGAGGAUAGGAGUCCCACCACUCGAACCAGGAUUCGUAGAGGUAUGAAGUCCUUGCGUAGAAUAUACCUGAUUUUUUUACGAAUGGCUUUGAUUUUUGUGUUGGGUAAGCGAAGGACGCAUUUGGUCGAGUCGAUCUCGGGUGAACCAAUUGUUAGCCAGUAGGAGAACUCUUAACAGAUGAAUACCUUGGCGGUAUACUACAAAGUCAUUCAUGCAAUGUAAAUUGAUGACUGGGCAGUAGUCUCCUGUCUUCUCCUUGACCAUGAAUAUAUUGCUGAAGAAACCUGUCAUGUCCGGACCACUUGGACUGCUCCUUUGGUGAACCGGGCAUGGAUCUCUUCGUCUAUGAGCGACCUGUGGGUCGCUUCCACACCCAAAGGAGGGGGACCCUUGCCAAGGUUAGGGCAAAACACUUGUCUCAAUGAUAACUGGGAUUUGUUGAGAGUGGUGAAGAGGUUCACAUGCUUUUUAAGUUCAGUGAUGAAAGGUUCACCAGAUAAUAAACCAUUUGCCAAUAGUCCUAGUUCUCUCUUCCCCAGAUCCAAGAGCUUGUUGUCAAUCUUCAGAAGAGCGACCGUGUGUCGUUCAGUGCAAAGAGUUGCGUUUUUGUUACCCAGCAUACAGAUGGCUCUCUGAGCCCAUUCUCGAAUAUCAUUUGGAUCCAGUGGGGUGUUGCGUGAGAGAGUAAGAUCUGCAUAGUAUAGGAUCUUUCCCAUUGGACCCAACAUGUCCAGGAGUUUAUCCUGUGUAGCCUUCAGCCCUUUUUAUAUCCCCUUACGAGAGUCUCAUCCCGUCCAUGCCAUGAAGACCACUAUUGUGGUAUCAAACUCCAGGGUAACACUUACUUUGUCUGGGAGGAUCGGACGGGGGCAUUCUGCGCAAAGGCGUGGGCGCACCUACUUCUCCAGUGGCUUUUCUAGUCAAAAAUGCACGUAUUGAGCAAGAUGGUCCGGAAGAGACCUAUUCGGAAGAUCUUGGGUGUCAUACCAUCCAUGGGCAAAUAGGGGCAAACCCUGGGUAUCAAUGAACACAUCUUCAUCUAUACUCGUAAGUUUGUGGCCACCCUUUCAACAUGGAGAAGGCUUUACUACAUAUUCUUUGACGUAACGUGAUUCUGUACAUGGCAUACCAUGCCAGUCGUCUUCAUCAGAGGUCGAGCUGUCUGCUUGCCAUUCGUCCACAAUCACCAGAGUGGGUAAAAUUCGGAUAAGAGCUUUUCUCCUAGGAGGAUGAAAGUGGAGGUGGGGGUACAUCGUGUGAUUCUACACACUUAGGUCUCUUGAGAGGAGCCUUCUCUUUUGAUUUCCUGGUUACAGAGCUGGAGUCCUUCCAGUGCCGUUUAGGAACAGACAUGGGAACUCUGGGUACAAUAUAAAGAUGGUUCAGGCACUCCAAGGUUCAGAAAAAAUUAAUUUGCCUUUUCUGAACCUUGGAGUGGCUGAACCAUCUUUAUAUUGUAUGCUAUUGCCAUUGGAACCUGGUGCUUGGUCCUGGUUUAGUUGCACCCUAGCUCAGAUUGAUGGGAUUGAGUGCAGUUCCUUAUGUAUGUUGAAAUGGAUACUCUGGGUGUCUCAGAGCCCUCUGCUCCAUCCGCAUCAUGGUUGUCCCGUGUUCUCAGGUGGGAGGGUGCGCACUCUGUAAAGCACCUUCUCCACAGAUGCUGCUAUGGAAGCAUUUAUCAUGCUUUGGAAGUCUCGAGUCGGGGUCUGUGAUGGGUCAGACAUCUUGCCACAGUGUUCCUGUAAUGGCAGAACGGAAUACCUGUAAGCAACACAUGUGCACCAUGUAAUGUUGCAGGGUAUCUGGCUUCUAGUACAACUGGGGGUCACCAAAAAUUUGUGCACAAAGUGGUUGGAGUACCAAAUUAGAGGGGGUCACACUCUAAAGAGCGGUGCCAGUGGUCAUGUAUUUACGCAAUGUAGUAUUGGAGACAUUGACAGUCUUAUAAAUCAAUAGGGGAGCCACCCCUGUAUGGUCCCGUAGGAUGGGAUGGGUACCAUUGGAGGGGGUCACCCUCAAUGAAAGCAGCCCGCCAAAUGGUCAGAGGGCAUGAAUGUGGGGUUUACCCUAGUUAUACAGCAGGCCUGUAACUCUGUGACACAAAGUAACUUGAACAGUUUCAACAUACAGAUAUAGGCACUCCAGUACUUGGGGGAGUCACCCCACUAAUAGUACGGGGGUCCCCUUUAAAGUAAUGUAGCCACAGGUGGCUGGUAAAAAUGUCAGGGAGGUAGCCCUGUUAAGGUGUCAUGUGGUACCCUUAAAUACAAAUAUAUAGUACUAAAUCCUUUCCUCGAAGUCCCAAAUGUUAUGGCACAGAGUAGGGGUUCCCCCCAUACAAUUCCAGUAUCGUAGUAGCGAACUAGUAUCCAGUUAUGUUGAGGUUUGUAUUCCUGUAGUGUCAUAUGCCAGAAUAGUGUGUUAUUGUGUGGGUCACAUGGUAAGCCAGUAGGUCUCUGAUGUGCAUUCAACACUUAUAUAACAGACGUAUGGAUAGUGAUCAAGUACUGAUAUUACAUAGCUGGAAUGGAUAGGGGUUAAUAUAGGAGAAAAACAGUAAUAAGAACAGAUCAGAUUGUGUGAAUCACGCUCUGAUCAACAUAAAAUAGCCACCAAAGAUUUCUCGAGAAUUUGCUAAAUCCAAGAUGGCCGCUGUUAGCGCCAAAAUUACAGACAGGGAGACCGCGAAAUUGCGUUCUCGUUGGCCAAAAAAAUUAGUGCGUCUCGUAUCCCCAACUCCCUCAGCAGGGCCGGACUUGGAAAAAAAUUAGGCCCGGGCAUUUUUCAAUUACAGCAGCCCCCUGAGCAGCACGCUCAAAGUGAGCAUGUUGGUUCAAUGCGCAGAGCCCCGCUGAAGAGGGGCACAGUGUUAUAGGGGAUGUAGCGAGUGUGUGCAUACGGGCUGUAGUGUGUGUGUCUGUGUGUGUGUGUGUAUAGGUGACGUAGUGUGUGUAGGGGUUGUAGAGAGGGUGUGUUUAGAGAAUGUUGUAUGUGUUUGCUUACAAGGAAUGUAGUGUGUGCAUAGGGGAUCCAGAGUUUGUAUGUCAGAAAUGAAGUGUGUGUAGGUGGUGCACUGUGUGUGUAGGGGACCCAGAUUGUGUAUAGGAGAUUGUGUGUGUGUGUGUAGAGGAUUAAGAGUGUAUAUAGGGUAAGGGAUCUAGCAUGUAUCUGGAGUGUAAUGUGUGUAGUGGCAGUUUGAGGGGUGCUGUAGUAUGUAUUGUAUGUGUGAGGGGCGCUGUGUGUUGGGUGUGCUGUGUGUAUGUGUGAAGGGUGCAGCAUGUGUGUGAGGGGUGCAGUGUGUGUGUAAGAGGGGUGCUGUGUGUAAGAGGGUGUUGUUAUCUGCCGUCACAUUCCAUGUUUCUAAUUUUCGUGUCUGAGGGUGCUGUGUGUAUCUGAGGGUGCUGUGUGAGUGAAGGUGCUGUCUGUCUCUGAGGGUGCUGUCUGUGUCUGAGAGUGCUGUCUGUGUGUGAUGGUGCAGUGUGUGUGUGAGGGUGCUGUCUGUGUCUGAGGAUGCUCUGUGUGUCUGAGGGUGCUGUGUGAGUGUGAGGGUGCUAUGUGUGUGUCUGAGUGUGCUGUGUGUGUCUGAGGGUGCACUCUGUGUCUGAGUGUGUUGUGUGUGUGGGUGAUGUGUGUGUCUGAGGGUGCUGUGUGAGUGAGGGUGCUGUGUGAGUGAGGGUGCUGUGUGUGUCUGAGGGUGCUGUAUGUGUCUGAGGGUGCUGUGUGAGUCUGAGGGUGCUGUAUGUGUGUGUCUAAGGGUGCUGUGUGCGUGAUGGGGGUGUUAGUGUGAGUGUACUGUGUGUGUGUGUAUAUUUUUUAGUAAUAAAAAAGUUAUAUCCAUAGGCAUGGGCCGGCCAUGGAGAUCCUGUGAUCUCCCCUGCCGGCCUCGGCCCAUGGCCAUCGAGGCCCGGUAUGCCCAAUGGCCAGUCCCGGCCUGUCUGUCAGGACCCACCCAGACCCUUAAAUCAGUGGGAAGAAACAAAUAAAAAGCGUCGUGAUCGCGGCAAUGGCGGCCGCAACGCGUCAGCAAUGGGAGCAGGUCUAAGGGCUAUUAUGAAGCCUCCUGUCACGUUAUAAAAUAAGACACCUAGUGUCUUGACUGCACCCAUCAGUCUUUCAAAUUAAAUCCAUUCCAUCUGGCUCCUACGUGAUAUUCACACUACACACCACCAAAACCAACCUGACCCCACAUGACAUUAAUAUUACAUGCAACAGCAUUACCCACAUGACAAUCCUUAUCAAAUACAGCAUCCGUAUCACAUGCUUAUACUACACCACAUACUUAAACUAUACCUCGUGUGACAUGCAACCCCCAUAUACACUUUCUCGCUAGUAACAAAUGUAGCACCUAUAUGAUGUGUAGCAUCCAGAUAUACCACCCAUGUCAAAUGCAAGCACUCGCAUGACACACAUAUAAAACAUUCAUCACACAUGUCCUAUCAUGUUACUACUUUGACACAAUUAAACACCUGCAUAAUAUCAUACAUACUUGAUCUGUAGAUUUCGAUUCAGUGGAACUAUUGCUAGAAGAAUAACAUGCCAUCACAUUAGCAAAACUAUUUGGAAUAAAUAAGUUCCAUUAAAUGCUCCAUGCUCUCUACUUAUAUUUAAACUAAUUAUACUUGUAUUUUUUUUGUGUGUGUUCUCAGUGGGAUUUAAUUGAAAACAUAUGUGUCUCAACCUUCCACUGUCACAAACUCUAUAUACAUAUUUCUUUGGGACACCUGGGAGAUUGACAGUAUACAGGAAAAAAGCAAAAAAAUGUCUUCUGUGGGCAAGAGAAGGUUUACCCAAACUCUAGGUUAUAUGAGACAUUUCUUCUCACUGUAUUCUUUCUUCCUGCUUCCAGUCAUACACCAAAUACAUCAUUGUUUGAUUUAACGUGCUCCUAAUUUUAUAUGUAUAUUUGCUAGCCGAAAUGGCUCGCACAUACAGUGCCCCUAUAUGUCCACUAAUAUAGGCUGUGAAGAAUUGCCUUUAUUGUUUAACCUUUUGUUCAAAAUAAACACAAAAAACUGCUCUGCUAUCAUGUCUAUCAAACAAUUGUAACUUUUCAGAAAAGUUAAAAAAAAAAGUUUUUUUGAAUUGUGAAAUGUGUGGCACAAUUAUUAGUAUUGUAUUUGCAAUUGUUUGAACAUCAUUAAAGCAUUGUAUUUUGUGUGUUUUUUGUACAAAAGGUGAAGAAUAAAGACAAUAUUCACAGCCUCCUUUGCUCAUAUUUACCAAGGGUGCCUAUUAUAGUUGUGGGCACUGUAUAUAAAUAUAGUUUUAUUAAAGACCACCCUUCUCCCCGUGAAAAAUAUAAGAAUUUCAUAAAGAUAGAAUCUGCAUGAAAUACUCAUGCUGACUGUGUUGGAAUUUCCAAUCAAGAGAUAUACAAAGUAGAAACUACUAUGUCUGAAUAUUUCCUCCGCUUGACUUUCUUAGUUUCAGGGCAGAGUCUAAGUAUCAAUCCCGACAGCUGUCACCAGUGACAGCUGCAGGGAAUUGGCUGUGUCUAUGGACCUGUAGACCUCAAUGCACAAGAGUACAGCAGUGACAUCAGCUCUAAAGAGGACCAGCAGGAUCAAGAUGGAAGAACCCACGAGGGGAAGGUUCAGGUAAGUAAAUUUCACCUUUACCUGCCCUCUGACCACCGUACCCCCAGCGGUGAUGUUGCCUUCGGGGGUCUUUGCGAAUUUGACAAAGUCCCCAGACUGUAACAGGGCCACUUUAACCCCUUAAGGACACAUGACAUGUGUGACAUGUCAUGAUUCCCUUUUAUUCCAGAAGUUUGGUCCUUAAAAGGUUAAACUUACCAAUAUACUUUUGGCAGUGUGCAAAACUCAUGCGCUGUUUCCCUGUGGGAAAUUAAAAUCCACCUAUGUAGGAUAUAAGCACAUACACCUGUCCCGAAAUUACAGCCUUGGUAAACCACAAAUAUCAAGUAUGUUCCCCCAUGCUAAGUAUAUUUGUGAUGUAAUAGAACAUACAUUUAUCUACUGCCAUGGCAACUUUAAAGAGGGUAGAAAAGAUCACUGGGUAAUUCCAUCUAUGAAUCUACAUAUAUUGUGGUGAUUUCAGAAAAGGUAGAAUAAAGCUGUGUAUAUAUAUAUAUAUAUAUAUAUAUAUAUAUAUAUAUAGCAAUUGUACUAUAUGUAAGAAUUAGUCGUCACAGUUUUCUAUAUAGCCCAUAAAGUAAAGUAAGAAAAAAGAAAUUGUUUUGGUAGACAUUCCUUUUAUAUAUUUUGUAUACUGUAUAUAUGUAAAAAAAAAAAAAAGGAUUGAUGUUUUUAUUUGUUGUUUUCUUCUUGUUAGGUUUUGUCAACUUUAUCUAAAAUCAUGAAAGAAACCUGGUUCCAGAAUCCUUCAGCCAGACUUACUGCUCUGAGGAUCAAGAAGACUCUAAACAAGCUGAAAUGCUCUUUCAAUAUAACGAAGGAAGAAUGUUGAUGGAGAAAAAAACUGAUUCAACAAUUCCUUGCACUUCACUUGAGACUUCCUAACAAACAAACAAAAAGUUUCUACAUUACAAGAAGCCAUAAGAGAAAAUGUGUUUUCAAACUUAUGCUGCCUGAUUUUAGUGACAGUUUUAAGAUGAUCCAGAACUUCGACCUGACUUAAACAAUCCUCAUGACAGUUCAAUGUCAAAUACAUAAUGUGCAGGAAGACUGCUGUGUAUAUUUAUAUCAUAUGAUUGUGCCAUUGUCUGCCCAGUCACCUUUCGGGCUGUGUAAGAAAAUGCCUUCAUAUUUACCUGUAUUGCAAAGGCUAAGAUAUAAAUCACAGAUUUAUAUUGUAAAUUUCCACUUAAAAGCUCUCUAUACAUAUCAAAAUUCUAACUGUAUAGAUCGUAUGGGUCAGAUGGCAUCUUAUGGCUUAUACGAGGCUGUCAAAGUGGGUUAUAUCUUGUUUGGCACCCAUUCUGCCUGAUAUUCUGCCAAAUUAAUUUUAAUACAUGUGUGUUUGAAACAUGUGUGGGUGGUGCUUUGGACGAGAAACUGUGAGUUGUUACUGCACCAACAAUCAGUACCAUUCAGUGACAAAAAGACUAAAAUUUAGAAUUCACGUUUUCAAAACAUCAAUAGAAUUAGUGAUAAGGAUCCUUAGGAGCACGGCUAUUUUAUAUCUUUUCCCACUGUUACAUAUGGACAAUGUGAACUCUUCCAUGACUGUCAUUUCUAAUCCUAACCUGUGACUUAAAUGAAUGGCAAAGUCACAGUAGUGGAAAUAAAAAAUUAAUGACGGAUAGGUGAUAUUGAAAGUUUAUCGUUUGAAUUUUUUAGCUUUAACUAAGAGGGUGAAUUUCAUACUAAGCUCAAUCUAACGUGACCUUAAGGAUACAUAAGUUCUGAGAUAUAUAUAUAUAUAUAUAUAUAUACACAAAAAAUUGUCACCCUGCUGAAUUGUGGGAAUGUGGCAUAUUCUUUCAUUAAGAAAUGACAGCUUUAUGCAAUUGAAUUAAUUUAAUUUAAUUUAAUUUAAUUAAUUGUCAUGGAGAACAAGAGCAUUUAAUCCCCUGUCCUAUCUGCCAAUCUCAGGAUUAAGGGUUUAGAGUCUGGAAUCUAAAUAAUUCGAGGUGCAUGAUUCUGUAAAUAUCACCCCACAAAGGAGAAUUAGGGAUCAAAUUAAGGUCCAUAGUGAUUUCUCACAUGUGUUUAAAAUGUGUCCUAUACCUGGUCCAGCAUAAACAAAAUCUGGGUAGAAGAGAUGGGCAGGUCUGAGAAAUAGAAUUACUUCUGAUUACAAGGUAUGCACAUAUUUUAAAUAGAGCAAUUAGAAAUGAAGGUGCCUGUGAUAUGUCACUGCAAAUUGUAAUCCACCAUGCUUUUAUCCCGCUCAAUGUCAUGGGUUAAGCAAAAUAUUAACAAACUUUUUUUUUUUUAUGGCAAAAUUCAAUGGCAGUCUGAAACAAACUAUAACUGUGUAGCAUCAUUUUUUGUUCUUUAGAAAUCAACACUGUUAAUUUACUGAAGGGCGGACGUGAUCCUGUAAAAAAAAUUAACUGAAUGAGAACUUCUAUCUUUGUUUGGUCGUAGAUGUGUUAAGGCAGACUCCUAUAUAUAUAUAUCCAACCACUUACGCCAUCCUUGAUCAUAUUUUAUCAAAUUGACACACCAGACAUGAGGUUAGCAUAUAAGAGAGUUAGGUUUACCUUAGUCAUCCAAAUGCAAUGAUUCCUUGCAAUGCAUUGAAUAUCAUCCUAAAAAUAUUUGUGUUUAAGUGUGAUUUAUAGAGUUACAGAUAACAAAUUGUGUGGUUUUGUGUGCCAAAGCUAUGAAGCCAUAUUAUUCGACGUUGUAAUUCAAUUUCCACAUUGAUUGCAAAACAAUAUAUUCAAAUAAUUCAAUUUUGGCGCUUGUCAUGCACUUAGAUAAAACUGCCCUCGGUCACACAAGUAAAUGGAUGUAUAAAUCUAUUACAAGUCAUUAAGUCAAUCAUUUACCCUUUUGCAUUGUUAUUAUAUAGGGCACUGUGUAAUAACGUAAAUUUGCAUUCAUCCAUUCACAUUAUGAGUAUUUUUAAAGCCCCACAAGUCAGUGUUAAGUAUUAUCAAUAGUAGUGAAUAUGAUGCAUAUAGUAUUAACUUUAAAUUCACAAAACAUCUGUACUGUCCACCAUUUGGAACAGACUUUCUCAGUGUGACAAUAUUAAUCUGCCAGAGUUAUUCAAUUAAUUGUGAAUUUAAAGUGAAGAUUUCACUGUUGGCCAAUUACAAAGCUUAAAGAGUUUGUGUCCUUUUUGGCUAUUUCGCCUUAAAAUCGGAAAUUAACUUUCAUGUCACUUUAAAUUUCCAACAAUUCACCCUCUAGUGAAUACUGUGGUGUGAAAAGUUCCAAAGGUUCCUUAUAAAGUUUGUUUUAAUAGGUUUCCUGAUAAAUAAGAAUAAGCUAAAAGACACUAUAUACAACUGUCCUCAAAAAGUCCAACAACUUAACAAUUUUGUUCAUGGAGAAAUUCAAAUGCCUAGAUUUACAAUUUUGUAUUGUUACACACCAAUAUCUACUAUUAUUAGACAGACACCCUGUAAUUGAGUUUUUAUUGACAACGAUAACAAUGUUCCAUACCAACUAAAUUGAAAUUCCUAAGAUACUGAAGAUCAUUUUAUGUUUCAAGUACAUUUCAAAAGUAACUUUCACAGGAAUUAAGUUUUAAAAUUAGAGUUCCCAAAACUAUUCAAUGUCACAAAUUGUGAAUUUUGAUGAAAAAAAUAAACAUAUUUAUAGCUAUGUUGUAAAUAAACAAGUGUUAAUCAAUGUAUACAUUGUAAUAUUAUGGCUUAAAUUAUUUAAUAUAUACCAACUUUAAUGAUAAAGUUUUAUACCAAUUGUCAUACAAAUGUGAUGCUUGUUUUCUAUAUGGUUAAAUAUAAUGCAUUGCGAUUAAAAUCUAUAUUGG